Molecule: messenger RNA, 93632 nt
Organism: Xyrichtys novacula (pearly razorfish)
Lineage: Eukaryota; Metazoa; Chordata; Actinopteri; Labriformes; Labridae
Source: the annotation of a GenBank genome assembly
AUGCGUCGCAAAUGCUUCUAUCUGCUCGAGGUAAGUUCUGCGCUCUGACUUCGUCUUCUUGUAAAGCUUUGAGGAAAAAAGUGAGUAAAUCUGCCUCAUUCCCGCGAAUAUUACACAAGUAUAAUCUUUAGAGGAGAGGAUUUAAACACCAGCUUCCUCCUCCAGAUGUCAGAGUGAGAAUUUGUCACCAUCUCACAUCAUAGUUCUAAAAAUACCCUCAUUAUAAACACAAAAAACAAACAAAUUCUCUUAUUUAGAGGCUUAAUAUUUAAUUUAGUCCACCUUUCCCCUGCAGCUCUGACUAUCAACAACAAAAUGCACCAUGUAGGCACAGCCUCUGUACGCGCUGGAGCUGCACACAGCACGUUUACGCACAGGGAGUGAUACAUACAGCGGGACUUUUGGGGUUAAGACGCGUGAGAAAACGAUCCUAAGUGACAUGAUUCCUCCUCUCUCUCUCUCUGGUGGAGUUGGGCUUUAAUGCUGCUGCUGGAAAAAAAAAUAGGAAACGAGGAUUUGGGACUCUGGAGAUUAAAAAGUGUUAAUGCAGCAAGUGCUCCCCCUACUAAAAAGAGAAAAAGGAAAACAAAUUAAAAAUGUUUGAGCCGAGAGAGUCGUCCUGGGGUGAGUCAUACAGCUGUGGACAAAAAGAUGAGAGACCAUGUAAGACUAUGUAUGUACAUGUGCGUUAAAGGAGACAUGCCUGAGGUGAAUUACUUCAUCUACCUCCUCCUUCCCAUUAUAUGCGAGCAGAGCAGCUGCUCCAAGAAUAACCAAGAAUCCUCUGAAGCCCCCUUGUCCUCUGUGAAGCCUCCUCAUUGUUGUGAUUUAAGACCAGGCAGCCCCCCUCUCACAUACACACACACACACACACACACACACACACACACACACUCACUCACAUAUCAGCUGUCUGCAGGGGUAAAAAAGUACCUGAGAGCUAUUAAUCAUGUCAGUCUAGAGGUGUAUUUCUAUUUAACGAAGGUGGAAGCAGAAGAAGUCAGAAGAUAACAGUGUGGAGAUACUCCGUCCUGCUUUAUAUAUCUUGGUGUAAAAGUACAAGCAUUAAAUCAACUUAAAGUGUCUGAAGUUUAAGAUCUUAUCCCGCAGAAUAUCCUGUUACACACUUGUUUAUUUUAGCUGCUAAACAUGGAUUUGACUUUGAGUAAGAGAGCAGUGAACUCUCGUCCUGAUCUGUUGUUGUGGUCGACUGAUGGCGUUAAUUAACCCUAAAUUCCACCAGAUCCCUGUUCGUGAUGGUCCGUCUCCGCUUCACUGCGGGUUUUCACUUUCAUCAGUGUGUUUGCCUCCACUGGCUCCAGUGUUUUUCUGCUCCGUCUCAGCUCCAACUAUCCAGAGCUCGGCUUCUAUUUUUGACGAACACUGGAGCGCAGGGCAGAGUGAGGAAGACAGGAGGUCAGACACCAAAGCAACAUUAGGGUCGUUUUCACACGUCUGAGGGGUGAAUCGCACUUUCACGAAGUCGGAAGCUGCAAACCAAGACCCCUGUCUCCAAGCGGAGAGUUAAUUUGGACUUUCACACCACUCCAAACGAACUAGACUACCCAGGGAUUGGUUUAAAACGACCUUAACAGUUCUAAAUCUAAAAAAAAUGGUUAACCGUCAAAGUAAAACACAGACGACAGAUUGUGUUUCACUUGACUACACCAAAAUACGGCCUUAUUGAGUGGAGCCAGGCCUGGAGUCAAGACAACUCUUGAUUCUAAAUCCCUGAUUGUGACUCCAGCUGUGCUGAAAGCACACAAGAUUGGCGUUUACACACAGGGAGCGUGGAGAGGAGAUGGAUCUGGUGGAAUCUGGUGUUACAGAUCAGGUCGUUGGAUGACCUCUAUCUAAAUAUAGGCGUGCAUUUUAUCCAAAAAACGGUUCAGUCAUGACAGCCAAUAUUUUAUGCACAUUACAAUCCAAUAUGCAUGACUAUCUAAGCCGAUAAUCUUAAUUAAAUCAUAGAAAAAUACAUGUCUGAUAUGACAGGAGCAACAUCAAACUGCAUUUUCCUAAAACUUUAUAACUUGUUAUGAUGCAGGGCUUAACGUUUCAUGACAGCCGCCACACUGACUAGACUGCCUGCAGUGUUUGCAGACAUUAUUUGCUUAUUUCUUUAAUUGGCCACAUGAGUGCAGGCAUCAGUUAAUAACAAAACGCCUUAAUCGCCCUAUUAGUCUGUCUCUGAGCUGUGAUAAUACUGAAGAGUUUCGUGUGUCGUACAUGUCUGUAAAUGUCAGAUACAUUUAAAGGGGUGAAAAAUGCAAAAUAUUUACAUUCACUCAAAUACACCCUAGUUGCUUCUUUUUACUCCACGUCCAUCACCUCUAUCAGAGAGAGUUACCAUGCAGAGUUUGUUUGAUGCCCAACUUCUGAAUUAUGAUAGCUGAAAAUCCUCACUCUUAUGAAGUCAUUUCUGUCUGAAAACUAGUCCUCAAACUUCUAUUACUCUCUAAAAAGUGCUCACUGUAUAUGAAUAUUUCAUCCUUUCGAUGCAAGUCAAUGUUUUUUGAAGAGUUUCGGUUUUGCAUAACUAUAGCCCCGCUGCCUCAUGUUCUUCUCUCGCUCUCAAUGAGGCGCAGAGCAACGAGAGCGGAGCGGAGCUUUGUGUGAAGUCAUGAAGGUGAAGUGAACUUGCUCUGUGCUGCUCCUUUAUGCGUGCGACAAUAGAGAUACUAUAGGAAACAACAUUCAGCUGCAAACAUCAACAGACGCACAGGUCUGGAAGUUGAUGCAGGUGCUGAAGUGACCUUAGAGUAGAAAAAAAAACGAGCAAACGCUGAAAACAUGUUCAUGAAAUGUGCUCAGCCAUCAGUGAAUCUCUUUCUCGUGUAACAGCAGCUCAGUGGGAUAACGGCCGUUUAAUGUGGAGGCUUCAGAGACAGAUAGUCCUGCUCAGAUGAUGACUAACCAGGUGAUGUUUAAUUCAUACAGAUAUUAAUAACCAGUUAUGUCCAGUAUCACAACCUCUUAAUGAUUUAUCAGCAGGAGAAGUCAGAGCAGGGGCUGCGCUGCCUGAAGAUAUGAACACGGUGAUGCUGACCACCAGCUGAAUCAGGUUAAAAACGGCAUAAAAAACUCAUAAUCAUGAGAGGGGAUCUUUAAAAAUGAUAAUGAGAUGUCCAAAAAUAGACUGGAAUGAUUCAGAGCAUUUAUUACUCAAGUUUAUUUGAAUAAAAAGAUGAAAAUAAGACUUCCAGGACCUGGUUUUAGACAGAAAUGUCAUUAUGACAUAGAGGAUUUUAACAAUCUCACACAUUCACGCACCUGUGAGAAUAAUCCAACAUCCCUUAACAGUAUUAAAAAGAAACAUUCAGUUUUAUUUGUUCGGUCCUUUAGAGAACUAUUCGAAGGACUAUAAGAGGGAAAGUUGCCCUGAUAGAAUCAAUCAAAAGUGAGUGUUAAGUUGCAACUAAAUCAACCCUGCGCUGGAGUUAAAGUCGCUAAAGUAGUUAAAGUAGCUCCUUGAUUACUAAAGUGAAGCUAAUUUCUAUCGCCUUACACAGCCUGCAGGGGCGACCACAUGAUUUUCAAAUAUUCGAGGAAAUGAGUUGACUUCACGCUCGAGUUUACGAGUUCAUGGUCACUUUAAAGUUUUCUCAAAUUCAGCUUGUUAAGUUUGGAAGUUGUGGUCCAGCUCAGAGGAAAAUAGCUGAGAAGGAUUCAUCUCUGGUACCUGUGUUCAGAACGCCCCGAAGCCUCUUAUUUCCCAAGAAUAUAAAUGAAAAAUUUUAAUCCAACAAACCUUCAGCUCUUAAAAACUCCCAGAAAGUAGUCGAAACAAAGAGCUCUGUGCUGUCUGUCAUCUGUUCUCGUUUAUAUCCAGGUAGUGGAGUAUUAACCUGAACUACAGCCUAGACACGAGACGUGAGCUGAAUUUCAGGCCUAUAAUGAUUGAAAUAUUGAUUAUUCCUGUGCCAACAAUGAAGGGCCAUCAGGUUUAAUCCAUGAGUCAAAACUCAUCACAUCCCCAGUUCAGACCCCCGUAAUUAUACCCCCCUUUUUUCGAGUGAGCGCCUUCUCUUUGAGACGAGUUUUCCAGCCAUCCUAAAGUUACAUUUGAGUUUAUAACACCCUAAAUUAUUAAUGGACCUCGCCGAACACUGAAAUUAGCUGGUAAAUUUAGAGCCUAAUCCCCUCGCUCCUCGCCUGGUCACCCUCAGGUGCUAUAAUAAACUGAGUCUGCGCUCAUGAAACCAAACAAAGCAAAAAUAAAUGAAUGAAUAAAGAUAAAAACAAACAAACAUCUGAGGCUACACAGUGAAAGCUCCUUUACUGAAACACAAAAUCUAAUAAGAGUUUUGACAAGAUGAUUGCUCAUUUCUAUGGCGUUAUUAAGACCUGGAUCUACAGGUGAAGGCAGAAACAGACCUGGUUACAUUUACAGCUGCAAAGUGAAUAAUGCACAAACAUGUAAAUAUGGAAAUAAACUUGGACAAGCUGCUGUGUUACUCACAGACAAUAACUAGAGUGGUUGACACAGGAGCUUUAAAGUACACUCAGAAGUUUGUGCUUUCACCUCUGAAAUACAGUCUGUGUCUAAAGUAAGAUAACUGUCCGCUGUGAAGUCCACCGGAUUAACUAAAGUCACAACAAAGAACAAAACAACAAAUACAAAGCUCUGAGGCCUUGAAGAAAAACACCCUACUCUCAAUGAAGGAAUAAUCACUAACUACAGAGACACACACACACGUCACACACGGCCCACCUGCACCAGCUGCCUCCCCUCUCCUGCUCUUUAUACUCUGCUGUGAUCGACUAUUGGUCAGAGAUGAGCUGAACCCCCUGUUUCCCUGAAUCAGAGCAGCAACUGGAGAAAACUUAGGAAAGGAAACAUCAGUAAAAACACUCGACACUGUGGAGCCUGACAGACAAACAGCUGAGAGGAUCCAGCAGCAGAUGUAGUUUCUGUCUUAAAGGGAUUUUCCGGCAAAAAAUUAAUUUAGGGUCAAACCCUCAAGAGAUGAAUGUUGCCGACGGCUUCCUUUUCUAGUUUCACCAACUUUAGUAACAACCACACGAUAGCAAUACACAGCGGUCUGAGGGGCCAUAAACAAACCUCAACCAAAACACCUACUCACCUCACCUACUCUCUUCCAGCAGCCGCUUGUUUGUAGCGAGACCUCAGGCCAGUCCACUACGGACUGCAGCGGGGUGACACAGCUAAAGGAAGAACAUUUAUGAUAAUUUCUUUAUCGUUUCCUUGAAGUAAUAAUCAUCAUAUUAAUCAUUUUGCACUGCAGACGCGGUAGUUCUUCUGCCUUAGCAUCUCAGUCUGAUUGCAUUUCUAUGAAGAAAUGAUCAUAAAUGUUCUUCCUUGAGCUGCGUCACCCCGCUGUAGUCCAUAAUGGACUAGCCCAAGGUCUUGCUACAAACAAACGGCUGCUGGAAGAGAGUAGGUGAGAUGUGUUAAGUCUCUUUGCUAAAAAAAUAAGGCAAAGUUAAAAAGAUGUUUGGUGUCUAGUACUAUGGCUGUGACCCUAUAUGUCCUGUUGAUGAAGUUAGGUGCUGUUCUGAGCAUUAUUUGUGUCUAUAGAGUGGUGUUUUGGUUGAGGUUUGUUUAUGGCUCCUCAGACCGCUGUGUAUUGCUAUCGUGCGGUCGUUACUAAAGUUGGUAUAACUAGAGAAGCAAGCGGUCGGCAACAUUCAUCUCUCGACGCGGUGCCUAACUUGGUGUUGUGGUGUGUUUGACCCUAAAUUAAUUUGACGCCGUAGUAUCCCUGUAAUGGUUGUUGUUUUUACAUUUCAACUUCCACAGAGUAUUUUUCAUUCUUGUCUUACCACACAGACUUGAAACACUCCUAGAGGCCCCUGGAUGAAAGUGAUUCACCUUUGAAAUGACUUGACCAGCUGCUUUCUAUCCCUCCGUUUUGGAUCGGGGUUGUCAGUUGUUGAGCUUUAAUUACUUGGAAGGAGAUGGACAGCGGGUGCAGUAGGUUACCGUGCUGUGAUACCCGCCCAGGACUCACUGAGCGUGAAACAGAUACAGCCAGUCAUCGGGAACCCUGCUCGAAAAUCUGGGUCAUGUUAGCAUUUUAUAUGAAACGCUACACACAACACUGGCAUUUCACGCUGCUGUAGCCAUCAGGUAUGAAGCCACGCGGUCUUUUUCCUCAGGAGAAAUUAGAUGGAAAAUGAUGCAGUUAAAGUGACUUUCUCUUCGUUUUGCAGGCGUAGAAAGGUGAAAUGUUUACAGUUUCAGCGCUGCAUAAUUAAUAAGGAUGAUUUAUUUAAGACGGAAAUGCAACAUUGGCUUUAUAGGUAAUAGAAGCUGCUCUCUUGAGUCUGCAGGGAAGGCUCAAGGACAGCUGCAUUGACGUGUAACCCAGUUAGGGGUCAAUUAAAAAGGCAAAACAGAAACUGAACUGAUGACACUUUACGGUCUUUUGUGGCCCUUUCUGUCGCCCAUUAAGCGGCUCUGACAGAUGCUGGCUCAUGAGCAGAGAAGCCGUGGAUCAGUGGUUUCCUCACAUCAGCAGUGCGACAUGCAGUCCAAUAUUCACUGGAUGUUUUCUGGAUGGUUUCCAGCUGUCACUGCAAGAAUCCAGCAAAGAUCAAAGUGUGCAGAAACGUGAAACCAAACACUUGGAUCCACUGAAGUGUCAUUUUAUAAAAACAGAGAGGCUCUGACCUUUAAUCCUCCACGUGUGUGUUUGCAGUAAAUGAAGCAGAUGCUGCUUCUCGCUGUUUUUGUGUCAGAGACGAGCAGAAAACACCGUCACAUGAGACCUGGUGCGAGCAGAUACAAGUGCAAACCCCUCCUGAGUUACUGUACUUUUAUGAUUAUGUGCAUUAUUUAAUGUUUUCCCUCCUGCACAUGUAAAGUAGGCUAACACAACCAUGCAUGAUGCAAUGACAAAAAUACAUUGUUUUUGCAUUUCAGCUCCUCCGAAAAGGCGGGGAAUCCUCCGCAGCGUUUCUAUUCCGCUGUAUCGUUGUAUCCGCAAACAUGAAAGAGGCCUGACGGGGAAAAUGAUUACGGACUACAAAGCAGGCCAAAUUAGGAGCCUUGCAUGCGGAGACGAGUUGUUAAUACAUUCAGCAUCUGCUCAAGGGCACCCAGAGUUUUCAGCACAACUUCGUGAGAGGAUUAGAGACACAGCAGAGAUCCAAACACCAGCGCAGAGACGGGGAGAGUAGUAUUUUUUAUUAUGUCAUCUGGACUCUGCAGCAACCAUUACCAGGCUGCAGUUCUGAUCGACAUCCACUUCUUGGCCGUUGCUUGAACUCGGCGAUAACUGCGUAUUAGCAUAAAAAACGGGGACAGCAAAUAUUGAGAUGAGCACCCGAACACAAAUACAUGAUUUUAAUGUUACUCUCACAGUCUGGACUGAGAGGAGACCGGGCUGUAUGUUUGCUGGUGGGUUUAUACCAGUGUUAAAAAAGUAAAAACCCUUUUAAAGACUGAAAUCCAAGAACACGUCAUCAUUUUUAAGACUUCCAAAAGACCGUAACCUGCAUUAUCAACGUUUACAAAACUACAACUAGUUUUCUACUGAGAGUAUUUCCCAGUGUGAGGAAAUGUACAUAAAACCCAGAGGUGUAAAAAGCAUUGGGCCAAAGCUACUCUAUUCUGAUAGUCAGCUACUCAUCAAUAAUUAAGACAAUUGAUCUGGUAAUUGGACCUUUUACUGGAACAAUCAGCUUUAAAUGUAACAAAGCAAACAAGCCGUUAAGAAUCUUUCUGGCCGUAUUUUUGCUCUUUAGAUUAAUCUUUAAAACCCUGAUUAAUCGCAAAAAUCUUAAUAGUUAAUCGCAAUUAAUCGCAUGUAAAUCGCGUGUUUAAGAUUUCAUUAUUUUGCAUUUUAAAACAGGUUUUAAGUUCAUUAACAAUGUUGAGCAGUUCUUACCAGUGAAUUGAUGUAGGAAACAAAUGAAUCUGCUACAGCAAUGUUGUCUGAAACGGUCCCCUAGAGAUAGGGGGUUGUUUCAAAGUGCUCAUUCUAUCAAAUACACAGUUUGUCUUAGUUUUAAUGAUUCUUUUGGGGGCUUUUUGCCGUAAUCAAUAGGGCAGCUUAGAGAGAGAAAAGAGAGAGAGAGAGAGGCAGAAUAACAUGCACCAAAUCAUGCUGGGGUGAGGAAAUAAUCCUACAGCGAGUGCGUUGAGGACUCCAGCCUCUGUGCAUGUGUGUGUGCUUAAACCACAACACCCUGUGGUGUUUAUUUUUAUUUGUUCAAAGGAUAACGCUGUUUCACAUAAAGAAAUAUGCAGGAGUGCAUGUACAAAAGGUCCAAUCUGUGCCAAUUACAGGGAAAUUCCGCCGUAAAAUUAAUUUAGGGUCAAAUACAUCGUAACACCGAGUUGGACACCUCCUCGAGAGAUGAAAAUUUGCCGUCUGCAUGCUUCUCUAGAUAUACCAACUUUAGUAACGACCGCACGAUAGAAAUACACAGCGGUCUGAGGAGCCAUAAACAAACCAAAACACCACUCUAUAGCCACAAAUAAUGCUCAGAACAGAACCUAACUUCAUUAACAGGACAUAGCCACAGCACUACCAAACAUCUUUUUAGUUUUGCCUAAUUCUUUAGCAAAGAGACUAAACACAACUCACCUACUCUCUUCCAGCAGCCACUUGCUUGUAUGGAGACCUCUGGACGAGUCCAUUACCGCGCCAGGGUGACGCAACUCAAGGAAGAACAUUUAUGAUCAUUUCCUUAAAAUAAUUAUAACCAUAUUAAUCAAUUUACUCUGCAGACGCGGUAGUUCUUCUGCCUUAGCGUCUCGGUCUGAUUGUAUUUCCAUGAAGAAAUGAUCAUAAAUGUUCUUCCUUGAACUGCAUCACCCCGCUGUAGUCUGUAAUGGACUCGCCCGAGGCCUCGCUACAAACAAGCAGCUGCUGGAAGAGAGUAGGUGAGUUGUGUAUAGUCUCUUUGCUAAAGAAUUAGGCAAAACUAAAAAGAUGUUUGGUAGUGCUGUGGCUAUGUCCUGUUGAUGAAGUUAGGUUCUGUUCUGAGCAUUAUUUGUAGCUAUAGAGUGGUGUUUUGGUUGAGCGCGUUGUUGUCUGUAUUGCUAUCUGCGGUCGUUACUAAAGUUGGUCUAACUUGAGGAGCAAGCGGUCUGCAACAUUAAUCUCUCGACGGGGUGUCUAACUUGGUGUUACGGUAUGUUUGACCCUUACUUAACUUUACGCCGGAAUAUCCCUUUAUGUCUGCAGUUAUUCCAAGAGAAAUUUUGAGACGUCCAGGAUCCUCUCUGUGAAUCUGACAGCGUUCCACUUUGGUUGCUUUGUCCAGGUCCUGUAUGUUUACGAGUGUCACUGUGUGGUCAGUAACAUGCAGACAGGUAUAUGACGGUGACUCGCUUCAGCUUCCCAUUUUCUCUUCCAGACAGACAUAUAUCAUUACCCUAGACAUGGCUUUAUAUGCAGACCCUGUGCUUACCUCAUGUUAAAUGCUGCUUAUUCAUGCGUAGGGGCCGAUCUGACCGGUAACUCUUGUGACUAAUACACUUACUAUUGACAGGUGCCUCAUACAAUGACACUAGAAAAACAUGAACUAUCCUUUUACAGGCUGUAUGAACAGUGUGAGCAGUACGGUCUUUCUGAAGCAUAUAAAUCUGUGUAUGAAAGCAAAGUACCUUGAAUACUUUUAUGAAAUUUAUAUUCUUGAUUAACAGUGCAGCGCCAUACUGAUGCUGUCAAAAGGCCAGAUUGAAUAGGCUUGCUGCUGUGAAUUAUGAGCAGGAUGCUCUUUUAUAGAAGUCAUACCAAGUUCAAACAUUCCUUUAUGUCCCAUUUUCAUUAAAAGCCUGACGUCUUACUCUAUAGCAUCUCGUUAAAUCAAAUUACAGAGUGACUAGAGAGAGGAACCGCAUGUUCAUGUUCAGCAAUCAAAAUCUGAUUCCUGUUUCCCGGCACGGCUGACACUUGAGUGCUGUACAUCACACUGAUAAGAAGUGAUUAACUGUGACCUCUGUGGCCUUUUUUCUCACUCUCCUCUUAUCAGGUUUGUGCCAUCGUGAGCCUCCUGCCCUCGGGCUCGUAUGCAGAUCUGACAUGUGAAGCUCUCCUCCUGCUGUCCGGAAACGUCUCGUGUAAGUUGAGGACAAGCAUCGACUACACUACACAGUGUGUGAAAGAAUCUCUUAAAAGGCAGAACAAUCCCGCCUGAGUGUUUCAUGUUGAUCCACUUAAACGCUCUCAUCAGUUUGGAUUGAUUUCCAGUCUUUUCCCAUCAUGUCAAUACCCACAAAAUGCCGAAACCCUCGUCCUCAAUCCUAACUUUCCCUGGGAGGUUAUUGGCAGUGUCUUCUCUCAUCUCUGUACUCCUGUGUAAGACUUGAUUAUCAAACUUUGUAAACCUGGGAACAUGCCCGUAGUCAGCCGAGCAAAGACUCUGAGGAGCAUCUUGUUAUUUGCCCCGGGGUAAAAUGUGUUCCAGGUACCCGCGAACAAACUAAUAACAAUGAUAACUCUGCUGUUGUUGUUAUUAUUAUGCUGUCACAAACUAGGGCUGGGUGCCUUAUUCACUCCUGCUUCAACAUGAACUAAAGUGUGUCUUUGAGAUUCGUCAAAAUAAACACAUAAAUACAGGGAAGCAGCCUGUCGGAGUUUCAAAAGACCAAGUUCAGACGAAACCAAUUCAAGCAGUCAGUUCUCACAUUUGAAGAGCUACAAUCAGGACAGUGUGAGUCAUUUCCGAUCAAUCGAGUUAAUUGUUUCAUAUGUUAUGAGAGACGUCGGAGACAAGUAUGAGUUUACUGCUGUUUUAACGAUAACUGAAGUGUCUUUGUACGAUCUGACAGGGAUUCUUUUUCAGCCUCAGUGACGUGUUUCUCUGUGAAAUCUUUAAAUAAACACAGAAAGUUAUAAAGACGCUUUACAGAAAGAGCAAAGAGAGCCAACGUCAAGAAUAGAUCAGAUUCAGUCUCAUCAUAAUCCAGCAUGAAUGUAACACUUUAGUGAGGAAGAAAAAAAACUUCCUUUAACAGGCAGAAACCUCGGGCAGAACCAGACUCAUGAUAGACAGUCAUCUGCUGAGACUGUAAUAGGAUUUGAGCGAGGGUUAGCGAUCCAACAGUGACGCACAACGACAGAAGCUCAUGCAGAUUUAGUCUUAAAGUGCCGAUAAUAACGGCGAAAGUCUGUCUGCAGGAACUUAAAAUUAUUAAUAAGGAUAUCCUGACCUUAAUAAUAAUGGUAGUUAAAGUCAGGUCUCAGACAAGCAUGUAUAAAAACAACGCCGAUAGCUGAUGCUGAUAAUUCAAGAGCAGGUCUGGAUGUAUGCCGCUGAUAUCUUAUUAUCUUAGAUUUCCAAACAUGAAGGAUAUUAAUGCUGGAAGCAGUUAAACUGUCAAAUGACUUUAAACAUCAGAACAGAAUUAAUCUUAAACACAAACUAGCAACUCUCUGGACUUUAUAAACAUCAUUUAAGAUGGAAAAAGCCUGAUAAUUGACCGCAGCUUCACUGGUUAGGCUGCCUGCAGUGUCUGCAGACAUCAUUUGUUCAUAAUUGAAAUGUUUAUCUUCAGUUUUUAUUGUGUUGUUUUGUAGUAUUUGUUCAUUUUGUAUCAUGAGUGUGGACAUCAGCUGAUGUCGAUGUUUUUACGAUGCCAUCAAUCAUCCUGUCCAAUAACGCCUGUGUGUAUUUUAAGAUCUGCCAACGAUUAUUUUACAGUUUUAGUGAAUUAUUUGGUCAAGUUACACGCAAACAUUAAGAGAUAGAGCCUGUUAGAUAAUUAAAAAGUGAAAUUACAGAGUUUGUGAUCAGAACUGACGGUUUGAACUCUAAAAUAAGUUGAGCUCAGCAUGGUGGGAAACCAAAAAAGCAGCAAAAACACCCAGUUAAGGUGCUGGAAUCGAGAUGGUGACACUUAAUUGUUAAUAUAGGUGUGUUUAUUGAUUAGUACUUUUAUCAAUACUGUUGGCAGACAAACAAAGCUGAAGUGCCGCUCGAUUAAACCACCACAUUAGAGGUGUAUUUGUGAGAUCUGUCAGAUUGAUCCCAAAUUGGUUAUUAUUAUUUAGAAGUAUUUGUUUUAGUAAUAUGUCCAAAUAAAGACAAAAAUAAGAGAUGAAUGGCCUGUUAGAGUGUUUACAGUCAGAGCUGAUGGGUCAACCCUUCAAAAAGUCACAUUUAGGAUGGUUUAAACAGAGAAAAUGAACCAAUUCUUACCUCUCAAACCAGGAGACUAAAAAGCUCUCAAAACAGUGAAGUUAAAUAUUUCAUCAAAGUGUUAGUAGACUAUUAAAACUAAAGUGCUGCUCAAACUAUGACGACAGAGUGAUUAUGACAUCCACCGAGGGUAACUCUUCAGUGUCUGUGAAUUAUUUAGCCUGUGAAAUGUCAAAGUGCACAUGAGUAAGGUAAAAGUUAUCCGCUCGUUUUUCAGAAUCAGAGUUCUAGUUUUUUCAGGAUCAAGUCGAAACCUGAACGUAACAUUCCUCAGUUCCAGUCCAGCUUUAAAAGUUGGACUUACCUUGUUUCUGUGUCACUCUAUCAGACACUUCCCUGUCUCAGACUCUGUUUUUGUGCAGAUGUAGUUCCUUCAGUGACUCGACCGCAUUCAGGUAUCAUUUUGCUCAUGAUAUUUACACAAUAAUAUGAUACCCAGCCCAGGUGAAGACUGAGUCCAUGUUUAUGUUUCAGGAGGUGUGUUGUUACCUUAAUGUACGGGGAUUAGUUUCGCUUGUCUGGAACCUUGGUAACAAGAGGAACUUGAACUUUAGGGGGGCAAAAAUAAACAAGGUCUCUUAUUAUGAUUAACUGAACAUUUCAGUUGUUUGUCAGGGCGUUUGCACAAACAAGAACAUUAAAAUGCUGCGUGCUGAUUGGCUGAAAAAGCAUCUGAGUGAUUUAGCAUCCUUAGUUCCCUGAACUCAACGAUACAUCCUCCUAUACUUAUAAAGCAGUUAAAAUAAUAUAUCUUCCCUUUAGAUUCAGAACUAUUUUGAACUAUUUUAACCUCAUGUAAAGUUUUAUUUUUGGACUAAAACUGGUUGGAGCAGAGAUGUAAGUUUAUCUUUGCAAUGUGAGAGGAACACCUUUUAACUAGUAAUGAUACAUCCACUAAAAAUGGCUGAAAAACAGUUUUACUUCUUUUCUAUAGCAAAGAAAUAAUCAAAUGUUUGGAAAAAAAAGGCAAAAAAAAAGGAAUUUUUCUUUUUUAGCUCCAGGAAAGGAUUUUAGGCACUUAACAUGCUGGAGGGGAUUUAAAAUAACAAUACACAACGUUAUUAGGCUCUUUACAUACACUGUCUAUUUUACUAUUUUCUUCAAGUUUAUUUUUAAUCUCAAAGAAUUAAUUUGGUCAGUAUCUUGCAAAGUAGUCUUGCAGUUAAGCUCAACAAAAGAAGAGUGAUAAAUCUUGACUCUGAUUCUUCUUUUAAAGAAUUGUGAUUUGGUAUUUCUGCCGUCUUGCUCAGCCCCACUAUCACUUCAGGUACUGAAGGUCACGUUUCCUUUCCAACACCUCCAGCUCUCGCACCCGCUCCAUCUUCGCCGGCCCUCCCCCUCUGAGAAACAUUUUAAAGUUAACACAACCAGACAGCAGCCCGUGUUUCCAGAAACGCUGACAGUCGUGCGGAGAACGCCAACAGGUCCCAGGAAUCAAAGUCACAGUUUUCCUGAUGCAGCCGGAGACUGAGAGGGAUUCUGGCACUAAAGCAGACGGACUAGACAGUCAUAAUUCAUGAAGUCCUUGUCAAUCAAACAUAAAUAUGUGUUUUUAGGCUAUGUGUUUGAUGUUUUCCUUCUGCGCUUUUAAAACGGCUUCCAUACUUCACUCCAAAUCCUCUAAUUUCUCCAACACAAAAAGGCGUCAAAGCCUCGGUGCAGAGAUAUAUCUGAUGGCAUUAGAAUGAAGGGUCAACUUUGCCCUGCAGAGCAUCCUCAUUUCCGGAUUACUGAAUUAAUAGCCUGACCUCGGGGGCACGUCUAGAUUCAUAUUUGCUGCUGUCGCCCUCUUAUUGCUCCGGGAAGAAAGGUCUGUCACCAGUGUUUACCAUUGCCCUUUAAUGCUCACCCUUUGUUGCAGUUAAGCUGAAUCUAAUGAGAUUUCCAUUGCCUCUUGUAAACCGUGCAAACAAAGAUGGAGGUUAUUGAUGAUCUCUUCCUCUCUCUCCUCUCUCUCUCUCGGUUGCAGUACAAUCCCUGGCCUCCUCCUGGAACCAAACUCUGAGCAAUGCAUCAAGUCAGUGGAGCGGUGAGUUGGACAAAUUGUAUGAAACUGAUUCCCUUCACUGUUGCUACAAAACAGGGUUGUUGUUGGAGUUUGAUUUGAACUCAGAUUAUAAGGACUAACAUCAAAGACGACAACAAUGCUGGAAAUAGACUUUGGCGACGCUCCGCUGGAGACGCAGUUCAGCUCAGGAGGAAUCAUUAAGAGCCUGUGUACACAAACAGCUCAUCCAGCUCCACCUUUAAUUGCCAAGAACUCUGGAGAAUUUCACCCUGGCUAUAUGUAGUCCUCGGACAUGUCAGGAAUGUGCGUCUAUGAAUGACAUUUCUGUCCCCACGCUGCAGGCUCGGGGGUCUUCUGCGAAACCUCCAUCGACGGCAUCGGCACCUGCUGGCCCAGGAGCGGCGCAGGCCAGAUGGUGUCACGACCCUGUCCGGAGAUGUUCUACGGUGUCAGAUACAACACCACCAGUAAGUCCCUCCCCCUCACUCAGUCCAACAUCACAUUAAAAAGAAGAUUCAAUUUGAACCCCUCUCCCUCGCUCCCCGCUCGCAGUCCCCUCGGGCAGAUCCUGUUUACGUAAUUGUGUAUCCAGAAAUUAGCAUGAGCAUACAAAUUAGUGAGACACACGCAGACAAAAGUGCAAGAAAGAAAGAAGAACACAAACAGGAUAAAGAGUAUAAAAGGAAAGAAAAGGAGCGGGAAGAUAUUUGUGUCAGGACUUAAACGACAAAAGAAAGAGAGGAUAAUAUUGCAGCGUGAUCCCACAUGGCUAAGCCGGUCUACAGGGAUGGAAACAGGAUAUAAAUGUCACAAAUGGUGCUCAUGAUUCAUUUCACUCAUCAGUUCAAGUCAAAACUACUCUUUGAAACAUGUCAGGGCUCAUAAAAUCAAAUAAUUGUGCGCCUUUCUUCGUGCCCAAUCACAUUUUUGGACUUUGAGGGUUUCUUUAAGAGCACAAAGUUUGUUCAGGUUUGUGUUUUGGCGCUGAACUAUUCCUGAACUCAUCCGCACCGCAGUUUCUUCUGAGGUCAAACCCUUAAGUCCAGCUGAGAUUAAACAGCUGCAGCAAACACAUCUGAUCCGUUAAUUACACAUCCAGAGCUCCAAUUUGGAAGAAAAUAAGUUCUCAAAGGGUAAAAUCAAUACUUUACUUCUGUUUUGUAAGAGUCAUUGGUCAGCCACCAGACUUAAUCACCUCAGAAACUACAAAAUUAAGUGAAGUUAGAGUUUUAUCAACAAAGAAAAGUCAAUGAUAAUGAUGCUCUUUUUGUUUGCUUUUGGUGCCAGUGAGAGGUUUACAUUUCUGUCGUCAUUUUCACAAAGUUUUCUUCUUUGAAGAGUUGCUCCUAGUGACAAAAUUCGCAGAAAAUCAUGAGAAUUUUGACGUUUUUUUUGAGCGCAGUGUUGCCAGACCCAUUAGCCAUCACGGAGCUGUCUUAUUUCAGGCAUUAAAAAUCAUCAAUCUUGUCCCUGAUGGUCUUAUUGCUUUUGAUAUCAUAAAAAAGCAUCAAUAUUAAUUAAAGUUUGUUUCAUAGAUAGAAGAAAACCUCCUCACAGGAGCUUUAAGACUAAAUUAGAUGAUUUAAUGGUAUAGAUUACACUGUGAUUACAAUCGGGUUCACAUCUACAAGCUAUGCGCUGAUGCAAUAUGCAAGAAAUGACAGGUGAGCCUUGCAUCAAAAGGUUAGUAAUUAAAGAUGUAUUAAAACUGCUAGAGCACAGAAUAACACCGACAGCAACGAAACAGUUGAAACAACAGCCUUAAAUGAUUCAUAACAACCGUUGGAUGUCAGCUGCGAUCAGAGUGUUUAAGGAGAGAUAGAAAAGCCGACACCGCUGCAGAGCAAAGGCAGAUUACUCACCAAUUUAUCAACUUUUACAUCAAAUAUCACAGUAUCAGGAUGGAUACCUCUGUGGUUAUUUUAAAAGAUUUAAAGCUCAGAAACUCUUCUUUGGAAACCAUAAUUUUAGCUGCUGUCUCUUUAAGACCCUCAUGAGCCCACUUUAUGCCAGCUCACUAGAACCUCCUCCGCUGUUGCCAUGCUACAAAGUUGGAACCACUGAGAUAACUACGGUAGUAUUUCUCUAACAGUGCAGAGAGGCAAUUACAAGUGUUUAGCAGAGAAAGAAACGGCAAAGAGAAGUGUGGACUUCUGAAACAUCAAGAGACAUGAAAAUAAAAUAGAGCAAUGCAUCACAAAUCUCAGCGGUUAAGGAUCAUAAUGUGGACCAUCCUUCCUGAUCUGUGUGUGUGUGUUUUUUCAUGGACUGUGCAGGUGUCAUUUUCUGCCGCAGGUGUUUUCUGACUAAGCCUGUAUUAACAGUCACUGCUCCCAGUGCAGAAAGGUGCCAGUGUCCUUUAUAUAAAGUGUAGGCUGUGCCUCACCUCCCCUCCCUCACACACUCAGACAGACGGGCAUCUUUCUCAUGCUCGUAUUGAUUUAAACUGAGAUGAGUGCUUCUGUUUUCAUUACGUUAAUAUGAGCUUUUUAUAUCCCCUCCUACUGUGUCCAGCUGCAGCCACAUCUUCUCCACUCUCUGCCUCUGGAGUGGCUUUUCAUGCUUUUUUUGUGUUUUGCUGUCACUCUAGGUUUCCCUUUAAAAACAGAGGGCUGUUUGUUUCUGACACAAGUCUGCAGCGUCCACCCCACAUGCAGCCAGAUCCUACUGUCAUGCUUAAUUUAAGAUUCCUACGAAAGAAAAUCCUCAUGAUAAAGCAGCACAGAGUGGAUUCUUUGUGAUGUCCAGUUUAAAUAAAACACAUUUGCGCGUUUUUAGGUUUAUAAGAUGAAAAAACAGGGCACAGACUGGACUUCCCAAGCAGUUUGAGAAAAUAUGCUUUUCAUGUGAAGACAGUAAAUCACAAGAGAUUUAACUAAUAUGUAUUUAAUCGAGCCCCACUGGACUUGAUGUUUUUCCGUUAAGGGAUUGUUUCUUUACUUUCUUAUGAAUAAACUCAAAGAAGCCUGCCGGAAAUUUCUUGAAAUGCCCGCUUUGACUAAAAGAUGAAUUGAUCAGCUCGUGAGAGUCAAAGGUCACUCAGAUCUCAGAACCAUUUUUGGCUGUAGCUUCAGUUUUUACAGCACUUUUAUCUAAAACCUGCACAAAAGUUAAAAAGAUAAAAUACAAAAGGGGAAGAUUGUUCAAGCUUUAAAUGUUAUAUUCACUCCAACAUUAUCAUGCCCUAAAAAAGGGUCUGAUGCUAAUCAGGGACCGCUGAGAAGUUUUUGUCAAUAUUUGAUGUGUAAUGGGGCAAUGAAUUUGUAAAUGUACUCCUAUCUAUCUAUCUAUCUAUCUAUCUAUCUUGGCUGCUCUUUGCAGGUGGAACGGUGGUGUUCUGUUUGAAAGAGUUACCGUGCAAUUUGGUGGCUUUCGAAUAUGUGAGCGGUUAAAACUGCCGUUUGAACGCGGAAAGGCUCACGUAUUUAUUCAUUUAUUUGUUGAAUUCUAUGAAAAACUAUAAUAGGCAGCCCAACUAUAUAUGUUUCAGAAAGCUAAUGGCAUUUGUAGGAGAGACCCACUCGGCUGAAAGUCAGCGCCCGUUGACAGGGUUACCGUUUACGCCGGAACACCGCGUUCAAUACGCUAACAACCGUUGGCCAGUUAACCAAGUAAAAAGGCGUAAGUCGGCUUGGGUUGGCAAGGGAGUAUUAUAAUUUAGCGACUGAACACGUUUGUUAAAUGUUUAACAUAGAAAAAGAACAAGUUUGGUAACUACUUGUCUUUAUAACGAGUGGUCGAGAGGCUUGAACCGCGCUGCUUAGCAACGUCUCCCAACGGCUACGAAGCGCCUAUGUUCGGGCUAAUGUGGAGGCUCCAGUUACCAGAAAAUAUACCCUUUUUCUGUUUGGACGAGUUGGCUACACUUUUUUGGUCCAAACAGUUCAAGUUGUGGACUCCUGUGAUGUUGCUACGCCUGAAACCAGCUCCCCUGCUAACGUGAAAAAGACGGACGCAGUGAGUAGUAACGUGAACCUAACGCUAAAAUCAUGCUAACCGUCAGUUGUAACCGAAGUCACCGAGCAGCUGUAUCAUGGCUGAUGUUAACAGCCAACAGGACUAAGUUCUCCCUUCCUUGUCCACUAAAAAUGAAAAUAAACAGUUUCACAAAGUUGAUAAAUUGAUUUCAUUUGUGUUUUAGAGAAAGCUAGAGUAGUAACCAUACCAACUGUUCACAGAUUAGCUCAUAACAUCUCUAAAUGAGCUUAUUUUUUGUCAGCCUAUGCACAGUAGCAUCGUCUUCUGAUCUCAUUCAAUAAUAAUAUGAGUGACUCAGCUCUCCCCUUGAUUUGCUGAGCAUUUGGGCCAACUCCAUUGAGCCCAGAGGCCAUCUACAUUUUCUCAAUGACACAACAGCUGUGGUACAGACUGUAGACAUGAUGCUUGUGGACAGAGAAGUGACAAUUUUUUGAAAUCGUGGGUGUAAGCUUUAAGGAAGUGGAUUUUUCUUUUCUCAAUCUUGUUCUUAUGUGUCCUUGAACGUAAAAUUAGAAGUAAGGAGACUGGGGACUUAUUGUCCAAAUGAUGUACAGAUAAUAGAGGAGUACAACUACUGAAAUCAGAAGUUUUGCAGGAAUUGGUUUCAACAGAAGGAUGGACUAGAGCUCACUUUUCUCUUUUCUAUGAUUGUUAUAGGUUUCUUGGUUACAUUUGGUUUCCUCUUUAAAGUUUGUGUGUGUUUGACCCUGAAUUAAUUUUACGCCGGAAUAUCCCUUUUAAGCCCUCUUACUCCCUUUACCGGCAGUUGUUUUAUUUUGUAUGUUAAAAAUGACACAAACCACACUGCUAGAGAUAGUCAAGCUGUGGGUGUAUGUGUGGAUUGUGCAUGUAUGAAGGCAGCAGGUAGAUGAUAGCGUCAAAAACUGAACUAUUGUGUUGUAUUGUGCAGUAACUUGCUGCCUAAAUCCAAUACUGCUUUGGCAGCUUCACCUCCUCUGGGUUAUCUUGGCUUGUUUUUCAGAGAGCAGUUCCUGUGUUCACACUUGUCCAAAUGAUCUGAGCCAAGUUUUUUUUCCUCUUUCAGAACAAAGUCACAGAACAACCCAGGUGUGAAAACAUCCUUUAAUUUUGUAAUGGCUUUGCAGCAGCAUCCAUAUUUAAAAUCUCGUCUCCUAUCUGAGCCAUCGCAAUUGCUCAAUCAAGCGAACACACAAAAGUAAUUUGACUCCACUGAGCGGAGCAGAGAACAACAGAGCUUAACAAAGUCAUAUCAAAUCAAUUUUAAUAAUAUGUCAGUAUCCGAAAAUCUGCCUUCAGGGGCCCCGUGGUUUUCAUACGCACGCACAAACACACGCACACACAGAUCCAGGGCUGCAAUUAAAAUAUAUGUUAAAUAAUUAUAAUAAUUAUAUCGAUAAUUAUCAAUAUCGAUCAAUAUGAUUUAUUUUUUAUCGAUAGCCCAUCUGUCUAUAAAGAUAAAUGUCAGAACUCUACGCGGGGUCUUCACAGGUCCAGUAGCUUGUAAUAAUAAGAAGAUCCAAACCUGGGUCAGAGGAUAUCAGGUCCAGAUUAGACUGAGUCUUCUCUGAGCUCUUUAUAGCUCCACAUGAAUCUGAGUGAAUCAUCGCGGACAGGCCGAGAGUGUGAACACCGACAGCGACUGCCUGCUAAUUGGCUGAACACAACGCUGCUAAUAGUGCUGCUCUGCUCCUCUAUCUCUCUCUCUUUGGGUUUCAGAUCAGCUAUAAUUAUCCGAAGGUUCCCCAUCAGAUCUGAUUGCCGUGCUUUGUUUGAUGAUAAUGUAUGUUUGCUUGUCAACCGUGGACGGUUUUCCCACGGGUUUGAAACAGAUUACCGCAUGAAUGGCCAAACAAACAUUCACCCAUGGAUGGAUGGACCAAAACUGGAUCCAGCAUUGUUCAUUCCUCUAGAGAAAAAAAACAAAAACAAAAAACAUGCCCACUGAGGGUAAGUCAAUCAGCUUCAUAAUCUGCAGAGAGCGCUGGAACACACGAGCCAAAUCUUUACAGCUUGUUUGAUUAUUGUGUUACAACAUGUUUUAGUGUUGAUUGGUUCCCAGAGUCUAAAAACUGAAAAUUAAACUUCACCUUUUCACCCCACAAUCAUUGAGACUAACAGACUUCAGGAGAUCAAAAUUAUUCCAAUAUUUAUCUAAAAAUCCUCAACCUCUUCUGUGAAACGGAUGGAAAGUUAUCUUCAUCAUUAUGGGCAUAUCUUAUUCAGUGUAGUUAAUUGAUAGACAUAUUUUUACUGGCAUAAUGUCCCAGGAGUCGUAAUCACACAGUCUGAACUUGAUGUCAAAUUAGCUUCAAAGCUUUGUGACUUCCUCUGGGGUUCGGUACUACCACAUGAAAGAGCUUUGUUAACAUCAGUCUGCAGGGCCGAGUUUGACACUGAGGAUGCCGAGGUCACUCUGUCACUGCUGUUUCUCAGAUUUCCAUGACCCCGGGUGGAGCUUAAGUUCUGUUUAAUUGUUCUGAUAUGGCUGUCGGAUAGAUGUGAACAACAAGAACACUGCGAUCAUGUCUGACAAGCAAAUAAGACACUAAAAUUUAAGGCAGGCUGAAUAUAGUAACUGCUGGUUUUGCAGAUAAAAGUCGACAGCAAAACAUUGAAACAUGGUUGAAAAAGAUUUUUCAAGGAGUUUGCAGCUUCUUUAUAUUAAACGUUUAAUUUUUUUGUUUUUUUUAGGGCCUGUUUCCACAAACUGCAUAUUGUGGAAACAGCACUUAUCCUCCAUACAAAACAAUGCUGUUUAGUAAAUUUAGCAAUCAGCAUCUUAAAGGUCCUUUGACAACGGGACCGUUUUUAUCAUGCCAUUAUUUUGGACGUCAGUAUUUUUUUUUGAACCCGUAUCCUGUCAAUACAAGCGUUCACAUCAGCGACGUUUUCCCGUCCUGCGAGAUUGCGUCAAAAUUCACCUCAGAAUAUUUCCUAAUUUCGCAUUCUAUAUUCGCAUCAGCCCUGGUGUGUAAGGACCUUAACUCUGACCAAUCACAGUCAAGAAGGGGUGGGACUUUUUACAUCAGUUUUGUCAACACCAGUAACAAAGGUCUGUUGGAGAUGGAAAUGACCACCCUUGUUUCUUUAAGAGAAGAAUUUCUUUGUAGAUUCUAUAUUUAGAAAAAGGCAAAAUGAAACGUGGAGUUUUCUAAAGCACGCUAAAUGGUCACUACGAAGAAUGCAUAUUUAAAGUAUCUUACAUAAUUGAUUAUUAGAAACGUUGACAAUCAAUUAUUGAUCACUAAUUUAAAAAUUGAUUCUAUUAUAACAAAACAAUACCCAAUGCAUUUUCACCAUAAAUCACAUUAUAUUCCCACAGCGACAUACUGGUUUUUAUUAUUGAUAGUAUUACUUAGCUACAGAAACUACAGAGGCGUAAGUAUUGUUUAACAUGCUGAACAUCAACAUGCAGGUCAGUCACAUAGAAACAAUCCCUGCAUAUGAAGUCAUGCAGCGAGGCUCAAACUACUUAAUGUAGAAAUCAGUGCAGGAACUUCAUAAAAAUAGGCCUAUUUAGCUGUACCAUACCCAGUUUUCUGCAUGCUUGUUCUUAUUGAUUAAAUAAGCAUGCUCAUAUGUUAGAUUGCAACCAGAGUCUGGCAGCAGAAAACAUGCCCCAAAUGGCACGAAUAGAGAUACAUGCCAGCUUUGCCCAUCAGGGAAAUCUCUCUGCACUGACUUUUCAUCAGUCUAUCAGCAUCACAUCCAGAGAAAUCUUCUCAUAAAAUAGCAAAAAUAAGUGUUGGUGCAAAAUGUUUUUAAAAUUAAGGUACUGGGAACUGGUAGAGUAAAUAAUGCCGUCUGUGGAAACAAGCCCUUGCAUCUCAGAACCCCUGAGAAUUCAUUCAACAAAUUAUCUUUAAUAAGGGUAAAGAAAAAAAAUAGUGCAUAAGGUUCUUUUGAAAGGGUUAAAAUAUUCCAUCUUUCUCUUUUUCAAGGAGGAUUAAACUAAACUAAAAUGAUGUAGUUCAGUAUUUCUGCAGCAAACUAAAACUCCUGGUCAUGUUAGGUCAGUCAGAUUUUUUUUUCUUUUUAUUGAAGGUGGGGGAGGGGAGUUUGGAGGGCACUCUUGCCUUAAUUGAACAGGACAGCUACAGAGUUUUAGGUCAUAUAGGGUGUAGAUAUUGUGGGUAGACCCGCAGCAAAGUGUUAAGGUCAGAAGGCGAACAAAUGACUGUUAUGACGAGGACUGUAGCCUUUGAGCACAUGCUUUAACUGCUAAGAUCUAAACUAGUGCCUCAUCAUGCAGGAUUUUUAGUCAAGUAAAUUAAUAUAAAAUAUAACUCAGUCACAAACGUGUUUGGACUCAUGACUGCAGUAUGUCUGACAUAGAGGCUGCGGCUCAUGGAUAUCAAACCAGCGGUCACGCAGUGAGCAGCUUUAAAGCCUGACCUGCAAAUGUCACUAAAGGUCAUUUGAAAUGCUGCUGUUCUUCAUCGUCUCUGCUAACCAAACACUGUGUGUGUGUUUGCUUUGUGACUCUUAUGAGCCCUCAGCUGUCAAUCAAAUAUCAUCAGAGACUAUGCCGACAUUUCUGUAUUUUUUAUAAGAUACUCGAUCAAGCCGUCAUGGCUAUGAAAAAUUAAUGACGGCAAUUUUUGGAGUCUAUUUUUAUCCCUUUACAAAACAGGAUGUAUUUACUGAAAAUCUGCUUUCAAAGGGUUCCCAUAAACAAAGAGAAGCAGGAGAUUUUGUGGAUUUGGCUCAUUACUGUGACGACUGAUCCUGGUGGUCAUGCAAUAUGUACGCUUAAACUCUAUAGUGGAGGAAUCAGUCCGCUGUGUAACAAGACUCCCAAGGCAAACAGCAGACCUCCAAAUAUCUGAGGCGAAAAGGUCAGAAUGUAGUGUCUAGUAGGGCCCGACCGAUUUAUUGGCGAGCCGAUUAAAUCAGCCAAUUUUAGCCCGUUUGAGACUAAUCGGUAAUCCGCCAAAACUCGCUGAUUUUUGCCAAUAUUUUCAGAAACAAAAUGGAGAGAAUACGUUUCGGUUUCACUCAGAAAAUGUUCAUGAAUCGGCAUCGGCCCCAAAAAAUCCUCAUCGGUCGGGCCCUAGUGUCUAGAUGGCAGGAGAUGCUACGGCUGAGAAAAAUCCAAAGAUGACAAAACUUGAAUUCUCUUCCACAAAGGUGGGCUGGUCGUCUAAAGUGAUGAAUUCAGUUAGUGGUGUACUCUAGGGGAGGAAGGGGUGGGAGUAUUAAUGCCAUAAAAAUGCUUUAUCAGUGGAUAAAAUCUCUGUGCCCUCUGGAUGUUUGUCUGCUGAAUAAAAUCCCAAAAAAUGAAGCUCCAUGAAAGCUUUAGUUGAAGAAAAUUGUGCCCUUUGAAAAUCUUUCUAGUGGAUAAAAUAAAAAAAAGGCCCUCAAAACAUUUACUCGUGUAUGCAGUCUAAAAAAAAAAAGGGCCUCUUGAACGCUUUACUCGUCUUUAAAACCUGAAAUAGUUCCUUCUGCCAAUCCUCCAGUUGAAUUUUGUAGGAUUAAACCUGGUAAGGAGACCCUUUGGUGAUCACACGGCCUUGUCGGGGUGCCUUGUAAAUUAUUUCAUAUUUGAAUACGGCACUGAACUUGACCGCCUUCGCCGUCAUAUUUCUGUUUUGGCCUGUUGAGGUCUGCAGCUUCAGUGAACGCUCUGUACUCUCCGGCAUGUUUGUUUUUUAGAUGUUGUUUUAAAUUGUUAGUAUUGAACGCGGCUCUGCUGUUGCCGCCUUGUAGAACAGUCAUGUUAGAUAACUUUUGACUGUUUUUGUUGUCUAGUUUCAAAUGUUCCCUCUCUGCUGACGUUUUAACAAUAUUUUGACAGCGCUGUUUCCUCUGUAUGUUUUUAUAUCACCUGAUAUUUAGAUAAAGCUCAACCUGACUGUAUCCUUUAAGCGUGGCUGUGCUGUUUUAGCUCCUUCAGAACAUGGAAAAAGCGACAGUGAGCCCGUCAGCUUAUAUCGAGCCUGCAGGAGGACUUUAAACGCACAUGUUAACAUACUGAGGAUAAUACAAUCCACAUUACUCAGUGACUGUAAUACCUCCCAGCAUCUUAACGGAGGAUAUAGACACGGUUUGAGUCAGGAAGUGCUGUGGUGUGUCUGUCAGUCACAAAGAGAUGAUUGAUUAGCACCUCCGAGGCACAGAGAGUGUAACACAUCUGUUGUUUGCAAACACAACAGUAAACUUGGCCCUACCUCCUCGUCUCAGUCGCAGCGGGAGCUCCCUCUUGGAUGAGUGUUCAGUAUGUGUCACCUCGGGGCUACAGUCUCGUCCUCACAAACCCACGCGCUGUUAUUGGCUGCUGACUACACACCCACUGUCCACGGAUUUACACCCUGAAACAUUAGAUCACAGGAGAGUGAAAAAAGAAAAAAAAAAAGAAACAGGCGGAGGGCUGAAUCUCUGCAGAUACUGACACCUCCUCACAUUUCCUCUGGGUCAUAAGAAACAAUUGACAGGGUUAUAUCUUGUAUAAGUCUGCAGAUUGAAAAUCCCACUUAAUCCCCUCUAAUCUCUUCCUGAUCUCGUUUUUAUGAGAUAAAAUAAUUUUGACACAGAAGUCAUUACUGUGGGAUAAAGACGAGCUCAUUCACUUCUCUAGUAGGUGUAACGCAGAUAUACAGAAAAAAACAAACUAAAGUCUCAUGUAUUUUUUAACUGUACUCUGACAUGAAUUAAUUCAGAUAUUUUCAGUCGUUUCACGUUUGUAUUACACAUGUUAUCGCUCCAGCUGCACAACAAUCCAUUCAUUAUCUUUACCGCUUAUCUCUAUCGGGGUCACAGGGGACUGAAGGCUGAUCCAGCUGUCAUUGAGCAACCCAGAGAAGUCGCCGGUCUACCACAGGGCUGACAUAUAGAGACAGACAACCAUUUCCAAACAGUCACACCUAUCGGCAAUUUAGAGGGACCAGUUUACCUGACGCUUUGGACUUUUAGAGGAGGCAGGAGAGAAAGACAAAAGGAGAUCAUACUGUAAUAUACUACGAUGUUGUUUAAUUGGCCUGAAUAACGUCAAGCUAAGGUGAUGUGCACUUAUGUUACAACAUGUGGGAGUCAGUGAGGAUUCAAGCUCUCUGAAGUGGUUUUGCUCAUUUGGCUCAGCAUGAACCGGCUCUUUCUGCUCUCAAACGGUUCUUCAUAUUAUCACUCAUGAACAAAAGAUUGUUGAUUGUAACUGACGUCCGUGAUUAUUUUCACCUCAGCUGUGGCUACUUUUGAGAAAUGUCAUUUCAGUUGUUCAAGAAGAGAUGAUCAACAUCACCCGUCAUCUUUCCUCCUAUCACAUCCAUAUCAUAAAUAGUCAUACUAAAGGUAGUUUUAGAUUCUGAUCUGUUGAAUACAGCAAUGAAAACAUUUCUACAGCAUGAUUAUAGAACAGUUUUGUACAGAAGUUUGAUUCCUCCACACAGCAAACCUCGACUUUUCUCUCCACAUUGAAUUCAGACUCUGUUCCACCAAAUUAAAUUUUGUCUUUUUUGAAAGUUUUAUUCUUUAAGUGGGAAUGAUUAAAAAUCUAGUUUCUCUCUCGUUGUCCUCGUCCCUGGCUCUAAAACUUUUCAAUAAUAGAUUAUGACACUUGAGAUAAGUCAUGCAAUUUUGGUGGCUUUGAUAAAAGGUUUUUAGCAGAUGAAAAGGCAAAAUCAAAUGUAUUUGUCCCUCAGAGCUAAACAAGGAAGAAUUAAACCACCUUGGAUGAGCACUGUCAUAUUUUUUUUUAAUCAAAGAUGUGAAAGACUAAAUCUUCCAAACAGUAACCACUGUGUUAAACUGGAAAAUUAGCAGAUGAGAUUACCUAAUCAAAUCUGUGCGGUGUGGGUCUAUGUGGGGCACUGCGGCACUCUGAAGGUAAAACAAACACAGGCAGGGAAAUACAGUAAACACAAUUAAGACAAAUUUGAGAGAUGAAAGCAAAUGUGUUUGUUGGUAAUUUUAAACCCCCAAAGGACCCCCGAGGUGAGAGAGAGAGAGAGAAAGAGAGGGAGGUGGGCUGUUAUUCAGCGGUAGCUCAUCAGUAAUUUGACGCUGUGAGGUUCAUUUCACCUUCAGGAUUAACGUAAUCUCUAUUCAAGCGCAGCAUAAAAGCCCGGAGAUGACGGCAGAAAGGUCAGAGAGAAAAAAGGGUUUAGGAUGCAAAGAGGUGAUGUUUACUUUAGGGACAAUGAGCGAUUCUGACAUCCUGAGUGUUGAAUUUCUCCAUGAUGUGAUCCCUGCUGUUAUGUAUCAUGAGACAUUUGAACUUUUAAUCAAAAAUAUACAAUAAAUCCCCCGAAAUAGUUUUAUUCUCCAUAAAUGAGAGGAGAGGAAUCAGGGAAACAGCAUUCACAGUGAAAACACCUGAGCUUCUGCCUCUCAACACGAUGAGCUCUUUUUGUUCUGAACACUACAAUCUCACAGACACUUCACGCGUGUCAAUUAAUUCUCAAGGUCUAACUAUCAUCUCUCUUUGCUCAGUUAUGAGCUCUUAAUUUGAACACAAAGCUGAAUCCUCUCACAAGAAGAGCGGCUCAGAGAGCUUUCAUCGUAACAAACUUCCAGGAAAGGAUCACAGGUAAUGUGACAUCCAGGUUUAUACAGCAGGGAAAAAAUCUGAGGAUGGUAUUUACCUCUUAGACUGUGUUAAAGACUUGAACACAGCCUCAGGGUCAAGGGGUAAAGCCCGCUAUCUAGUGUUUAAAACCUGCGUUCUUUCAACAGCCAGCAGAGGGCGACUCUGCUGGUCAGAGGAAAGGGAGCUAACGAAUCAAUAGGCGGUGUGAGUUGCGAUGUCCAUUUCUAGGCUUUGAUAAAAACAAAGUCUAGAUGAUAGGGCAGAACCUACUAGAUGUAAAAGCUAGCUGUUGUACCAGAUACCUGAUCACCUCAAUAUUUAACGCAUGAUGCUGAUUUAACCACCGUCUUGAUUUUCUGUACUAUGAAAACAUCAGAUUUUCACACAGUAAGAAGUUAUCAGCUUAUAUUCAGUCAUAAAUCCCAGCACACCAGCAGCAUCUCUCCUGCCGGGCUGCUGACAGCGCCGUCAGCCGCUGCAGUCAAUCACAGUGACACAGUGAGCGUCACAGCAGCCAUGAGACUAGUCACAACCCCGGCCUCACGCUACACGGCCUCAUGCUGCUCUGUGAUUCGGUCUGUCCUCUCUGCUUCCGUCACAGAGCCUCAUACUGACCUCAAACUUCCACACUUAGUCACUUCUGAACUGCUGUGUGAGCAUUGUCAGAACUACAAUAGUGUCCAGACCUGAUAUUAUGAUUCUAGGUAAACCUAUUUGUAGGCGUCACAUGACCCCAGUUUGGCUGUCUGGUGGUCUUGAUCAAGGCCGUUCAGUCUUUGUGGGCAUGGAGGUAAUCCAAAGAGGGGAGGCACCAUGAGACUUGGUCGCAAUGCACAGUUAAAAAAAGCUAGUAUCUGUGAUGGUAUAGGGGUGCAUAUGUACCUGUGGCAUUGGUUGCUUAAGCUGCGUUCCAGUUACCUCGAAAGUUGGAUGUCGGAGCGUGUUUUGCAGGUGUUACAACAGCAUGGCUCUGUAGUAGAGGAGUCCAGGUGCUUAAAUGGCCCAACUUUCAAUCCUAACUGUUCACCAACUGAAGACAAGUACUACAGGGCAACAGUAAACAUCCCAACCUUUUGAGACAUGUUGCUGGUAACAAAUUUUCAUGAGCAUCCAUGGAGAUCUAUGAAGCUGCAGAUACCUCGAGCAGAGGCAGACUCAUUUGUGUAGAACCAUCUGCCGUGACAGAUGGGCUGAGAUUGAAAGACAUCUUAAAAUUUAAAUUCAGCACAGUGCUUGACAAAAUGUACCUUGUACUCUCUAAACUGCUCCGUGAUUUCUUGAGUAUUUUGUGCGAUCUACAUUCCUCGAAUUCUAAUAUUUUUUUCAUGACGUCAAAGUAGCUUCAACGGGUCGUACAUGACUUAUUGAUUUGAAAACACUUUUCAGUUUAAUUCUGGUCUUUGAGAGGCUGAAUUUUUCAUGGUGGUGUUGAAACACGUUUCCUUUAAUUUAAAAAAGCACUUGAUGUUCCCCACAAUGACCAGAGCAGUGACCAGAGAAUGUGCAGCUUCAGACUGAACAGGCUGUAACCUUCAGUUUACACUCCAUUUCAUCUCUAACUGAUUUGCUGCCACAGAGACGUCAGCCUACUAUCAAUUCCUCUGUUUCUAUGUAGAGCAGGACAGAGGGUCUGUUGGCACACUUUUCACUCCCCGCUCCAUUUACCCCGGUAGAAUUUAUGUUGAAAUAUUCAUGCCAGCCGCAAAAUAAAGGUUAACGUUUGAGCUAUAAAUAGACAUAUUUAAUACACAUAAAUGCGCUAAUUUCCAGUUUAAGUCAUGAGGUGGGCUCUUGCCAAAAAAAGACCCAUAAAAAUUGUGUUUUUGUCCCCAUGAUUUUGCUGUCAAAGCAAAACCUCGGGCUCCUUCUUUUUGUGGCUGAGGCUGUUUUGAUUUGCUGAAAAACGUCGUCCCACUUUCUGUUGUCUCAAGGCUAAAUGAUUGUGUAAUCUUUCAACAUUUAUAGGUAAUAUUCCUUAAAAGCAUCAGAAUUAAGUGUUGAUCAGAGAUAAUGUGGCUCCUUUUAUCCUGUCCAUCCUGACUAACUCAUAAAAAUGAACAUUUUAAUGACAAGGUGCGCAGGUUUGGCCGAACAAUAACAAUAAAUUAAUAUAAAAUAUCUUAUUUUGUUACAUGUAUUUUAUUGUAUAAAAUUCAGCGAAAAUACAUACUCUGAUUUAACUGCUGCUGCCAAAUGUAAUGCUGCUAUGAGUCAAUUAUUUACUUUUACUAAUUGUUUUUAUCAUAAAGCCCUUUGUAAUACUGUUUUGAAAGACUGUGUUAUUUAGAGGACCAACUUAACAGUAAAAAGUAACACUGCUGACAUCUCUAUUGUGCAAAAAAUAAACUCUAAGACAUCUUUAUAAAGUAAAACAAUAAAAACAAUAAACAAAUAAUCAGCGUUUUAUAAUAUAUAUUUGAUUUUCUGUGUAUGUAUCAAAAACGGACACAAAAGUGACAAAUUUCAGCUUUGAAAAUUCUGUGCUGCAGAAAGCUGCAGUUCCUCGAGUGUCCACUAGAGGCUAGUUCCAAAAGCCAAGUACCCUCAUUAGAAACAAUGUUAAUUUGCUUAUUUCUAAUUUCUUAAUUUAACAUGUUUGAAGCUGAAACCAAAGAACAGUUUUGGUCUUUGUCGUCAAUUUCUGAAUUUGUGACAAUUGUAUGAGGGAUGGAUUUUUUAUAAAUUGAGAUUUGAUCAUAUUUAGGCUAAGGCUUGUGCAUAAAGCUACAAAUUACUUUAAGUGUCCUCAAAUUUACCAUCCCCAAUCAUCAAGGGGCUUUAUUGUGCUUUAUUAUGAUAUCUAAUGGACAAAUAAGGAUAAGGACACAAUUAGCACAUAUCCCAGAGAUAGAAAUAGCUGCAACAUAGAAAUAGAAUAAGUAGAGGUCAUUAACUGCAGCUUCACCCUACGACAAACAAGGUCUCAGGCCUGAUCCCAAUUAAGUCCAACUUGGCAGCGGGAGCUGAGGUGAAGCAUUGUUAGUGCUGCCAGGACAAUGAUUAGUGGCUUUAGGUGGGAACAGGGACACAUAAAUGAGCCUAUCGUCUGAGUGGACUUGUUUUCUGUCCUCACAAACAGAGCAAGACGACUGCUGAAGUCUUCCUCCCAGUUUGUCAGAGUUGUUGGUGCAGAAAGAAGCUGAAUUUCUGAGUCGUAUUUCAGUUGCAGAUCAACUCACAAUCCAACGACAAAUCCAUGAAAUUCAUUACAGACAAGGAGGAGGAUCUGAAAUUGGAUUCUGAAAUUCUUGCCUCUGCUCCAGUUACAGAUAACGUAAAGGGUUGUGAACUGGAACCAGAACUUAAAAUAUAAAAUCUGAAGAGCAAAAGACCCCGUUCUCAUCCUGACCCGUCUGUUCAGCACUUUAUUUCUCACAGCAGGCAGAUUGAAGGGAGAACCCUGUAACAGCCGAGUGGAUGGUAUUCAGAUCCUGAACAAAAUCUCCAAAUAUCCGACAAUCAAAACACUCAAAAGAAGAAAUCCUUCAGUCAGAGCCUGUAAAUAAAACAGCAGCUGUAAAACUUGAACUAAACAACUUUGUUUGGAAAGAAAACAGCCUUCUCGUCUCAUGAAGUGUCCUCAGUGUACAAAGACACUAACAAAGUGAUAGCUCCUGCUGAAAGUGAUGGAUGUCAGACCUUGGAGAGAAGAAAUAAUGCCUGUUAGGAGUAUGCAAGGUCACGGUGUUUGUCCACAUUUAGAAUAAAGCAUCUCUGUGCAGUAAAGGUACAUUUAUGUGGCGACACAACAGCAAACAGCCAAGGUGAUGUGCUUUAUUAUAUGUUCUUUUAUUUCUGUCAGCUCAAUGUAAAAGAAAACAUAGAAGUUUACCAUCAUCUGGCACAAGAAUAUUAUAUUAUCCUAAUAACUCAACAAUGCCUGAUUUAGAAACUCCAUCUUUAUGACGAUAUUCUCUCUUUCCAAUGUCAUCAGGUCUUAAAAAGAUGUACAGACUACCAUCAUCUCAUCAUCAUGUCAUAUCUCUUCCAAUAACUAAAUCUGUUCAGUAGGAACCAACUAUAGUGGCAGAAACCAUGUUCGAGAGAAAUUAUUUGAUAAAUAUAAUAAUUAUAUUGUUUGACCCAUGUUCCAUUGGUUUACAUGGAGGAUUCAGGCUUUAAUUUCCCAUAUAAAGAUAUCAUCAUCCAGUCCCACCAUGUCCUGGUUGUCAUGAAGCGGUGCUUUGGAUUCAGUUGGGGAAAAACCAUCACUUAUUCAGCCUCCAUGGAGAAUCUGCAGCUUCUCAGUUUCUCUGCUUCUCAGGCGGUACAACUCCACAGCAAAAAGCCGCCACACCUUAAAAAUGUUCUUUAUUUUAUGUGAAAACAAAUUAAAGUAAUAAAUUGCAUCAUUGUUAGUGUUUCCCAUACAUUCAUACAGUCCCCAAUGUCUUCUGAAUGCACCUCAGAUACUGGUUUUACCCUCAGUUUUAGCAAACAGUCAAAUACCCGAUGUCUGACUACUUUUAGCAUAUAAAAUACUACAUUUAUGAGGCUAUAUCUACGACAUCCAGGAUAAUUUUAGUGUUUACAUGCUUGUCUUUAUUGCAACCCUUGUCUGCACUCUCUAACUGACAUGGUUUACAUUGUAGUUAUUCUUUUAAACGUUUUUAUUGAUUCAAUAUCGUAAGUACCCUGUAAAAAUAAACCCUUUGAUUUAUUUUGGCAUAUUUACAGUAAUGUCAAUAAUAUUCACUCCUUGAGAAUUGGAAUUUUGCCAUAUUUGUAGCUGUAAAUAAAAGGGUGUGGUUAAAUCUACUAUGUAGCUGUCAGCGAUUUAAAAUGUCCCCAAAGACUCCUUGUUUUUCAGAUGUGUUCGGUAGAUUAACAUCAUAGGGGACCUAUUGUGCUGAUACAAACAUAUAAUGUUACAGUGUGAAGGAAAGUCCCAGAGACAAAGAGCAGACAAUGAUAUGAUAGCUAACGUACGCUAAAGCAAGAGUGGCGAAGUGGGGCGAACAGCUAGCCUUCGAAGUUUUCUGUGAAGGCGUAACUUUAAUGACGACAAAGCUGUGUAAAAAGUAACACCCAUGAGCUGUGUCUCAAAGAUCCCAGUUUCAGAUAAAUGAAGAUAAAGGAGGAGUUUUUAGGAUUGCAAAUCACGCAGAGCUUCUUCAAAGGGAUUCCAGCUAAUAAGUAAAAUGGGUCUUUAAAAACUCCCCUUCAAUUGAGCUUUUUUAAUUCAUUUGACAGCUAUUGUUCAAAGAAAAGUACUGUUCACCUUUAAAUUAUUGUAAAGAGUAACUUCAAAGUGUCCCUUUAAAAGAGGUCCAGAUACGGUGCCUGCUCUUUUAUAUUCCAGCAGCAGCAGCAGACUGAACAUUUGAGAGUGACGAAGUUGCAGCCAGCACAUUGUAUAAAAAUAGACUCUGUUGCUAAAAAUGCUAAACAGGAGUAAACCCUUUGCCUGUGAAUGUGUCCCUGCUGUACUUGGAAACAGCUCGCCCAUGAACCCAGCUGGAUUUCCAAAAUUAGAUUGUGACAAGUCCUCCGCUUAUCUCGCUGAGCCUGUGAAGUGUUUUUGUUCAAUUCUGCAUCUCGCCAUCACGUCUGAAUUAAACUGAACAACCAGGAGGAACACAGCCGACAUCUUCACCUCACCAGACUCAGAGUUUUAUCUUUCUAUGAGACACGUGUGACUUUCUGAUCCCAGCUGUAUUCUCUUGAUAUUCAGUGUUCAGGACAUUUCUGACGGUCAGCUAUAGCCAGUGGGUGUGCAGCCCCCCUGCUAACAACAACGGCAGGCUGCAAUCAAAUCCUACUUAAUCUAUUAUUGAAACCAGUGACAUUAUGGCCUUUAAGUGAGGCAGGAAAAGUUCGCAGCAAACUAAGACACAAACAGAUCAUAGAGUGAGUGAUAAGAUUUUUUUCGUCAAUUUGUCAAACUUUUGACUUCAAUAUGAUACUUUUCCUUUUUCCUAGUUAACCACUUGCUCAUUUUACCUUUAUAUUAGCCAGUCCAAGUUAUAGAAGUGUCAAACAGUAAUCUAAAUCUGUGCAAGAUACAAAAUACUGCUCUUUAAAGGGAUAGUCUGGCAUAAAAAUAAUUUAGGUUCAAAUACACCAUAACACCUAGUUAGACACCCCCUCGAGAGAUGAAUGUUGCUGACGGUUUGCUUCUUUAGUUAUACCAAAUUUAGUAACGACCACACAAUAGCAAUACACAGCGGUCUGAGGAGCCAUAAACAAACCUCAACCAAACCACCACUCUAUAGCUACAAAUAAUGCUCAGAACAGCACCUAACUUCAUCAACAGGACAUAUAGGGUCCCAGCCAAAGUACUAGCCACCAAACAUCUUUUUAACUUUGCCUGAUUUCUUUAGCAAAGAGACUAAACACAACUCACCUACUCUCUUCCAGCAGCUGCUUGUUUGUAGUGAGACCUCAGGCCAAUCCAUUACAGACUACAGUGGGGUGACGCAGCUAAAGGAAGAACAUCAGUGGUCAGGGGCAACAUUCAUCUCUCAACGGGGUGUCUAACUCUGUGUUGCGUUGUGUUUGACCCUAAAUUAACUUUAUGUUGGAAUAUUCCUUUGAAAUACUCAAAAUUCAAAUACCUUGGCCCCCCUUUUGAAGGAUAGAAAAUACACACACACACACACACACACACACACACACACACACACACACCACACACACACACUCACUUUACAAAAUGAAGACAGAAAGAGCAACAUAAAACUUAUUCAAACACCAACAAGGUCAUUAAGAGUAAUUUCCUCCCCUUUCAGUCAUUUCAAUUAUGCAAACAGAAAAAGCAUCUCUUAUCUCAUCACCAUUUAUCAAGCCAAUUUUUAGUGACAUUUACCGUCUAAUUACUGCACCAUGUAAAAUUCUGCAUGUUUUUUUAAUAACAGAGAAAAUCACUUUCCAAUAAAACAUUUUCCAGUUUGAAUUCAAAAAACACUUUGUGACAUUUGGCACUCAACUCACUCAAAAAUACAUCUGAACACUUUCGACGAGAUUGCCAUAAAAGAAAUCUCCAAAUUUAAAGAGAACAAAACACUUUUUUGUGACAUUUGAUUGUAAAUGUUUAUGACAUUUGCAAUUACAAUAGUAGAGAAAAAAAACAUUUUAGUUUGAACAAACCCUGCAGACUUUUGUUCAUGUCACAAAACCUAAAUAUAACUCUGACAGAAAGGCUGUGAGGUUUCUUGUACCCUCCAUGUUUCACUGAUGCAGCUUUCUCAAAACAGUGAAAUCAGCAUGAUUGGGAUGUAAUGUGUUUAAGUGUCAUUUUAAUUUGAUGGGUCUCACACUGCAUACAGUGAAUACCGAUCUGUCCUCAUCUCCUACUGUAAACCCAAGAGCGACACAAGCUUCCUCCUGUUUUUAGUUGAUUUCUCACACCUGUCUAGUUUGUUUCCAGAGAUUUGGCCGUUUCUUUUCCCUGUUCCUGUCAGCUCUGGGUUUAAUUGAAAACCACCGUUAGCAUGCACGUCUAACUUGUUUAUCAAUCUGCUGUGAAAAUCAGUCUGACAUAAAUGCGAUGGUUCUGCAAUACAGGCCAAACGCGGCUGAGGUACAACCCUCUGCUUUAGAGGAAGUCAUCCCUCUGCUUCCUGGGAAACCCUCCUCAGUGUUUGUUUCUGAGCUGUAGUUUCUCCAAACAGCCCCCAGAUCGAGGCCCCCUGGAUUUUCACAUACAUGUUUGUGCAUCUGCGCUUGUGAAUACACUUUGUUUAGAUGGAUGCACAUAAAGAAUUCAGCUGUUUUCCACGGGGGUCUCCUCCCUAAGUAUUGUGAGUGUAGUCACCCAGCUUUUUGUUUUAUCUUAUUCAUUUUGUGCUCAAUGAAAACUGCUUAAACACAUUUCAGGAAAUACAGUUUUUAACUUACAGUUCCUGUGAGGAACUUUUCGUUGUUAAACGAUGGCGCCCCCUGUGGAUAAAGUAGUACCAUUGUUUUUAACCUCAAAUAAUCCCAACCAACUCUAUUUGUAGAGAUAUUCUGGCGUAAAAUUAAUUUAGGGUCAACCACACCGCUACACUGAGUUCAAAACCCCGUUGAGUGAUGAAUGUUGCCGCUUGCUUCUCUAGUUAUACCAACUUCAGUAACGACCGCACGAUAGCAAUACACAGCGGUCUGAGGAGCCAUAAACAAACCUCAACCAAAACACCACUCUAUAGCCACAAAUGAUUCUCAGAACAGCACCUAACUUCAUCGACAGUACAUAUAGGGUCCUAGUUAUAGCACUUGCCACCAAACAUCUUUUUAACUUUGCCUGAUUUCUUUAGCAAUGAGACUAAACACAACUCACCUACUCUCUUCCAGCAGCUGCUUGUUUGUAGCAAGACCUAGGGCCAGUCCAUUAUGGACUACAGCGGGGUGAUGCAGCUCAAGGAAGAACAUUUAUGAUCAUUUCUUCAUAGAAAUGCAAUCAGACCGAGACGCUAAGGCAGAAGAACUACCGCGUCUGCAGUGCAAAAAGAUUAAUAUGGUGAAUAUUACUUCAAGGAAAUGAUAAAGAAAUGAUCAUAAAUGUUCUUCCUUGAGCUGUGACACCCUACUGUAGUCCGUGAUGGACUGGCCUGAAGUCUCACUACAAACAAGCAGCUGCAACACUUGUUUCAGACACAUAGAACAGCGAUAUAGAAACAGUCACUCUCUAUGCUGAUGAUCUCAUUGUCUCUUGUUGGACCUGAACAGAUAUUUUUAUUGAUUUCAGUGAGUUUCAAAACCUCGUCACAGGAGCUUUAUGACAAUUUUUGUAUCUCCACAGAAGCUAGAGGGAUUUUUUUAUGAUGCAAACUCAAUUUUAAACAUACUUCUCUGUGAGUUAAGUGAGGACCACCUCAUAAAUCAUCACUAUAUGACAAGAUGUCCUUCACUGUCUUACUUGAGCUUGGAACAUUUGUCGAAGUAAAUGAGCUUUUGAGAUUAUUCUGCCCAUUUAGGAGAAACCUAAUGAGAGCUCUGAAUUCUCCAGUGACGGUCUGAGGAGAGAGACUGAACUUGAUGUAACCUUCAUGCUCAGACACGGAAGAUGCAUAAUUGAAGUGAUCUCAUGCUAAUCAUGCAAAUCAUAAGCAGUUCUUCUGUAGCUUUGCUGGAUUCUGACACAGUUGUUUCUUGCCGUCAAACAUAUGCAGGGAGGGGCCCGCAAACCUCCAGGGGUCGCUGUCCAGACUGCUCAGCCAUGACGGCGGCCUGCAGCGCUGCGCGGCCUGCUCCGGGUUCGUGACUCAGUCUAGCGUUGCUAUCUUUGUUGAUGCUCGCCUCGCUCUUCCCGGGCAACUCGCCUCACUGUUUGUAUCCGAGCUCUAGUUUCUCCAAACAGCCCCCAGUGAAAGGCCCCCCGGACUUUUCACAUGUACGUCUGCGCAUCUGCGCUUGUGAAUGCACUUUGUUUACAUGGAUGCACAUAAAGAAUUCAGAGGCCGGUUGAAAGUUGUUUGGUGGAAGAGGCCAAAGAAGAAGAAGAGGAUCAGGAGUGCAGCUUUAUUUAGAGCAGCGCUCGCAGUCAGCCGGUGGCAGAGAUCAUCACCCGGGCUCACCCUCCUGCUCACUCAUGGGGAAUAUCUUUUUAUUGAAUGAGAGGCGCUCAGCAGAGCAUUGCUUUGUUAUUAAUUCAUGAAUGGACGCGGGUGUGCAGACUGGUGAAACCAAAAAUAGAAAAAUACAAAAGAGAGAGAGAGAGUUUAAAAGUCUGUUCCUGUUUGUCACUUGUAGACAUAAAAAAGCAGAUGUAACGAUUAGAGAUGAUUGUUGUUGAAUACAGGAAAACAGUUUGUAUGGAGAGCAAAAACAGGCUGAAGAUGAGUGUGUUUACCUAGACUUGAAUAUUACGGCUUUGACUAAGUCUUUACAGUAUCUAGUUUAUGAAGAUCUUGAUCUCAGAACGGGGGAGAAGUCCUUAUCCUGGUUUUGAGAGACCAGAUUUUGCUACCUGGGGUAAUUACGGUACCGGGCAGUUUCUGACAGUGGCUGUCUGCCUGCGCAGGUCUGGACUCAUGAUGCAUCAGCAAUGAGAAUGUUGCAGAAACUUUAUUCAGCCUUUCUGCAACACCAUGUCAGCAUGUAACAGUACUAAUCCAGCAGUAAGCCACUCUUUUGUCUCCUUUUGAUGCUCCUCCAGCGUAAAAGAUGCACAUGAAGUGUCCUCUUUGAUUCCCGUCCAGUGGAUAAAAUGUAAACAAAGUGCUCCCUGGAUUCCUUCCCACUUGUCAGAUGUGAUAAAGGACCUUGUUUAUAAUUAAAACCUCUUCAUGUGUGUGGAGUUGGUGCCCUUAAGGCUUUUUAGCACCAGUUGUUCUCUGCACUCAGUGGCAGUUUAACUCCCAUUUUCAGUAAUCUAAAGAUGACUUAUUAAUCUCUAUGAAAUAUAAUAAUGAACUGUGCUAUUUGUUUUACUGAAGCCCUGUUAUUUAUAAGCAAAUCACAAGUUGUUUCACAAGCUCAUAUUGCUGAAGUAAACCAGAGUGACGCCUAGGGCUGAGCGAUAAACCGGAAUUUACCGAUACUGACAUUUACGACAAUAAACAACAUCAUUUUGCCCAUACCGAUAUCUUCAGUGUCAAAUAAAUAAAUAAAUAAAAGUUUGUUUUGGAUGUGUGUAGUUAGGCUAUGGUCUCAUGUCCCUUUAAGACGCUGUCCUACGUCAGAGACGUGACUCCACCCCAUCCAGUCUGUGACAAAGAGGGAAAGACAGGUGAGGAGAUGGAGGACAGUUCAGAAAUUGUAGCGGCUGAAGUAGACGAAGUUAAUGUGGGAGGGGGUGAGCAGCUUAUGGAGUAGUUAUCGUCCAUUUAUAGUUACCCAGUCGAACUGCUCAAUAUAUCGUGAUAUUGAUUUGAGGCUAGGGAUGCACGAUAUUUAUCGGACCGAUAAAAUAUCGGCCGAUUUGGGGGGAAAUUACGUCAUUUUUUAUCGGUCCGAUAGGUGCAUUUUUCCGAUAGAAAGAUCCGAUAUAUUAAUGAAAUUACGAGUAACGUUUGCAGGUGGAGUAGCCGCCCGUCCGAGACGCGCUGGUUACGUCAUCUAUCGCGCCUUACUCGCAGGUCCCAAGCCUGACCCCGUCACUACCUGACAGAUAAUAAAAUGUCUUCACCAGCAUGGUCGUUUCUCUCAGUGGCAGAAGAUGACAACAGCUGCUAUAUGCAAAACCUGUUCAGCGAGGAUUCCAAGAGGAGGAAAGAAGACGUCAAGUUUUAACACAACGAAUCUGAUAGCUCAUCUGAAAAGUCGCCAUCGCGGCAAAGCGGUAGUAAAAGAAUAUGAGACAGCCGCCGAAGCUGCUAGCGGUACUAAAGCUAAGACAACAACACUACGGAGGAUCGAUGUCCCCAUUCAGCAGGCGUUUAAAAACUGCAAAAGCUUCUCAAGAGACAGCGAAAAGGCUAAAGCCAUUAACGACAAAGUGAUGGAGUUCAUAGCGGUCGACGACCAGCCUUUUUCCGUCGUUGAGAACCCGGGUUUUCGUAAGUUCAUAGCACACUUGGAGCCACGUUACACUCUUCCAAGCCGCCGCUUCUUCUCGGAUGUGUCUCUUCCUGCACUCUAUGAUAUUGUCGCCACAUACAUUCACAACCUGGUCGACAAGAACGGACUACACGUGAGUUUUACCACAGACAUAUGGACGUCAGAUGUUAGUCCGGUCAGCAUGCUAAGCCUAACGUCUCAUAAUGGCUCCUUUACAGUUUACAGUUCUGUUGAACAGUUCAGGGGAUCAAAUGAAGUUCUGCUUUUUGCUCUGUUAUUGUUAUUUAUAGCAAAUGACCACAUUUGAAGAGCCAAAAACUUUUGUUUGUUGUUCUAGAUAGGCCAGAGCAACAAAAACAUCAGUUUUCAAUCGCUGCAUCCUGCACAAACUGCAGAUUAUAUGAAGAUUAUAAUAAAUGUAAAAAUAUGAAUUUAUCGGUUAUCGGUAUCGGUAUCGGCCAUGAGAAGAAGAAAAUUAUCGGUUAUCGGUAUCGGUUGAAAUUUUUCAUAUCGUGCAUCACUAUUUGAGGCCAUAUCGCCCAGCCCUAGUGAAGCCUUUAUGUAACUUAAAACUGACAGUGAAACUGAGACUCACCAGAAACAGAAGAAUGGGCGCUAAUUUGAGGAUAUAAUGAACCAAGUAUGAUACUCUUUAUUUUGCAGAGAUAUCUGAAACUGGUCUAGAAACAAGACAGUCAUUCCUCGCUAGUCGCAUGCUACAUCAAAAUGACUGAAAAGUGGCAGCAAAGUUAGCCUUUGCUCCCUCAGACAUGCACUGUGUCUUAGCAUGUUUGAUGAUUGGCUCUCUUUUAGCUUUAGCGGAGCACCUCAGCUGAAAUAGCAUCUUUAUACAAAAUACAAACAAUGACAAGUUUGGCAAAGCAUUUAAUUACUCACCACUCAGCCUGAGAUGAGAUCAUAACAGCAAAAUAAGUUGUUGUUUUAAUAGUUUAUUUCACUUGGACUUCUAAAGAGACAGCUUUGAUUUCUCCUCUUUUAAUGUUUACAGCCAAGUAACUGAAGCUUUGACACAUUCCCCCAACAAGUAAGACACAGAGGGUAAAUUAUUCCUCCAAAACAAACCCUGCAGUCCUCUGCAGACCCUCGCAGAAGCGAGCCAGAACACACACACUCGGCGUGAAAACUGGCACAGGCUCCCUCCAGUGCAGACGCCUACAGUUUCUCAGGAGUUGCUCCAGUUUCCAGUUUUUCUUUAAAUGAUAAUGAGGUGGCUGCAAACUUUUUCCAUGAACAGUGGGGAUGCGUGUUUUCACAUCAGGUAGAAAUGCUCCCUUGAAUAAUUUCUCAGUGGAAAGUGGCAGUUAAGUAGCCGCUGUCUGGUUUGUUUCAGAGGCAGUUUUAUGGCAAUAAAUACGAGGAGUUGGUGAAUGGGUCUGUUUGAGGAGGAGAGCUCUAAUACUUGUGUUACCAGUAAACAAGGACGCUUACAAAUCCUCAGAAAUAUGUGGGAAUAAGCAGGAUAAAGUCAGGUUCAAGUGACGAGCGCGAGCUUUUAUUUUACCCACUUCUUCUUUCUGUGUCUCUGCAUCUCAAAGGAAAUAUUGUGCUGCUGUUCCUCUUUAUACAUCAUCUCUUUUACCAGUUAUUGUGCGUAUUUGUUAAGUGUUUUUGGUGCAUAUUCAUUCUGCUAUCAGCUCUUUCAGGACCCAGUCACGUCCUUGAAGUUUUAAAAAAAGCGGAGUUAUGAAGAUCUCAACCUCUUUUGAAUGCAAAUCAACUUUUGUGAAGAACUUAAGCCUGAAUUUUCUAUGACUCCAACACUGCUUCAUGCUUUAUUCUUUCUAGAUUCAGAAGAAAACAGGCAACGAAGAGAGAGGGGUGGGGGGUGAAUCUGUCGUUUUUAAAUCUGCAAAAUGAAUAGUUAUCGGGCCAGUGAAGGAAUCUGCUCGGACAGUCUGGGGAGUAUUUAAAGCCUUUUCUUUCGUUGUGUAAACCUCUGUUAGCUGAGAUGAUGUGUGUUUGAAAUGAGACCAGAGCAGAAAGAUCCUCUGAGAUCCUCUAUAAGGGGCCAUUUCAGAUCCUCUUUGAGCAAUCUGAGAACCCAGCAGCGGAUGUCUGACAAGCUCCAGUGAGUAAAUGUUUCACAGCUCAGAGUGGGGCCGGUCUGUGGGAGGACUGAGUCCUUACCUCGAGUGAAGGAGUUUGAGUAUCUCAGGGUUUUGUUCACAACUGUGGGUAAAUGUGAGCUCAGCAGGAAUGAGAGUGAUACGAGCAUGGAGGGAGCGAAGCCUGAAGAAUAAACUUUGGAUAGAAUUAUUUACUUGCUCGAUUUGCAAAUAUUUGAACAUCUGAAAUUAACUCGCCGGUGUCGCCUAAUAAAAACUCAUGUCCAGCCUCGCUUUACAUGAAAUUCACAGUCAGUAUGAACGCGACAAUUCUGACUGUAACCCCAGCUCAGACAUCUGAGUCGGUGUAGAGUAGAGCUGCUCCUGUGCUGCCUGUCUGGUUUAAACUGAUGUGAGAAAUGUGCAGAGAGGAAGAUGUGACACACGCUGUGAUUUAAUCCGAACACCAGCUGGAUCACGAUUAUCUGCCUUUGUUUUCUGCGUGUGUUCUGAUCAGACACACAUUUUAGAUUCACGCGUCUGAACGCCUUCUUUACAUGUUCACUGCAGUAAAUUCAAUUAAUGGCUUAAAAAUAACCAUACUGUCACAUUUGUUCAUUUUCCUUUUGUCUUUAAACUCAGAUUUUUUUAUCAGCAUUAUUUUUUUUUUCGUGUGUCUUCGGCGAAAGACUCUGUCAAGCUGUUUUGUAUGAGAGGAGCUGCUGCAGCUUUAGUUUUUGGUGCAGCAGGUGUGCCACAUGUCUUCUGGCUCCCAUAAUAGAGCUUGGCGUGUUUCAUCUUUAGGUGGUGGAAGAGGUUGCUGAUGUUUCCUCCUCCAGCAACAACAGCGACAUGAUGCUCUUUACCUAGUAUUGGUUUUUUUUAAUCAUUGUCGGAUUUUCUAAAUCUGAAGAAUCUCCAGACAGUUAAUGUCGCGACUUGCGCCCUUUUUCGGAACGAGUUCCUCCUCGUCUUCCUCAUGUUGGGUUGGUCGGGCUGCCUCCGUUUGCUUGGUACUGCAAUUAAUCUGUGUUUCCGCCAUGACCACCACCAGUAGAGCUGUUUCUUCUUUGUCAAAACUAUGCCAAGCAGUCUGCUGGAUAUGUUGGUGAUUAUAGGGAGUGCACCCAAACCUGACCAAUCAACCGAAGUGAACAAACUCCACACGACACACUGGUGAAUAUACGGAAGCGCACCCAAACAAUUGAGCUACGGCUUUCCUGUUAGCGAGCGCAGACAACUACACACUGACUCAAAGAGACGCAGCAGACAUCUGCUCUCUCUCUCUGGUAUAAACGGUAUAGCAAAAUUCCUACCGGUAGACACUUCUAAACCGUUACAUGGUUUAUACCGUCGUACUGCCCAACAUAAGUGCAGACAGUUGCAUUAAGCCUCCAUUAGCCCCCACUUUGAGAAAAACAACCAAAGUCAACAUCUAACAAGAUGACAGCCAGGAGGUUAGCGGUUAAAUGCUUGGAUUAACCUUCUAUUGACAAAACAACUUCAUUUCAGACACCUCAGCAAAAAUGUCGACCUCCCUGCCGCAGCAGUGGUGGGUCUGUUUAUGAACAUCUAUGAUGAUUUAAAUGAAGUAUUAAAGGAAACCAAACUCAGCUUUCUGCCUCUAAACCGCUAAAUAAAUUCAAGCACAGAUGUAGAAAAUGUGUGUUUUGAUUUUUAAUUGAGUAAGAAGGUCAAUUAGUCAUUUCCAGACAUAACUUGAUAAGACGCUUUGAGACGUGACAUUCAAAAAAAGCAGCGGUGUGAUUAUUUCUCAUCAAGUCGGAAGAAGGAAGACACUACAGCCGCUUAACUCGAUGUCCAUUUAGUCCCAGAUUAAACUGGUAAUUUUAGGUCUUAAUCUAAUCCGUGUUAACACUGACAGCCUUAAAUUAGGGACUGAACAUGAUGAUCAUUAUAUGAAGUGCCAUCAUGAAAAACUGCAGCUCCCUACAUAAUUUUAUACAUAUUCCACCUGCACAAACAUCAAAAGCACCAUGUUACACCUCAGAUUGGAGUUUUUUUUUUCUUUUACACUCGUGCAGAAAUCCCCGGACUAAUUAUUGCAAAAAUCUGUUAUUUCCUCCCCGCUAAAGCUUUCCUUUAAUUGGACUCAGCUCAAAAUGCACAGAGGGGGAAGAUGCUUCGAAGCACUUGAACACAUAGGAUCAAUGGCUGCAGCUAAGCAAGUGUGACUAAAUUUGGGUCAGCAUAUUUGCUCAUGUAGGGCCUCCAAUUACAGCAACAUUUCUGCUCUGUUGUGCAUUUUGAGCCGCUGAGAGGAUCCUCUCCACAGCCGCCUUUUGUCUCUGAGCGGCGCGCUCUCCUGGCCGGCCUGUAGUGUGUUUGGAAAUGAAUGAAAAGAGGAUCGCUCAGCCCCCCCCGGCUUGGAGGGGAGCCUCUGUUCCAUCCACAUGUACCUAGAGCUUCUGUUUCCAGAGAGAGGAUUUAGCACCUGGCACAGAGUGGAGGCUGUUUUUAACACCCAUUCAACCACAACAAAGACCGGCCAGUAAGUAAAGAUUUAGACUGAUAGGUCUCACAUACCCCACAUCCCUGCAAACCAUUAAAUCCACUGUAGGAUGCCGCAGACAGACCCUAUCAGAUGAUGAUAGAAAUCCUGGAGAAUCACCAAACUGGCAGCAGAUACUGAAUGAUAUCAGCAGUUAUUUUAGGGACCUUGAGCUUGUGACCUAUUCAAACGAUGGUUUUUAUGACGCUUUCAGCCGCUCGUCUCCCUGAAACCUCAGAGGACGACGACAGGAGAAUAACAAUCAAGUGGAGUCACUGCAGCACAACAGAAAUGUACAGUAUGAAUGUCAUCUCAUCCUUACACGGUUUAUACAGCUGUUGUAGACCGUGACUGCGAGAACAGGCUGGAACUUUUAAUGAAGUGACAAUGAGACAAAUGUUUGCCAGAAACCUCAGGAGCUGGUCUCCUUCCCAAAGUAACCACACACAGGCUCAGAUAUUUCCUCCUUUACGUGAGAAAUUCAGAGAGGAUUGAAAUCUAUCUGGUGUCUGUACGUAAAACAAACCUGGAGUUAGGGAGUGAUCAGCAUAGUUUAGCAUGAACACACCUGUAUGUACUUCUACAGGUCACAGCUCGGCCUUUCACGUGAUUUUAGAGGUAAAUAUAAUCUCAAACUAAGGCUGCACGAUAUUGGAAAAAAAUAAUAUUGCGAUUUUUUCAACCCUGCGAUAUAUAUUGCGAUAUUAAAAAUACAGUAUUUUCACCAGAUGACCUGAAUAGCUCUUAAUGUUAUGCUGCACUGCUGAAAUCUUGAGGACAGUUAAUCUGCUCUGAUCUUACCUCUUUUUGUGAAUGUUAGUAGAACGGCUUCUGUCUGUCUCAGAGAUAUUUUUAGCUUUUAUUGUGCUGGGACGUUAUUGUGGCAACAGGUGAACACAGGAGACGUGUUUUGGUCGACAUCAUCCUUCUUUUAACCGAAAUAAUUCCAGAUAACUGACUUUCCUUUUCUUUUUGGCAACAAAUCUUCAUUUUCGGUGGUUUUCGCUUGUUCGUUGUUCAUUUUGCGAUCGUUGUUGUUGUUGUUAGCGGUGUCGUGCUGAGAAACGCAUGUCCUCCGAGAAUUGCAUGCACCUCGCAAAACGCGCACUGCUUAUAGUAGAGUGGUCCACGGAAAUGUACAAUUUAAAACCCAUACAGUUCUUAUUUGUUGGGCUUAACAGUCAUGAGUAAAGUUCCGAAAGUAAUUCUCAGCGGACACACGUCUCCCUCCAUGUGCAGAACAUGUGCAGGGGUGGGUUUUCUCCGCCCUGAUUUUGAUUGACAGCUGGCAGGGUAGUCUGAUUGGCAACUGAGAAGUGAGUCUGAUUUGCAACUGAGUUAAGGACGAAGGCGAUUGGUGGAUCGCUGCACAGCACAUGCAGAGUCACAUGGAGUGUAUCUCAGUCGGUUACCCUUGAAAUUAAAUGAGUUCAUUCACCUCCAAUAUCGCAGGCUCUGCGAUGUGACUAUCGCACACACGUACAUCGCGAUGACGAUGUUCAAACGAUAUAUCGUUCAGGCCUAUCUCAAAGUAUUUUCAGGUAACGACAAUUCAUUCACACUCGGGUGAAAGUGUUUCAAUCCAUCUGUUUUUGGAUGCAUUUUAGAUUAAGUGCAUCAGAAAGAAGUGGAGUGAAUAAAUCAUGAGGUGUGAGGCUUGUGGGAUGCAAACAUCAGGUCUGUGAGGAGCCAUAAAGAGACCUUAUUUCCUCUUUCACGAACAGAAACAUCUUAAUUUAGUUGCACUUGCCACGCGCUUCUUUCAAAUUUGAUUAGAGGCUUUUUUUUAUGUUGUGCUUUGGGCAGUUUUUGUCGGUGUCGGUGAUGUAGGGAGAGGAGAGCACAGCUAAGGGUUGAGUUAAACCAGCAACUCUUCAAUCGCUGAUACAGUCUUGAGUAAAAGUGUCUAAAUGUGUCCUAACAUCGACCAUAUUGUUCAUUUUUACAUUCCUCCUGCCCUUUGACAAAGCAGGAAGGUCAAUGAAAGAAUAUCUUAAGUAUUUUCCUUUGCAGUUUUCAGGUCAUUUUUUAGUCUUUUCUCUGACAAGUAUCUCAUAUUUCAAAUAAGGACAUCUAACUUUAUGGCAUCUCUCUCAUAAUUCCCAUGAUGCUGAUGACGUUUGAUGGUGAAACGGGGCCCAAAACUGCUCUCCCAUUUCAGCUCUUCCUCUUGCAGCUCUGCCCUGAGGAGCAAAGUGGCCCUCGAAAAAAUAAUGGGUGGGGAUAGAAAUAGUAAUGAAAAUGAGAAAUGGGACAGAGCCUGAACCUCUCAUGUCACCCUUGGAAACAAAAAUAAACCUAAAACGUGGAACUGGCCCUUUUUAUGAAGUGUGGGAUAUUUGACACAUUUGUUCCCCUCCUUCAAACAGGCUUUUAUUCUGCAGCUCUGUGUCAAAUGAAACAACACUAAUCCCAUCACCAACAGCACAGCUACUGUAAUUAACAGAUAAUUAAAAGGUGCCGGGGCAGAGAAUCAAUCCACCUUCAGAUGCUGCAGCUGUAAAACUCUUUUCACCUCCUGUCAGGCAGAUGAGGACAGAACAAACCCAAAAUAUGAACAUGAUUGAACGUUUAUCCGUCGAAACACUUGAAAGGAUUAUCAGCAGGAGACUUGAUUGUCCUCUCACAUAAAAAAAAACCUCUUUAGAGACAUUAAUUAAAUGUUAUUUAUGUUUAAUUACAUACUGUCUAUUUUCUAUCAAGAGCUUUAAGAGCUAUAAAUCACGGUGAUCCAGAUAGGAUUAAUCCAAGGUCACAGGGCUUAAUUUAAAAGCUCAGACCUUUUAUACCUCUAAUCUUUUGGCUCUGCGUGACGACUUCAGCCGUGACAUCCCAGUGAGGUAAACCCGUUUUAAAAAACUGUGCCACACUUCGCUUAAUAAUGUGUGUUUCUAAAUAAAGACGAUAAUCUAUGCAAAUGGUUUGCCACGGUGAGCCCAGAGGGACCAAUCAUGCAGCGUUGUGUAAAUUUGAUUUAAAUGGAAGGAGAGAAGUUUGGGAGGAAAUCUGCGUCUUUGGUCAACUUUAAUUUAGUCAGGGACAAGUCAGGCGGUCUGAUGCAGCGGGAAUCCAAAUGGACCAAAUAUUGAUUUUGCACUGCUGUGUAUAGACUUAAAUGGAGAAGGAGCGCUCCUGAAACUCCAAUUAUUUAUUCAUCACGGUACCAGAACUUUGUCCAUCUGAACUUCCUGACUUUGACAAAAUUCCCCACAGACAGAUUCCUCUCUAGGUUUUUGCAUUAGGGGUUUAGGGAAUAUCUCAAACUAGGUAAUCUUGAUUGAGAAUGACAGUCCCAGUACACUGUCAACAUGCUAUUUUUACAGCGCUCAUUGCACACGAUUGCCCUCAGGCAACCCAUUCCAGUUUCAUCCCUUAUCCCCCGGAAAAUUCCCCUUUAUUCAAACAAGCCUCUCUGUGUGUAUCAGCCUGAACUGAAGAUGGUUUACACCCUGAUAUAUCUGCUGUUUGUCCCUGUCCUCCUGCUGUUCAUUUAGGCUCAUAUCAGUAAACACAGAGAUGAAUUAACAGUGGACGUAUUUAACCCUUGAAGACCCACUCCAAUGAAAAUCCUGUUUUUCUUGUUUUUUUACGUUCAUAUGACAUUUUUCUGAUGCUACAGGUGAUAUCAUGAGAAAAAUAGGUGUGAAAUUGCAUUUCUGAGUAUUUCUGCAUUCAAAUCGCUGUGAAUCUCUGACAGACCCAAACAGCAGGUUCAGACACAGUGAGAUUUCCUACGUAGCAAAUCCAAGCUCCGCCCCCGGAGCCCCACUAUUCAGGCCAGACUCGGAGAAAUAGAGAAAUGCUCGUAAGAAAGCUAAUCAUGAUAUUCACUUUCAUCAUGUCCCCAAAAACAUUUGUGUCCGAGAACUGAAUAUCUCUCAUAUUACCUUCUACUUCUACUACACCAGCAAUGUUAGGCUGCAAGCUAGCGUGGAGAGGAGUGUGCAGAACAGCGCUGUCUCCGCCCACGACUCAGAGGCAAAAUGCUAAUGAGCUACAGGAGCUCUGCAGAAAAAAAGCCCUUAAAAAUGUGAUUUUUGGUAAAAACCUGAUAAUCACAAUUUAAAGACCACUGAGAACACUUUAAGUAGUAAAAUUAAAAAAAGGUUCGGAGUGGGACUUAGAUACACUGCAACAGGAUUGGUCGGUCAGUUUUAAAAGGAUGUUGCAGAUUAUGUCAAGGUCAUGGUUUUUGGAGUAUUAAUUAAGCUGGAAUAGAAGUUUGAUAAAUAUAAAAUAUUUAUAUAUUUAUAAAAACAAAUCUCUGUGACCUUGAUUCUAGGGCCCGACCGAUAUGGAUUUUUUGUGGCCGAUGCCAAUUAUUGGGGGGAAGGGUCAGAUUACCGAUAAAUUGGCCGAUUUUUAGAAAAUUUCAUGCGCCAUCUACUGGAUAAGUCGGGGGAGUUUUGGCUGAUUGCCGAUAAGUCUGAAACUGGCUAAAAUUGGCCGAUUUAAUCAGCUCGCCGAUAAAUCAGUCGGGCCCUAGUUGUUUCUGCAGGUUUUGAUCUAACACAUUUGUCCGACUUCGCUGUAGCUGAAUCUGUGUUGUGCCUCAAGUUUAGUAGCUCAUUAGAAACAUGCGAAACAGCUCUCUGUAAUUUCCCCUCAGUAUAAAACAUUAUUAGGACUUUCUAAAAGAUGAGGAGGACUGCAGUUCUCCCUGUCUUGGUGUUCCCGGGGGUUGUGCCCCAUUUUUACCCCUGGUUGUCUGGAUAAAUAAUUAACAAUGAAAAAAAAAAAAGGUCACACACCAGCUAAUAUCUGCAAACCAUAUACUGUAUGGCCUUUUAAUUUUCCAUAUCAUAAUCACUCAGUUCAUUUAGUUUGCGUGAGCCUUUGCUUGCUCUGCUCCUCCUGCCACUAUUUACUUAAACAGACACACACAUACACAUACUGUGAUAACAGUGUGUGAACACAGUAUGUGCUUCUGUCUGUAGGCUGCUCUGUAAUCUGACCAUGUUGGUUUUCGUUGUUUAAAUACGUCAUGUAGCUCAGGUGUGGGAAAAUAAAUGUAAAGUUGUGUUUAGAUGGGAUUGAAUUAAACACACAAGCGUUCACGAGUGUUGGCAGUGCACCAGUGUCUACCCGUUAACUUUAAGCAGCUAAUCUGUCCUGUGGGGUCAGCCGAGAUCAUGUGUGUUUAAAACGAGACCAGGGCUAAAGGAUGCUGCUUCUUUGGUCUGAGAGCUCCACUCUGAUCCAGAGAUAUCUCGUCUUUAUUUCAGGAGGGCUGCUGUACAUAUUAUUGCUAACAGCAGCGACGAUUCCUUCAGACUUGGAGCAGACUUUUUCUGUCAGCUCUCUGUAAAAGGUCAGCAUGAAGUGGAGCUGAUGUGUGAAUGAAGCAGGUAGAAGUGUGGAACAUUCGCAGUGAGCAGAAGAGACGAGUGGUGAUAUUGUUCACACCGAGCAGAGCUUCUGUACUUUUACACUCCUUACCAGUGACGUAGUUAAGCCACCGAACCUCGAGUCCUCCUCCCCUUCCAUGUAAACCUCAGAGUUACCGAGUGUGCCAGCGUGUGUUUCACCUGAUGAUCCCACAGAGCUUUCAUUAUUUGGGAGAACCGCCUUCGUAAGUCGGCGCGCUCCUUGGUCAUAUCCUCCUAAAUUGAAAGAGUGCAGUUCUCCCACCGUAUCUCUCUUUUUCUUCGCGGCUGUCAAAACUUUCUGCCGAGCUGUGAAGCGUAGAAAUUUCACCAGAAUCACCCGCAGUGGUUGGUUGUCUCUCGAUCUCAUAUUCAUGCUCCUGUAGCCCCAAUCCUUCAUUCAGUUUUUUCUUUAUCUCAUCAUUUAUUGCACUCCCCGCUUCUUUUCCUUCUUCCAGUCCAACCAGUUAAAUGUUUUUACAUCUUCCUCAGUUUUCUUGGUCUUCGACACAGCUCCAAAGUUCCUCCACUCUCUGUUUCAGCAUUUUACUUUCAUCCAUCAUGCUAGCGUUGUUAUCCUCCACAUCAGCAAUACGACUUCACUGUGUUUUUGAGUUCUGUUGUGUCCGACUUCAUUGUCGAUACAUCGCUCACCACUUUAUUCAGAGUUGAGCUCAUCUUUGAGAUGAUGUUGUUCCGCCUUGUUGUUCCUUUGGCUAGCUUCGCUGCAAGUGGGGCCAGCAGGGUUAGCUUGUGUGGUAGCUGAAGUCGAGCGUUUUCUAUGGUUCAUUGUGCGAUUCAGACUUUGACUGUAUAGGAGUACCGGGACGGGAGCUUAUCUAAGACGCGGCCAUCUCCCAGGUCUUCAACACGUGACUCUCCUCCCUCUUCAUGAAUAUUAUUUAAGGAGGAGGACCUUUUGACUCCAAACAUGGACUGCAUGAACCUGAACUUAGACCUUUUGGGAGGUUGAUACCACCAUAUAGCUUCUUGCAUAUGGAUAAUAGUUGUCGAGUGUCUGAAGCGGCCCUGACUUAAAUCUGGUUGAGACUCUUUGCUCUCUCAGCUGUAGGAAAGAACCAUUAAUGAGCACUGAAACAUCUGGGCCCAAACGAACUACCUGCUGAGUGGACUGUCGCUGUUUGGCUGAAUCCAGUCUGAGAGAAAAACACAAUCUGUCUCCUAAAAUAGAUGCAAAUAAGCUCCGUCUCUUUCUCUCUUUUUUUUUUAUUGAUGUUUUGUUUGCAGUUGAUGACAGCUUUCAAAAACAGCUUCUCUCUCGAACAGAAAAUCACAGCAGCCUGAGCCGAGUCUCAGGCCGCUUCACUUCCAUUAAAACCAUCCGCCUGUCACUGGGAAAGGUGCGUAAUGACCCGAGGAAACCCGCCCCAGGCUCAGGGUCAGAGCUGUCCACAUCAGUCAGUGAGAAACUUUUUUUUUUAUUUUUAUUCCUGUCGGGGAGGAGCGAUUAAACGUCUGACACAUCGGUACGUGCUCUCACUGCUGAUUGUUAAAACCUUUCCCCCGCUGACAGACAAUCUUUUUCCUGAAGAUCAGACGGCAGACUCUCAGCGUUUCCGAUGUCUGCCUCAUCACCUCAACGUGUUUACACAACCACAUGACAGCCAGCUAACUUUCAGUCAUUCAAGCUUAUCAUUAAAUAAACCGAACAUGAAACUGGAACGUUUUAUUUACCGGCUCCAGGACUUUUAUUGACCGACUUCAAAGCCGUCUCAAGCACCUGCAUUCUGGCGUCUUGAAGAGUGUUUGCUCACGCUACAAGAGGAUAGAUCCUCAUCAAUGCAAAAGCCUCUGUGAUGGUUUUUUAGCCGGUUAUGAAACAACUAGAAUAAUACUGACGCCUCGUUUAUGAGCUUCAAAAGCAAACAAGCCCAUAAACGAGGAGAUUAUUCUUUAUAGAUAUUUCUAAUGCCUGUAAACGCCGCUGUAAUUACAUGUGAGAUGAAGUGAGUAAUAGCACUCUGCGGGAGCAGCUUUUGGUGACAUUUUCUACAGCAUGAGUCACAGUGAGGGACACAUUUGACUGUCGAGAGAAAGCGGGUAAAUAUUUUUCAGCAGUACUGGAAAAAGGUAGGCCUGCAGGAUGACGGUGUAAUUAUUUUGAUAGCUAUUGAGGUCGUGAUCAUUAAAUAUAUUUUUACUCAUGAUUGAACAUCGAAAAAGCUCGUGUAAAGCAGUGAAAGGAACAUUGCUUCAACUCUUUACUUCAGUAUUGAAGCUUUUACAUUAUUUUAAAAACAACGUUCAGUAAAUUCAACCCCACGUUUGACUUGUAGUUGAGUGUUUGUAAACUGUGGUGUUUAAAAACUGAAAAAUCAAGGCUUAUAUUUUAUCACAGGCUGCAGAUCCAACAUCUAACUCAGGCUUUUAUAACCUCAAUACUUAUGUAGUUGUUUAUCCUGGCAGUCUUUAGCAUUUGUGCAUGCUUGUCAUAUCUUCAGAUCUAAAGCCUUUCUCUUGUUUUACUCCGUCCCUAAGCUUUUCAGGCACACAUCUGCCUCUACCUGCUUCUUACUCUGCUCUCCUCUUUCGUCUUUGUCUACUAGUCCAUGUCUGCUUUCCCUUUAGUUUUUAUGCAUUUAUAUCUCAGCUUUUACGCAUCCUUGUGAUUGCCUCUCUGUGGAUUAUUUCUAAAAGCCUAACCACAGAAAAGGAGUGCAAACUAACCAUGGCUACUACUUUAAUUAGACAUAACAAUGCGCAUAUGUGUUGUCCCUGUUAAAUAAUCUCAUGAAUAAAUGAACACAUCAUCUACAAACACAAUGUCUUAUUUUACAAACUAUGACUGCUUUCCACUGUGAACCAAUUAGUUACCGUAUUUUCUGGACUAUAUGUCGCUCCGGAGUAAAAGUCGCACCAGCCAAAUAAUGCAUAAUGAAGAAGAAAAAACAUAACGAUAUAAGUCGCAUUUUUGGGGGGUAAUUUAUUUUACAAAAUCCAAGACUAAAAACAGACGUUUCAUCUUGAAAGGCAAGUUUUAAUAAUAAUAAUAGAAUAGAGAACAACAGGUUGAUUAGGUGUACGGUAUGCUAACGUAACAUGUUGAUGGUUAUUUAGCUACAUGAAGCAUAAACAUCAAACUCAAUAGGUGUCCGGUAUAUUAAUGUAACAUAUUAACAGUUAUUCAGAUAACUAUAGUAUGAAAAAAAAAUUAUAAAACAAGUUUACCAAACUCUCGAUCUCGCUCCAAAUCACUAAAUCUUUCGAAUUCUUCAUCCUUUGUGUCACUUCUGAACAACUCCACCAACUCCGAGGGUGGACGAAACGCAGCUUCUUCUUCUGCGUGACUGUCGUCAGACUAUAUGUGAAAUUACAUAUUUUAAUAUAUAUAAGACACACCUGAGUAUAAGUCACAAACCCAGCUAAACUAUGAAAAAAAGUAUGACUUAUAGUCCAGAAAAUACGGUAUAUGGUAUUACUGUACUUAUUUUAAGCUUACAGUACCUUUAAACACACACUGUACCUUUUAAGUGACAUAUUUGGACAUGUCUGCCCACAUGCACUAAAAGUGUUGUCCCAUUUCUGACACAACAGUCCGAGAAAAAAAAAAACAGUUUAGGUGUCUAUUUAUUCAACUAUUUUUAAAAAAGUAUUUUAUAUUGAUCAAAUUUGAUCCCCUCUCCUCAAACAUCCCUGCAUGGACUGCAGCAUCCAGUCGUCUCACCUCCUCCUCUGCAGACGUCAAUUGACGUUUGAAAAAAAUACAAAAUCAUCCUUUAUAAAAUGUCCGACAGUUCUCCUUUCAAGUUUAAAUUGCCUCAUUUAGAGUUUUUUUACUCCGCAGCGUCAAAGCUCCCCGCCAAAAUAAGUGUCCUUAUUUGACGAUUUGAUUUCCUUGAUCUCGAAUGUGAAAUGACAAAUGUGAAAUUUGUUCCAGAUUAUGUAACUUCAUUCCUGUGAAUGCAGACAGAAAUGUGUGCGGUGAUGGAAAAAUUUAAUUUCACUCAUCACUUGUCAGAGCUUUGCUGCAUUUUCCCUCAGUGUGCAGAAAUGAUACUUUCUCAGACAGGAAAAUAAACCCGGUUACACUCGCUCGCUCCAUCUCUGCUGCAGACUUGUUCUUCGCUCUGAAGGUGGACAGGCAGGGGAUUGGAUAUUUAAAAAUACACCUGUAAAUGUGUCACAGCUUGAUGCAGACCUGCUGAACGAUUCCUUUUUAUGAGGAAACACUCUCGUCUUUCUCACAUCUUCGUGUGAACAGCUGGACACAUGUUAAAUAUAGAUGAACAGGCUUUAUAGCGAAUGUUAAAAGAGAGCAGGACUGUGCAGGUCAGCGCUGUUUUAUGUAAAAAAUGAAAGCAGUGUUCUGGCAGAGAGUAGGGGACUGUCCUCCUGACAGAAAACGUGUGAAAUAUCACAGCUUCAGAGUCCGCCUCGAAUGAAAUCCCUCCCUGUUACACUCAACAGCAGAGAGUGUCGCAGUGCCGUCACAUAUGACCCGUAUUUAACUUUAAAGAACACCAAUCAGAUAUUGAUAUCUAAGAUUUCAAAAUAGUAAACACAGAAAAUAAGAUUUCCCGACUGAUUACAUAAAUUUGUAUUAGAUUAGUAUCAUUGCUGGGUAUAAAAAGGGAGUCAGAGAGACCGAGUCCCUCAAAAGUAAAGAUGAGAAGAAGAGAGACAGUGUGAGCGAAAAGUUCAUCAGUUGUCAUCAUUAAAGAUACUAAGAGUCUGGAGAAAUCUCUGUAAGAUGAUAACAAACCAAAACACAAGACAAUCAGUCAAAAAGAGUCAUGACUCUGUAGUGGAACUCACCGCAUGGACUCAAAGUCACCUCCAAAAACCAUUAUAUCUGAAUACAAAUGCAGAUUAAAACUGGACCUUAGGAGGAGGAAACCAUAUAAACAUGACUCUGAAAUGCUGCGACUUCUCCGGGAUCGAGUUUGUUUAAGAUGGACUGGGAACUGACAGAUCUGAAUCUGAACUUCCUUUUGGAAAUCCUGGAUGCUUAAAGGGAUAUUCUGUCGUAAAAUUAAUUUAGGGUCAAACACACGUUAACACCGAGUUAGACACCAAACAUCUUUAUAGCUUUGCCUAAUUUCUUUAACAAAGUGACUAAACACAACUCACCUACUCUCUUCCAGCAGCUGCUUGUUUGUACAGAGCCCUCCGAGUCUAUCGACUGCAGCGGGGGGAUGCGGCUCAAGGAAGAACAUUUAUGAUCAUUACUUCAUGGAAAUGCAAUCAGACCGAGACGCCAAGGCAGAAGAACUACCACGUCUGCAGUGCAAAUUGAUAAAUAUGAUGAUUAUUACUUCAAGGAAAUGAUAAAGAAAUGAUCAUAAAUGUUCUUCCUUGAGCUGUGUCACCCCGCUGCAGUCAAUGGACUCGCCCAGAGGUCUCUGAAGUUGCUUUAACUAGAGAAGCAAGCGGUCCGCAAUUCAUCUCUCGAGGGGGUGUCUAACUUGGUGUUAUGGUGUGUUUGACCCUAACUUAAUUUUACGUCAGAAUAUCCCUUUAAUCCUUGAUUUUAAAGAAGGGAGGGACGGCCUGGUUUGUUUAAGUGCCAACAGCAUGGACUCAGGGUGCUGAACUGGUCCACCUGCAGUCCCAGCUUGUCACCUUUUAGACAGAUUUGACGCACCAUGAAACACAAAAUAUGAGACAGGAGACGCUGAACGGUUCAGCGGCUGAAAUCCUCUAUCAGGCAAGAAUAUGACGACUUUUCAAAACCUCUGAAACUCCUGAAACUGGUCUCCUUGACUACAGAUAUUUACAGAAUGGAGUUAUAAGAAGAGACGAUGCAGAACAAUGGUAAACAUCCCUGCUGUGUUGAAAUAUGUUGCUAGUAUAUAAUUUAAAAUAGGAGCAUUUACUUUUCAUUAAACCAUCAAAUCUUCUGUCUUACAGAAUCAGGGUUAUAGACUCAGAAAAACAGGUACAAAAAUCCGAUAUUUCAAUGAAAAACUAGAGAAAAGUGUGUGAGAAUGUCUCUAAUAACCUCCUUCUGUGUCUGUCUUCUUCUUCUGUCUCUGCAGACAAUGUUUACAGGAAAUGUCUUGCAAAUGGGACAUGGGCGCUGAAGGGGAAUUACUCCAUGUGUAAGGCCAUACUUCAUGAGGAGGUAAGACGUCAUCGCAAGGAGUCUGUGCACAUUACCCUGAAUGAUGAAGCCUCUUAUGGAGACACCCUCAAAGCUUGAAACAUGCAUUAACCAGGACUAACAAUGUCUGCAAGGUUUGUUGUGCAGCAGGUUGGCUGGAGGCAGGUUUUAUUGUGAGUAUGAAUGCUGGGCUCGGUUGCUUGGAGCCUGCAGCCUUAAGGGGCAUCACAAUGAAGCUAAAGAUACUGUGAAUGAAAAACAAAACACCCCAGGAGCAUCACUUGAAGGACUCUGAGUCAAAAGCACGGUGACUGGUACGAAUUUGCAUGAAAACUGCGGCUUUAAUGUCAUCUUGCUCCAGGUUUUUAGGGCUUGGCGUGCCUUUCUUCUGAAGGUGUUAGUCUGAAAUCUACAGAUGAACCUGCGGCUAUUUCUCUUCUGAUUGCACUUUAAGUGUUUCAUUUGGAAAAUUCCUUAAAAGAAAGCCGCGACAGGCAGCAUUGUCCUCCGGCGACACGAAUGAGUUGUGAAAGCAGAGAGAGGAAAACGCAGUCGGCGGGGUUUUGGUUAAAAGGCAGCCGUUAGGAUCCUCGCUCUGCUCCAGAUUUUUAUCCUCUCACAUGCUGCUGUUUUUCUCUUGUCUCCACCUGGGUGCUGCUUUGUGAUUUGCAGAUGUGGUGGUGAUUGGCGCCUGUUUCUGAACAGGGUCUGAACAAAGCGUGCAGAGAGAACACUCUGACCUACAUGGAAUAAGCAGACAUUUGAUGUAUUGUAUUUAAAAAGACAGAAAUUACAAGAGGGGAAAAACACACGUAACACAGCUUGUUUGUUUCCCUGACCUGACCAUCUGCCAGAGCUGAAUAUUGAACAGACAAGUUAACAUGAACACUGUAACCUCCUUCCGGUUUAAUAAGCUGUCUCUAGGCUUUCUUCUCUGUUUUAAAUAUGGCAUCCUUGCCCUUCAUGUGAGCAUAAAAGCUGGCUUUAUGCUCCAUUUUUCCUAUUUAACACAAAUCCCAUGUAAAGACACAAAACAACUAAGUGUCCAUGCGUCUUAAAGCACUUGAACCUCUGCAUGAGUCUUUUUCAUGCAUGUCCUGCGCCUUUGUUUGCAUUUCUACCGUCAGCUCAUUGAUGCCUUUUACAGCAAUGAUUAACCUUACUGAUGUCCUCAUGGCAUCUCCAUUAGUGUUAUGCUCCGGUUCAUUUGAGUCAUUUUUCACUCACCAAUCUGUACAGAGUCAAAGGUUGUACAAGACUCGGUGUUGGAAGUUGAGUCAGAUUCAAUAAAAGGAUUUCCUUUACAUCUCUAUUCUUCCACUUUAGACACACUAAACACUCACACCACUCAAAGGACCUACAUAUCAGAGUUUUCCAAGAGGUUACCAAUAGGGCUGGGCGAUAUGGCCUCAAAUCAAUAUCACAAUAUAUUGAGCAGUUCACCUCGGUAACGAUAAAUGGACGAUAACUACUCCACAAGCUGCUCACCCCCUCCUACAUUAACUUCGUCUACUUCAGCCGCUACAUCUCUUGAACCGUCCUCCGUCAGUUAUUGUCGGUACCAGUAAAUUUUCGGUUCAUCGUCCAGCCCUAAUUACCAAUAUAUUUGUGGUUCCAUUCCUCUUGUAUUGUGUUUACAUGUUCAAAAAAUGAUUUAUUGAGUUAGUUUGACUAAAACUGACCUUUAAAAAAUUCCUAUGAACACGUUUGUUUGAUUUCUCAAACUUCUCCCUGGAGCUUUAACUGAGAAUGUUAAUGUGAAUCAGGGAAACUGAGCGUGGAAAUGGACUUUUCAGCUUGGCAGGCGGGUCAGGUGGGCUCUCCCCUGAACUUUGUCUUAACCCAACAUCAGACAGGAAACAUGCCUGGGUGUUGCACCAAUAUCUGUCUUCUGUUAGGAAACUCUGCAUGGGUUAUGUAAGGACAUCCAACACUGUAAUAUUAUACGUCCGUAUCAAAAUGCAGAUCUGGACAUAAAGGGAGCUCCUCCUCACCGCUGUUCUGCUGAGCUCUCAGAUGCAUGGUUGAUACCACUCUCAGACUGUACGCCCAGCUGCAGCAGGAGGUGAUUAAUCAAACAUUAAGGCUGUAAGCAGGCUGAAAUAGCUCACCAGGCCCCAUCCUAAAAUAAAGACACACACACACACCACUUGAGUUCACUAUUAACACGUUGUCACGUUGUUAUGCAAUUGUAUUGUCUGCACACAAAUAGCCGUGUAAAACCGCCAAACUGCGAUUUAAAACAGCUCCCACUGCAGCGUCCUCUGCCCUGAGCUCCUGAUGCAAUCUCCUAAACACCCAAACGUGAGCGUGGCUUCAUGCUGAGAUCCAGAUUCCUGCAGGAAAAGCGUUCUGGUAUUCCAGCCAAAACUCUGAGCUUCUCCAGUAAAUGUUAUCUCCAUUAUGAGACUUACAAAAAAAAUCUGUCUGCAGAACUUUUGUUUCUGUUUCUGGCUUUGCCUCAGAAAAAUCUGUGUUCCUAAUCCUCACUUCAAAGCCCAGAUUGGCUCCGUUUGUUUUAGAGUUUUAUCAGGACUUAGAAACACACUUGGUGCUUGUUAGCAGGAUAAGACUGUCGUUGGUUUGGCUCUUUUUGUUUGAUUUUUUAAGAGUAAGAAAAAUGUUAAAAAUCCCCUUAUCCCUUCAAGAAUUAUGUGUGACCUGUGAGGCAUGUUGACGUUGUUCCUCGCACAUUAAUGCUUUAUAUAGAGCUGCCAGCACCAGGAAAGAGCUGCAGACUGAGAGCCGUCCUUCAGUGUUUACCCAGAGUCUGAUAUCCAAUCGAUCCCUGCAGAAGAUGGAUAUAGAGUGUCUGACCUUUUAAAAAUGUGUGUUUGAUUUUUUUGUCCUUUUGUAGCCAUAAAAUAAAUCACUGGAUGGUGUGAUUGACAUCAGGGAAAAGGUAGAGGAGUACCAGCAGCCUCUCUUUAAAGUUCAGUUUGUGUUGGACUGGAUUUCCAGCUGUCCCACCGGGAGGAGAAAGUGUGCGGAUCACAGGCUUAUUGGAAAGUUUGUUUGAGGAGAAAGAAAUCCUCUUUUCCUUCUGGGACUCGCUUGAGGUUAUUUUCUCAAAUAAGAUAAGAGUCUUUGUUUUUUCUUGGAAGCAAAGUGAGUCAGGUUUGGUUCUGGCUCUCCUGGCCCACACAUUUUGUAGACCUGAAGCUAGUGGUGGGUUGGAGGGUCUUAUAUUAUCCUCCUGUUGUCCUCCCCCUCCUCUCAAAUCUGCAAUCCAUCUGAAACCAUCCUGUCCACUUGAUUUAUGCCCUGAUGUGUCAGCCAGUCCGGCACCAGUCACUGUGUAUUAAUUUCUUCCCUUUUUCAGGUCUAUAUUACCGCUCACAUACUCACAUUGAGAAAGCAAUCCUUCAUUGUGUAAUCACAACCCAUUGUAAUCAUUCCUCCUGUCAUAGCACCUUUAAAAGCAUCCUUUUUUUAGCAUCACCCUGCUAUUGAGCUGAGUGACAGAAUCUGCAGUCCUUGUUUGGUGAAAAAUGCUUUUUUUUUCACAGCAGCAGAGAAAAUAUCCCGUUAGUUACAUUAAGGUUUCUGCUACAGGAACAAAAACAAGCAAAAUGCGCACACAGUCGUCUGGAUGAUGAUUCCCAGGAGGCGUCUCCUACUCAGGCGGCUGGAGCCUCGUGUUUGUUUUGGGUUUUAAAAAUGUGACUGUGGCUCAGGACGCAUGGAAAAGAACCCGUUUGUCAGUUUUACCAGAUUGUGCUGAGACCAAUUUUUGUUCGAUUGCACCUCCUGUCCACAAAAUAUGAUCAUGCUGUGACCUUGGACAGCAUUGCAGUUCCUCUUUCAAUUAGGGAAAACUCUCACAGCAAUCUCAGUGUUUCCAGAACAUAGGAGGAACACUUGGUCGGAUGCCCAGGUAUAUUUUUGGACGCCCAAGUGUAUUUGCAGUCUGGUGCUCUGUUUAAAAUUGGCACCACCUCUGGGCAAAUUGGUAACCUACACUGUGUUUUAAUAAUUCAGUCGCCUUAGAUCAGCUGCAGUUCUCUAUUGUUUGUAAAGUGAGUACUUUAGGUGCCUUAUCUGAGCUAAAUUUAGUCUUUUUCCUCCUUGUCUGUCUUUGUUUAAAUGGAACUGUUGUGGUGUUCAGUCUAGAUGAAUGAAAUCUAUAAGGCUGCUGCUGCUGCCCACCUGAACAGGAAGACAGUCGUUAUUUGAGCAAUGUGACAGUUCCCGUCCAGCUUCUUUCUUCCUGUUUACAGUGGACCGGUGCUCAGGCUGUAAAAAAAGGUCAAGUGUUCUGCGUUUUCUGGCGUGUAAAUAUGGAAGGAAGUAAUUACAGGACAAGGCGAGGGUGAAAUUUUGUUAAGGGGUUGUCUGUAAAUGACAAAAGAAAACAAUAAACUAAAAAAUAAAAUCGGUGCUAAAAAUGAAAGCUGCACAGCAAGUGGAGACAGUGUAAACCUUCUUAUCUACCAAUACUGAUACUGAUACCAGUACUGCCAAUACUAAUAAUACCAAUACUGCCAAUACUAAUACUGAUACCAAUACUGCAAAUACUUAUAAUACCAAUACUGCCAAUACCAACAAUCCCAAUAACAAUACUACCAAUACUAAUACUGAUACCAAGACUUCAAAUACCAAUAAUGCCAAUACCAAUACUGAUACUAAUACUGCCAAUACUGAUAAAAACCAAUACUGCCAAUACUGAAAACAAUACUGCCAAUACCAAUAAUCCCAAUACCAGUGCUACCAAUACUAAUACCAAUACGGCCAAUACUGAUAAUACCAAUAAUGCCAAUACCUAUGAUGCCAAUACCAAUAGUACCAAUACUAAUACUGAUACCAAUAAUGCUAAUACCAAUACUGAUACUAGUACUGCCAAUACUAUUACUGAUACCAAUAAUACUAAUACCAGUAAUGCCAAUACCAAUACUGCUUAAACUUAUACUGAUAUCAAUACUACUAAUAUAAAUACUGAUACCAAAACUGCCAAUAGUAAUACUGCCAAUUAUGAUACUAAUACCAAUACUACCAGUAUAAAUACUCAUACCACUGCUACCAAUACUAACACUGAUACCAAUACUGCCAAUAUCGAUACUGCCAAUAUCAACCUUGCUAAAACUAAUACUGAUACUAAUGCUACCAAAACUAACACUGAUACCUAUACUGCCAAUACUAAAACUGAUACCUAUACUGCCAGUACUAAUAAUGCCAAUACUAUUUCUGCCGAUACCAAUAUCAAUCAUGCCAAUACUAAGAUAAGAUAAAAGAAACCUUAAUUCAUCCUACGAUGGAUUAAGGUUUAUAUUCAUACUGCUAAUACCGAUACCGAUACCUAAACUGAUAUUUAUAUUGAUAAUGAUAUAGAUUCCAGUUGGGAUAUUGUGGUUGUGAUACUGAUAGUGGUAUUGAUUCUGUGUGUAAGAUAAAAGUCAUCUGUACUACAAACCUGAGUCAGAUUCAUAACUCCUACAGAAAACUCUUAUUCGGUCACAUUUGAUGGCACAUGUCAAAGUACAUGAAUGCAGAUCAUUAAGUGACAUCCCUUCCACCAAUCAGCAUAAAUCUCCGCCCAUAAAUUGCUAAAGAUGACCAUAUAAGGAAGUAUGGCUAUGAGCUUCCCGUGGACUGGCAAGCAUGGCUGACUGUGUGCUCAGUGACAGCCUGAGCCCUUGUUGGGGGUCUUUAUGAGCCUGCUGCCCUGGUAUGUGGUGGGUCAGCAGAGCCAAAAGCCACCGCUUCAGUGAGUGACCCUUGUCUUCUGAUCUUCAAGGUUGUUAGGUAAAGAAAAAUUAACAGUCAGCCACGUGUAAAUCCUGACAGUCUGUGCCUGGGGAUGAAAAUGCAGAUGGUUUUCUUUCUUGAUCUGGCACCUGCCGGGCUCUGUUAACAUGCAAUUAGACCCAAGUUGUACUGAUAAUCCAGCCGUCUUUCACUGCUCUAGUCUCCAAUCAAAAUAGUGAUUUCUGAUGAUUAAAAGCAAUAUCUAUGUGUGUUCUUCACCUACACAAAUACAAAGAACCAUCAGGAGUAGAUGUAGCUUUUCUUGGUAGCUACAAAAAAAUCAGAGCUACUGAAAUAUUGAUGAAUGUCCUCCUGCGAUCUGUUUUCACACAUACUCGUUCUGCUCACGUUUCCUGAAUGAGACCAAAACUUCUGAUGGGAAAUGUGACUCAAACAGACUUUGUGAAUCAACCGCGGUAGAAAAACUCCGUCCUUGGCAAGUUUGAAGGUGAAGUUUGUGGAGUUUGAAUCAAACCGUGAGCCGCUGCCUGGAAGUGCUGCUCGGAAACUCUCUGUACCUUUUGUGAAUGGUGAAAGUGAGAGCGGGGAUGAAAAGGCUGCUGUCAUCACCUCCUGGCUGCAUCACGCCUCCUCCACAAUCUCUUUAAGACGCCACUCUCUUUUGUUUAUUUGGCUUUGUCUUUUAAAGUCUCUCCUUGAAGGCGUACUCCGUGUUUUAUCCAUGCACAAAAAACAACAGGAGUGAUGAUGUGAGAGAGGAAAAAAGAGCUUUUCAAUCCUUUCAGUCUCUUCUGAAUCAGCUGUGAUUACAGCAUUAAUUGCAGCUUUUUAUAGACAAGAGUUUUGUUUUGGAAUAGACUUUAAAAAACUCUUUUAGUCUAAACUGAAGGCAUGAUGUGCAGUCAGAUAUCGGAGGAGAGACGGUUGAUUUGAUGGUAUUUGUCAGAGACGAUGAAAACAUGUGUAGACUCAGAGGUUUGAGAAUAAAGUGAAUGAGAGAGAAACGCUGUUUCAGGAGGGCGGGGCUGGGAUUAAACAUGUGCACGAUUAAUCUGGACGUAGACACCAGUAGUUACAUAAAUCCACUUACAGCAGAGAUUACUGUUGGUAGUGUGGGCGGAAAUCCGAUCACAAUGAAGAUGUGAGGCGCAGACGGUGGAUAGAGAACGACUCAGAGGGAGAGUUUUUAUUUCAUGUUUGGUGUCACAGGAGGUCCACAAAGGUGCUGCAUACCUUUGAGCAAACAAAGAAAUAUAAUGACACAACAGGUGCAAAGAGGCCACAAAGAAAAUGCAGAAACGCCACGCGAAGCAGUAAGAGCACCACCAGACAAAAUAACACCUCCUGCAGAAUGAGCAGAAAUCAACACAAAACUUCAUGUAAAAUCUCUCCUAAGAGGAACAAAAGCAAAACGCUACAAAAAGAUGAGAAAUAACAAGAAAUCUUAACAACUUACCACAAAAAGUUGCAGAAAAAACUUUGAUUUAACACUUCUGAAUAACAACGAGGCGCAGUCAGAUAGGAAACAGCGUUUCUCAGAGACCACAAAGGGACGCGGAGAGGUGCAAAAUCAUCACCGAGACUGUUCAAGUCAUCACAAAAGUGAAUAGAAUAAGCAAUGUAAGGUGUGAAAUCAUAACAAAACACUUAAAUAUUCAUGCUUAACUGCAACACAAAGCAACAUGAUGACACAUGACAGACGAAAUAAAAACAGAGACACAAAAAAAGUGAAAUUGAACACAGACAAUCAGCCAUAUCAUAUUCAUUUAAGACAGAAGGUUUGGAGCCGAUGUCCCUCUAAAGGUCUAAACCUAAUUAAUCACAGUCCUUUAUGAAAGAUGGCAGAACAGGUGUGCUGCUUUAGUCUAUUUAAAACUACCAAGGUGUCCGUUUCUGUGCCGACUGUUUCAAACAAACCAGACGAUGUAUUUUAAAGAAAAAACAAAACCAAAGACCUGCACAUGCGGCCUUCAUUAGUGAGAAAAGUCUGUUUCUUUCCCCCUGCAUGCCUCGGCCUGUUUACAUUUCUGUUGCUAUGCGCUUUGUCCCAUGCUGCAUUGAUCUGAAUGGUUGCAGACCUUUACAAUCACUUUUGUAUGCGACUGUUGCUAAUGGUUUGAAUCGAGCGCCGUUAAUUGGUCCGGUGACGAGACAAAAGUCCUUGAUCCUGCAAAAGAAAUGAGUAUAAGAUUCAGAAAGAACAACAUAAGAACACGACUGAAAGAAACACCAAAUAAUAUCAAAAGAAAAACACACAAAUAGAAAAACUGAAGAGCUUCACUAAAAUACCACAGAGGAGCUGCAGAAUAAAAACACAGACUGAGCUCAAAAAGGGCAAAAACCAAGAAAGAAAAGAUAAAAAAAUAAACCUCAAAGACAUUUCCAGAAUAAGAGGCGAAACACCGGGUGGAAACAGGAAUACAACACGAAUGAUAAAAAGCAGCCGAAGAAGAACUAGCGAGGAACAAAGUGCUGCUUACGAGUCAAACACAGAAACACUGAGGGGGAAAAAAAGGCCCUCAGCUGUGACUUCAAACAUCACAGAGAGUCCGCUCAUCUGAAUCCCGGUGGAGGACUUUUCCAGAGCCUGAAACCCAGAUCAGCAAACCCACAAUCAAACAGCUAGCAGUUCUGGUUUGGAGGACCUGAGGGGGGGAAGCAGCAGCAGUGUGCAGCGUUAUUGGUAGACUGAUGUACUUAGAACCGUUCAAAUGUAAAUUUAACAUGAAAGAGAUAUCUAUGAAGAGACCUCACUGUAAUAAAGAUGUCAAAGAGGCAAAAAAAAACCUUUUAUAUCUAGAUUAGUAAGUAGUUAUAUGAAACGUAGCUGCCAAAGAACAUUUUUGGCUAAUUUUUUGACCAUUAAUAAAUGAAAACAGAAUCAAGCUUUUAUCAAAUAUUAAAAAUAAUGUUUUAUUAAAUUACUAGUAUCAAUCAGCUUGACAUCUGGCAUAUUCUGAAAAUACACACUUCAAGGAUUAAAAACAAAACAGGUGGCAUAAAACACAUACAUCUAGACUAAAAGAAAUGUGAAAUAUGGAGGAAAUGAUGUGAACUGAUCAUCAAAAACAAAGACAAAGAUCAGUCCGUGUUUGUGCGCUGGUCUGAUCUGGAAAGAGCAGCAACUUUUUUAAGAGUAUUUGACUUGAAAAUAUUCAAAGUUGUUUGUCUGGCCUUCAUUUAAUUCAUGAAUAAACUCAGUAACCAGCGAGAAUGUUCAGUUUUUUUAUCACUUCUUAAAAACUCUGCCAAGUUCUGCCUGUUCUCAAAGUUUUUAAAUCAGCCUCUUGUAAAAAAAGAAGAAGCGAGUCGGAGCCAAGAGAGGGAAAAUAAACUAAAGAGGAUUUUCAGCCUCUUUUCUUAUCCUGAGAAUAUUGUUCCUGUAAAUCACAAACACCCUCAGGACUCAUCCUCUUUCUUCUUCUUCUUCUUCUCUCCUCGCAGAAAAAAGGCAAGAUGCACUACCAGAUCGCUGUGAUCAUAAACUUCCUCGGUCACUGCAUCUCCAUGGUGGCUCUGCUCAUCGCCUUCUUCCUCUUCCUGUGUUUGAGGUGAGUGUCGCCGUCCUCGCCGCCGCCACCACCAGGCCGCCUUUAAUCCUCGAUGCAUGAUGUGACAGGAACGUCAGUGUUCCUCAGAUCCGGCGUUCAAAGCAUCUCUCUCGCUCUUAUUUGAAAACCGUUUGGUCAUGGGAUGAAACAUUUCCUAUCUCCAUCCCGCAGAUGUAAAGGGGUUUAGACGCCCGCAAAAAAAAAAAAAAAAAAAAAAAGGGAAACUAGGGCACAUUCCCGCCUCUAAUGGGAAUAAUAUACCCAUCUCAGGGAGCAGCAGGAAAAAAAAAAAACGCCAAAGCAGUCCUGCUGGGACGAGAAGUGGAGGUGGAGUGGAUUUCUGUGACAAACCGCCAAGCUAACGCCACAUUAACUAGAGAAAGGUCUUAGCACCCUCAACAGCCGGGGUCGUUAUCGAUCCUCGCGACACUGUGGGGAGUGAGAAAAGCGUGAAAGGGCAGAGGGAGAAAUAAUAAAUACAGUUUUUACAUGACAGCAUUUAUGCACAACCCGUGUCAAGAGAGCCGCUGUGGGUCAGGCGGGGGAGGGGGCAAAUGUCGGCCGGCUAAAAAUGGCGUUAGUCGAGUGGAGGAGUUUGGCAUUUACUACUUAGUUUUCGCACUUGAUAAUGAGAUGGAGCUCUAUUUAAGGGAAGGUAGCGGCUGCCAGGGGAGUGACGAGAAAGGUUACCACCGGAUGAGUUUCAGAGUGCAGCUGGAAGAGGGAGAGAGAGAGAGACACACAGAAACCCUCGGAGAGGCCAGGAGAGACGAGUGAAUCCUGGAAAGACUUACUAAUGAACUGAAGUCGGGUAGAGGGAGUCAUGCUGUGUCUGAUCUCGCUGAAAAACGAGAGUGUAAGGGUGCGACACGGACACGACCAACUCUUUAUUAGAUGUGAUGGUUUUCCAUUCUUCCCUCAUGUUGGAUUUCACCUGCCUGACUCAUUUUUGUUUCAUGAUAAAAAGAAUUGUUGAUUUACAUUUAUCACCAAAAUCAAAGCUCAUACCAUCAUGUAUGCUGAUAACAGGUUACAUGGUCCCUCUCUUGUGAGAUGAUUAGAAGAUGCAGCAUCCGUGAUUUCCACUUUGCCUCACUCCACCUUCCACAGGCUCAGAAGACUCACGUUAGUCAUGCAGACAGUUUUCUCUUUACCUUGUUCCUGUAUUUGUGGAUGCAGCAGUUUCUGCAUCCAAAGACAUGGAGUUUUGAGCCUAUGCAGUGAUUUCCUCUACAGAGGUGUGUCUGUUUUUACUGCGGUGACGGUUGAGACCCCAAAGAUCCCAGCCGUCCAGGAUUAGAUUUCAGCUUUUCCGCUUAUUGUGUAGGAAGGAUGGUUAAUUCAGCUAUUUCUGAAACCAAGUGUUUUACUGUUUUGCACCAUCAGUGCCUACAUGAACCAGGAUGCAUUGCACAUAUUUGUAUUUUGUAUUUAUUUAUUUAAGACAGUUUAAAAACAGUGAAAGGAGGGAACGAAGCUAGUAGGCUUAUACAGAGUUCCACUCCAGUCAGGGCAGUGAAGGCAUAGAGUGCAAACAACAAAGUGAUUAGAACACAGACAGGUUAUAAUAUACAAUGAGUUGGGAAAGGUCAAAUCAUAUUCAAAUUGUUGUAAAUAUAACAUAGAAUAAUUAUCAACCAGCCCAGCCAGAGAUAGAGAAAUUAAAGUAUACAUAAAAAGAAAAGAAACAUGAACAUAACAGAUAAUGACGUGUGUAAGACAUGAUUAGAUGUGAUUUCAAUGAUAUUUUUAAGGAUUUGAAGGAUAAUAUUGAUUUUGGAGAUACAUUCAGAUCAUUCCAUAGUGGAGGAGCGUCUCAGUCUGUAACCACUGCAGCUCUUUGGCGUGUUUCCAACACUCUUUAUAUUUCACUCCUUCUUGAUGCUCCGUUGUGUAACUUUUAUUUUCUCUGUAAUUGGAGCAGCUUUUACUAAAUCUCCUAUUAUUCUGAAAAAAUAUGUUUAGAUUAAUCAAAAUGUCAAACGUAUUAUUGUCUGUAACUUCCACUUCAUUAAUUUUAAAACGCCGUCACAGUUUUUUGGCGACUUCAAAGCGCGGUUUUCAUCUCAGGCUGAGGCAGAGACAACAAAUCCGAGCUGAAAUAGUCUGUUUUCUUCUCUGCCACCAAGUACGUCAACUGUCUGCGCCGAUGACGCAAGUACAGAAGAUUUUACAACCACUCAUAUCUGUUCCCCGGAGACACAGCACAUCAGCACUAAAUUAAGCCUUUAUUUUCACAAUAUAUAAAGCUGACUGGGAAAAUCAGGAGGAAAAUCAGCCAUCCACUCCAGUCUUUAAGAGCAGCUGGGUCUGCUCUCUCUCUCUCUCUCUCUCUCUCUCUCGCUCUCUCUCUCUCUCUAGUGUCAGUGAUCAGGUGUUUUCACUGGAGAUUAAAAGCCAAGCUGUUACAGACAGAUUGCUGCUUCCACAUAAAAAUCAUACUGAAGCUCCGGUGAGAAGGCGGACACGGUCUCACUGUCUUUGGCUCUGUGGUUUCAAUGAAAAUAUAGAGCUGACACUCGCCACUCUGCUGGUCGAUCGGCUCUCAUCAGUCAGAAACCUCAUUGGUCAGACAGUCGCGUUACCUGUUACUUUCAUAGAUGAGAAAGCUUACCUUGAAUGGCUCCGAUCCAGAGGAGGAAAUCCACCUCUACACUUCUAAAGUCAGAAUCUCCUCAUCCAUGGUGUCAACGGGGAGAAAUGAUGUCCAUAAACUUUUCACUUGUUCGUCCCCGCUAGUUUGUAUGUUUGUUUUGUUGUUUUAUUUUGAAAAGAAGCAGGAUGUUUUAUUUUGUGUCUGUACCCGACUUCCUUUCCAGCACGGGUUAAUCUGUGCUGAAUUUAUCCGGCAAAAAAUAGAAAUCUUGCGAUCAGCUGCGGAGUCCGGCGAUCCGCAGUGGAACGGAAAGAAGCCGGUGGAAACUGACACAUUAACUUGAAUGGUUACGAUCUGCAGAUACGGCCUUCUCGUAGCCGUUCCGGAUGCGGUGAAAAUUGAGGGUUAGGGGUUGAGACCUGAUGUAAUUUAUUUGGAGUGAUAUUUAGUUAGUAAACUCUGCUGCACAUCUGCACUUCUGUUCACAUUCGACUCUUAUUAGUUUUCCAUAUUUUCUGUCUGCCUCCCUCUCUCCUUCCACCCCCCUCUAGCAUAAUUGUGUAACACAGUGCGUGUAAAUGUUACUUUAAUUAAUGCUGAGCGCCCUCACGUCUUGGUUAUUGCGUGUUAGCAUGAGAGUAAAAAGCUUUGACAAGCACAAGUGUUGUAGAGAAAUAAGUAUUUAUGACAAACGGAUAAAACAAAUGAUAUUUUCACAAGUGAUCACUAAGGCAGCGAUGAUAUUAGUGUGAGGCUACAAUCUGAUCAUGCAAACAUCUCCACAUGAGAGGGUACGGCUGAUGCACAAAAAAUCAAGAAGUGAAGUGUUAGAUGCUCUGAAUUUCCUGGAAGAGCAGCCCCACAUGUUCAUCAGUAAAUAUGUUGAUGCAAGAAGUCGACCAAAAGAUUACAAAGCCCACGGCGUCAAGCAUGGGCACGCUUCUGAGCUGUAAAUAAAGCCUUAAAACUGUGGACUUAAACUGCUAAACUCAGGACAGUGUGAAUCAGUGUGUUGCUGAUAUAAACGCUCACUAACGUGGAUUCACUGAGCUUUAAAAUGCUGAGAAAAGACAGAGCAGUGAGUGCAGUAGGCGUCAACAAUUCGUGGUUAUAAUUUUCAUUUAUUUUCCUGUUCAUGUUUUUUUUGCCCCAGCACAAGACUGUCCUCUUGAAUGUGCAAAAAGGUGCUAAAGUGCCCUCUGCUGUGGCCCAAUGUGCAAGAAAAUAUGACUCAGUGCCACACAGGCUGCUCUCAAAGCCAGAAAAGGGUUUGGAAAUGUUUCAGAAUAAAUGCAACACGACUGUGUGUGCACAGAUGUCCCGCUGCAUACAGCUGGUGGCUCUCAGACAGCCUGAAUCCUCCGCUGCUUUACCUCUGACUUUUAAUCAACAAACCAGAUAUUUUCCUCACAGCUGCGCAGCUUUCUGUGCUGAUUAUUCAACCGGGAGAGUUUGUGUAGUCUAUCCAAGGAGAGCUCCAACUGUCCAGAAAUCUUCCACUUCAUAAGCAGGAGAAUAAACGAGACAUCCACUCCAGCUUAAAUUGUUUCAAGUGUCCUGCUCUCAGCCGCAGAUGCCGUCUAAGAAUAAUUUAAUCAGGAUAAAUCUGAUCAGGAGUCCAAAGUGUACAUUUUCACCCUUACUAACACCUCCUGUACCCGCCCGGAUAGGAAGAGGAGGACAUUAACACUCUGGAAAUUGGAUUUGAAAUGUUAACAAGGAUUUCACCGACGGAUCUUCAAACAUAAACCUCUGACCCCCUGCUGUGGCCGCACGGGCUACCGAACCAAACACACAGGGAGGUGGAAUGAAUCACUUUUACUCAACUCAGAAAUAGUGUUUUUUAGGGAGGGGAGAGAAACUCACAAUAAUCUCAAAAGUGUUUUCUCUCUCCUGAUAUUCAACAUAUGAUUUAUGAAUGGCGUGACGGUUAUUGCUACCCGAGGGUAAAAUUCAGAGUCAGGACGGUGAGGUCAGAAAACACAUCAAGAAUGAAUGAAAUAAAUAUCACCUGAAAUCAGACUCCUAAAAAAAAUUAGAGAGGUGACAUUUAAAAUGAAUUAUACACAAAACACACAAAAACCUGUACACGACAGCAUGUUAGAGGAACGUAUUUCUAUUGCUCACACUGUACUUCAUGUUUUAUUACAUCACUACAGUUCACAAAUCAUUGCUGAGACAGCUGCAAACACCGUCACUGUUUACUCAUAAAUACAUCAUAAGAGUUUCAGUAUUUAUUUUCUCACGCUUCCUCUUUCAUUUAAUUUUAAUUCUUCAUUUAAAUGUUUGUUUACGUGUUUUUCUCUCACCAAUCAGCCUGUCUCUGCGCCGCUGUGUGACAUGCUCACGUUGAUUUCCCCUCGGGGAUCAUUGGAGUCUCAUCUCAUCUCAUCAUCUGAGAAACACAGUAUAAAUAAACCAUGUUAAAGCGGUGUGCCCCAAAGGUGCAGUUUGUGUUGUAGAUGCUCAUCGUACAGUUAUGAGACAUACAGUAAACACAGAGGUGUGGAAAAUCGGAUCAUCAUGUAAAGAUUUGAACAGAAAUAAGCAUGGAAAUAGUUGGUAUGGUUUAGGUAUGCUAGUCCAAUGGCGAGAAAUAUGACUCGGCACAUUUCAGUCGGUUUAACGUGUUUACAUGUAUUUUAAAAGUUAGGUUAAACAUUUCUAAUAGCCGUCCUCCAUUGAUAAGUGUCAGUAGAGGCACAGAUAAUCUGAAUAAAGGCCUGAUCGGUCUAUAAAAAUGCGUCAUGUAAACAUGUCGAUCGUAAGAUUCGGAUCCAAUUCGGCUCAUUCUGAAAGAAAUUGUAUUCCGAUCCAGAGGGGUGGUUUAUGCCGAUCGUUGUUCCGAAACGCGUCCAUGUAAACACUUACUCCGAUCGUGACUCUCUUACCUAACUCGGUCUUCACUCUUUAUUUCUACUUCUAAUCUGGAUAAAGUUUGGUGUAUGUAUGCGCACGUCAUGAUUGGAUAAUUCAGUUUUGCACCUAUUAGGGGUGGGAGAAAAUAUCGAUACAGCAUAGUAUCACAAUAUUUUAUCUGGUGAUGUAUCGUAUUGUCUCAUUUAUCAAGUAUCGAUUUUUCAAAUCAAUUGCAUAUGUGAAUUUAAAUCUAUGAUGAUGAAAAAAUAAAAUCAGCAGUUUGUCCAGUGAGGUUGGCAGAGGUGACAUCAUAGAGCGGGAGAAAGUUAGUACAACAAAUAUAAAUAUAUAAUGUUUGAAAAUAAAAUACAGUGUAAAUAAGACAAACAAUAAAGAAAGCCAAAUGCUAAAUUAGCUAAACAGUUGAAAAAAUUAUAUAAAUCGCAAUAUAUUGUAUCGCAAUAUUCACUCUAUUGCAAAAUGUUAAAAUCGCAAUAAUGCCGUAUCGUGAUAAUGUCCUAUUAUGGGACCAUUAGUGAUUCCCACCCCUAGCGCCUGUAUAAACAGUGGAUUCAGAUUUUCCAAUCCCUCAAAUUUUAAUCAGAUCAAGAAAUUUUGCUCAUGUUAACGUGGCAAGUGUUUCAUGUAAUCACCAAUAAAUCCCACAAACAAGUCCUUUCAAAUCAUGAUCUAAGGUAUGAUCAACAAACAACAUAAACAGAAGCGGUCCAAACACACUGACUGCAUUUAGAGGAGGAGUACAGUAACAGAGCUCCUCUGCCCACUGUCUGUCAGUGUGAAUUUAGAACAGGAGGAACAGAGCGGGCCCUCAACCCUCAGACAACCCUCCACAGUUAAUCAGUGUGACUCUCAGGUAAAGUCGAGGUAUGACAAACACCGGAUGUUAUGCAAAUACAAGACAGCAGAAAAAAAACAAAAACAUCUGCAUACCGGUCCAGGGUUGGGUAACACCUCUGCAGACCCCUCAAACCCUGGACUCAGACCGGUCAGCCUCCUGUCAGGUAGACGACUCAAAGCUCUGUCCGUCAGACACAAAGACGGGCUGUUCCUGUGAUGAACUCUUUACAGACAGAGCUCGGAACAAACACUCGGCAAUAACAUGCGAAACAAACACUGACUGUGACUAUAAUAACUUUCUCUAUAAUCUCAUAAUUACCAUAAUUGAUUAUAAUCCUCGAUCACACACUUUAAUCAUGUGAAUAUCAUCCUCUCAUCUACACAUGCAUCUGUACACUGUUAUUAAGAGGAGGAAGAUAUCCUUUACUAAUCCCCUCAGGGAAAAGUCAUGCUGCACACACACACACACACUCACACACACACACUCACACACAUGUGCCCAAACAGGAUCCUAUGGAGUGAAAUUCCCAGUAUGUUCACACCUUCCCGGCCAAUAAAGCUCAUGCUGUUAGUAAGACCGUAUGCACAGCGUGGUCUGCGUGUAUGGAGCGAGGGACGGCACCGUGCAGCUUUAAUGCAUGAGAAGCAGUUAAUGCACAGCUCUGAUUUGAUAAGGAACAGAAAAAAAGAUUCAUUAACAAACUCAAUUAGGAGAGAUUUACAUUCAUAUCAUUAAGCAUCAGCGGGCGACUCUGAAGCUAUUAAACCCAUGACUUAUCCUCCUCUGUUUUGAGCGCGGGCUGCUUUAUUCCUCUCUGCUGCAGUUCUUCUUAAACGUUCCCCUGCCGUCGGGUUCGAUUUAAAGUAGUUUUGUGUUUUUUCCUGAUAACGGCGUACCUUCAUCCUCCAUGCUGUCGUGUCAUGUUAAACUCCUGCUGUUUCAUUUCAGAUAUGCUAAUACCACGAUGACUGAUCAGUGUCGCUUCGCUGUUUGGAAGUGGUAUGCAUCACCAUGAAGAAGAGGAAGGAGGAGACUGCUAACUAGCUGGCUGUAGCAGUUUAAGAUAAAUUAUAAACACAGAAACGACGUCAGAGCUUGCACCUCUUUAGGUUAACAGACUGGAAGCAGGGCCAGGCUGACUGCUUGAGGCCUAACUUUUUGUGUUGUGUCGUUCGCAAACGAUUCGUUUAAAAGAACCGAAUCCUUUAAGUCAACGUACUGAACUGAAUCACUUCCUCUAGAGAUUCAUUUGUUUCUCACUUCAGUUGACGAACGAGGGACCACGUACACCGACGCCUGAAUCACUUGGUGAACCAAUCACACAUUGAACUACACUCUCUGGAAUCAUUUCUGUCAGACAAAACUACCUUCUUUUUUCACUAAUAAAUUGCCACCACAACAACUUGUGUACAAUAGGACACAGCAUGUAACAAGUAGUGCAUUAAACCUGCAGCAUCCUAUCAUUGCAGCGGUUUGUGAGGGACAUGAUGAGGAUGAAGGUUAAUAUAAUAAUUAGCCUCUUUAGGAGCAUUGCAAUCCACUACCGGAAACGCUUGUUCCACGAUCGUCCUCUCUGUUUCUCCAAGCCUGGCCUGCAUAGUGGAGCUGCGGGGGCGGAGCUUGGAUUUGUUACAUAGGAAAUCUCCCUGUAUCUGAUCCUACCUUUCAUUCAAAUCGCUCAUUCAUAACGAUUUGAAUGCAGAAAUACUCAGAAAUGCAAUUUUGCACUUAUCUUUUCUCAUGAUACGUCCUGUAGAAUCAGAAAAAUGAACAUGUAAAAACAAUAGAAACAUGAUUUUCAUCGGAGUGGGUCUUUAAGACAAAACAUCAAAAUUAAAGCAGGUAAAGGCCUGAAGUAGUCCACUUUAUGUGUCACAAACUAAGUUGACCUUUUUGAGUUUUUGUGUUUUUUUCCUCACCAAAGCCUUUAUCUGGAUUCCUCCGGGACGUGACAGAAGCAAAUUAAUUCACAGCCGUCGCAGUUGCACCUCCCAACCAACACAUUCUGGUUAGAGGGACACAGUUUCACACCAGGUGAAAUUAGAGAUGAAAGCAGCAGCACAGAUAAAUCACCUGAGCUGUUAGACCAAGUGUUGGAUUGAAAUGAUAACAGCAGUUUGGAAAAACAUGUCCGGUGAUAAAAGUGCGUCCACACAGGUGCUUGUUUGUGCGUGUGACCCUGUUACAUCAACAGACUUCUAAAGCGAAUGUCUCCCAAUCAGAGCGAACACGUGCUUCGAGUCAUUCACGCAGCUAAUGAUGGCGUCAAACCAGGCUGUCACUCCUCUGACACAGCCUGGUUUGUCAUGUCCGUCUGGUCGUGUGCAGCUAUUUUCAUCGCUCACCCGCUCGCUCCGAGGCAGUUAAAGCAGAUCUUAAUUGUGUCCUCGAGUCGUUUUUAUUUUUUUUACAGCGUUAAAGAAACAUCAGAGAUUCAGGCGGUGACACAAACAAGAGCGAAGAGAGGGAAUAAAAUGUUACCUCAUGUUAUAUUAAGCAGGACGCUGGUGGGAAACGCUACUCUGAGGCGAAAUCUCUUCAUUAUUCAUGUUCAUCAUCUUUAUUUCCUGUUUCUGCUCGACUUCUUCAUCAAGGAUGAUCUCACAGUUGAGUGAUGUUUUACUACAGUGACGUUCAAACGCGGCAGACAGAGCUGUUUGACUCACACACGUCAGAAACCAGAAGUUAGGUCACAUGUUUUCAUCAUACUAUCAUCCUCAUCUUCCUCCUCCCAGCAGCACAGAGGAAAGGUGAAUAAAAGUCUGACACGUGUGGGUUUUGUUCCCCCUUCUGCUCGUCUCACAGGAGCAUUCGCUGCUUGAGGAACAUCAUCCACUGGAACCUCAUCACCGCCUUCAUCCUGAGGAACGCCACCUGGUUCAUCGUCCAGCUGACCAUGAGUCCAAAGGUGCAUGAAAGUAACGUGGUACGUAGACCUGCAUUUAUGUGAUUAUUGGUCUGCAGUAUUACACUUUUCUUUUUCUAAACAACUUUGUGACCAAUUUUUUGAGUUUUCUCUGGCUUUUCCACCCAAAUUUAAAAAAACAACAUAAACCCAAAUGGUAAAAAAAGACACCAAUAUGAGCCGCGGUGUUGCUGUAAAUGACUUUAUUGCAAUUUGAAGUCUUUAUUUCUUUUAUUCAAAAGUUUAACUCAACUCAAAGACCUUUAUUCAUCACUGGAGAGCGAUUCAGUUUUGCGGGCCGCCCGUAAAUCAAGAAAAAAAACAGCAACACGAUAAUCAGCAGUAUUCAAUAACAUAUUCGAGUAAGUCCAAGGUCGGAUCUGCAUGGUACAAUUUUAAUAAUGUGGUGGUAUGAAAGAAACUCACUGGUGAAUCAUCGGUGACGCACAAUCGAAGCUCAUAAUUUACACGCUCACAUCUCACAGUUCGACAGAUUGGCACGGCGAGAAUUCAAGCUGUGCACGUUAAACUGACAGAGCGUUGACGGCUGAUUAAAGUCCAGCAUAUAGAAGUUAAUGUCAGAGACUUGAAUCAGAAGUAUAAGGAGCAAUUAUCAGAUUUUUGACAUGUAGAAGCUCGGGAAAGUUGUUUCAUUCGAUCACACAGGUGGUCGCUGCUCAGUGUGUGUUUGCGUUGUCGGUUUGUUGGUUCUUGGCUCUGCUUUGACUGAACGUGAGGAUCCAGUCAGCCAACCAGAAUUUCUGAAAUUCAUCCGUCCGGUCAGGAGCAGCCGAUGGGCCACGAGGGGCUCUAGUGCCCUCCUGGACACUGUCUGGCAUAUGGAGCAGGAGCCGGCUGUGAUGGUGCCGCUAUCAGACUCAAUCACACACUGUUUUCUUGGCCCAACUCUUCUAGUUCGCGUCAGAUAAUUAUGGCCAUUUUCAAGGAUUUUUUUAUCCGUUUGUCCAUUCUGAUAAUGAGACACACUCUGAUAGACAUUGUGAUGGAAAAUCACCAGUUUAGCCACAUGCUGCAGCAAAAUCUUGUUGUAUUUUUCUGCACUCGCUGCUAGAGCACCAACUAUGGAUUCAUCUGCCACUAAAAGCAGCCCCGAUCGAAACCAUCAUUGUUAGUUAUCAGCGCAUCUACCGACGGAGCGACUUCAAUUUUCUCCUCUUGGCGGUGCAGCAGGAGCAGCAUCGUCUUUUUCGCUCUUUUCUCAGAGCUCCAGAGUUCAAAAAAGUUCUUUCUCUCUUGGGCUCUUCGAAGAUUUUCAGCAAAUUGUUUCCAAGUGCCCUCUGCCCCGUACCUUUGCUGCAGAUAACAGGUGUCAUAUUAAAUCAAAAAGAAAAAAAAGUGCCAUAAUGUGAUUCAGAGAGGUGCUCUCUCUCCAGGAACAAGCCGACCAGGUUGACUUCUCCUUGUUAUCGAUGCUCCUGUGUCUGUUAGCUGUACUGGAGGGAGGAGCAGCAGCGUGUCACACUAAUUUGAAACCAGUCUGACCUGUCCCUUUUUUUCGCAGUGUGUAAGUCUGAACCCAUUAUAAUUCCACGUUCAGGCUGAGAAACUCUCUGGGCUGUUGGUGAUCCUGUAAACCAGUGAUUGUUGUCUCAGUCCAGGACACAGCGACUGCAAAACAGUGUCAGGGGGGAGCUUGUUAGUCGGGGUUAUUUGCAUAAGGGGAGGUAAACAGAGUCAGGUUGCCUUAAGCCCUAUUCAACGCUUCAUCACAUUAUACCAUCUUUAGUCUGCAGAUUUCUAGCGACAGGGAUUUGGAACGAAGUAGCACCCAUCUCAAAAAUGCCUCCAGGUUUCUGGAGAUCUGGCACGGAUUCACACUCAGACUCACGGAUGAACUUGGAAGAGGAUGGUGUUAAAAGGUCAAAUGCACUGAGGCUCGAAUCACUUAUUUUGGCAAUAUCUCAAGGCUAAACUUGUAAAUUAUGACACAGGUUAAACCGAGGGUCUAUCAGGACCAACUGUAACCAUGACCCAUGGUUUGGAGCAAAUGUAUGGAGGAGGAUUAGGACCACAAAACAAAACGAAUAACUGGAUUCAUGUAGAAUUCUGAUUUUUUUUUUCCUACAAAUUCUAAGAGAAGUCUGAAUUCAUGAUUUUUACAUCAGAAUUCUGAGUUUAAAAAAGAUCAUGCACGUUUUCUAGUCAUGUCCUUUUCUCAGGUCUUUCUAAAAAGGGGUAGAGCAUCAAAUUUUAGACAUUUUUUUUUUUUGUAUCUGUCUGUACCUUGAAAAUUUCUUGGCGGCCCCAGUAAAAGGGACAUUUUUUACUUUUGACUUUUAAAAAAACCUGGUUUCCUACAAAAAAUUCUUAGGUAGAAUUAGAAUUUAUUAAUUUUUCCUCUAAAUUUCAGGUUUAAAUUCAGAAUUUUGUCUUUUUUUUCCUUAAAAAUGUGUAAUUAAGGUCCUUUCACACCAGGACCGUUUUUUUCGUGUGAUUAUUUCAGACAUCAAUAUUUUUUUUGAACCCGUAUCCUGUCAAUACGAGCGUUCACAUCGGCGACAUUUUCCCGUCCUGCGAUAUUGCGGCAUUUUUUUUUCGGAUCACGGUUGAAUUUUCUAAAGUUUCGCAUACUGUGUGUACACUUCUGACCAAUCAGAUUGGGUGUUGUUGCGACGUCAGAUUCACCGGUAUAUCCAACAUGGCCGACCGGCUGAUUGUUUACGUGUCGGAGAACAGAGUGAUUUUUGAUAAAAGACACAAAUAUUACAAAGAUAACGACCUGAAGGACAACUUGUGGAGAGUCAUAGGGUCAGAUUUCUCAUAUAACGAUAGACCAGCACCAUUAGGUCUCGGUUGUUACAUUACGUUUAUGGAUUAUAGUUUAAUGUUCUUAUCUGGUACUGGCCCCACCUCAGUACAUGCUAUCAUGACAGACAGACAUCUCAACACUAGAGUCUAAUCAGAACUGAAAACACUCAGUCUGCUGUUGGGUCAGUCUUCUCGCUUCCACCCGGGACACGUCUUUUUUUCCUCCCGGAAAGUUGCAAAAUGGCAUCGGGCUUGAUGUGUAUAGUCAGGCGCGUCAAAAUUCGCCUCUGAAUUUUUCGUAGUUUCGCGUCGUAUAUUUGCGUCGGUCCCGGUGUGUAAGGACCUUUAAAGUCUGACUUUUAGUGGUUUUCUGUAAUUCUUACAAUAAUGCAAAAUGUAUCAGUAUGUUAUAAAAUCUGUCCACUCCUGACAAAUCCCUGUGCAGUCCCAGUGACAAAGACAGGACAGAGUUUUAUUUUAUUUUGAAGGGCGGUUAUUACAGCUGUAAUGUUAUCACUUUCACACAGGACAAAUUGGUGUGAUCUAAUGUUAUAAUGAUGGAGGGAGGACAUCUGCUGUUGUGAGGUCAGAGGUUAACUCAUGACAAUUAUCUUCACAGGUGUGGUGCCGCCUCGUCACCGCCUCCUUCAACUAUUUCCACUCCACCAACUUCUUUUGGAUGUUUGGCGAGGGCUGCUACCUCCACACCGCCAUCGUGCUCACCUACUCCACCGACAAGCUGCGCAAGUGGAUGUUCAUCUGCAUCGGCUGGUGUACGUACACAGGAAUUCUAACCCCACAACUCUCUUUGGUCCACAAGCACUUCCUGUUAGAUGAGGAGAUAAUCACACUUUUAAUGUCACUGCAUAAAAAAAAGAACAAGAGCAGAGAAAUCAGCAAAGUUUAGCGUGAAGUCUAGAAGAAAGUUUUGAAGCCGUGCUCUUGUUCUUCUACUGUGAACAUGGACUUGUGUAUAAAAGGGUGAAUUAUCCCUUUAUGUACUGGAGUGGACACCCUCCACUCACUAUACAGUACACUCCAAGGGGAAUUACACAGUGCUGUACCACUCAUGUCAUUAUGCCCCACACAGUGGACUUAUUGUUAGCGGUCAUGUACUGUGAAGAACAGCAAUUACUGAUGGUUUCAUGAAAAAGCAAUUUGUGAACCAUCACACAUCGCUGUGAGGAGAACAGCAGAACAACAACACAGGGAAGACGGAGGGAAGAUUUUCACCAUUUUCACAAGUAGGAAACAAAAACAACAACAAUGAGAGGGUUUGUCCACAAGGGGCGCCAGAUUCAGCUCAGAAAGUUCCUCAUGGGAGCUUUAAUUGGAAAAACUGCAAAGACGUUACAUCAAAUCUUAAAGCUGAAAACUGUAUUGUUAUUUACAAAGAGUUUGUUUUAAAUUUGAUGUCAGCAACACAUUUCAAUAAUGUUGGGACAGAGAUAAACAACACUGAAACUCCUCACAGGUGCACAAACAUCACAAACGUCCAGAAAACUGAAAAAGUAGAGACAGUUUUUUCCAAAUUUCUUGUACUUUCUCUAUAUAAGGGGUAUUUGACAUUAAGGCUGUCAGUUUCCAUGCCCUUAAAUAAGGUUAAGUCAGCAUCAGUGACCUAAACCUGGUCAGUGUGCCGAAUUGUUUCAGCUUUCUGUUCAACAAAACACUGAAAAGGUAUUUUCUUUUUCUGUGAAGACACCUGGAGGAAAAUCUCCCAGUUAAAGAGGUUAAUUUGCAACAUGACUGGGUGUGAAAAUGCCUAUUCCAGAGAGGCUCAGUCUCAGAGUAAGAAAGAUAAGAGGAGGUUCAUCACACUGUGAGGGACCACCUGAGCGAAUAGUUCAGAAGAAAACUGCAAAGAUCUGCAGGAUUUCAUCAGUUUCAGUACUUAAAAGAUUCUGAGAAUCGGGAGAAACCUCCGAACAAAAGGGGAAAGACUGAAAACCAGCACAGGUUUGCUGUGAUCUUUGGAUCCUCUGGCAUUGUUGCAUUAAAAACAGACAUGACUCUGUAGUGGAAGUCACUGCAUGGGCGCAAAUUCACAUUAAAAAACCCAUUGGUGACUUCCUUGGACCCAAACCAGCUUCUACAUUUGUACUUCAUUUUGGGAAUCAGUUCAAACCACCAGAGAGAAGAGGGGCUUAUUAAGUAAGGUCGAAUUUAUUAACGGUAUCAGAAAUAUCAUGCUCAGCUAAACUCAUCCGCCUUUGUCUUUGGGUGAAUUGCUGACUGUCAGAUGAUCUAAACUUCCUCCAACUUCAGGACAGAAAUGAAAAGGCAAACUCUCCCAAAACUAUCUGAAUAACUUUAGUCGGUUUUGGUUCAGCUCAGCGGAACCAACAGAAGGUCAGGAAUAAAUUCACUCAACAAUAGAGGAACCUGACUUGAUGGAGAUUCAUUGAUUUCAAAUGGCAGCUGGGAAAUAUGUUGUUGUGGGGUUCACUGACACCCUGCUUCACUCUGUCAGACUAAAGUAUGUGCUCCUGAGAUUAGGUGUAUUGUGCCGGCUGGAUUACAUUUCCCUCGGGGCGGCGUGAAGCCUCCGUGUGAAGGGAGGAUGACAGCAUGGCUGUGAAGACAUAAAUAAGAUCAAAUUCGAUUUGCUCCGCUUAGUUUUGACUCAGUCCUAAAGAGCAGGAGUGUUAUAAAGGCGGAGAGGAGUGGGUAAGGGAGGAGAACAACAGAACAAAUGACGAUUUCCAACGCUGUCAGAGGAGACCUUCCUGAGGUGUUGCGUUACACUAAUAACAAUAUUUUGCUAAUGAAGUGGAGCAAUUCCAGACGUGAGAGACUUUCAAGUGUGCCGUAGCAGCUGGUGAGAUCCUUCAGUGUCAUUUAAGAGUGAGUAAUAGGUGUUUAUCUGCAGUAUUAUACUCCUAUUAGUCAGUAACUCAGCCGAUCACUCCACAUUACCGUCAAACAGAGUCCAUCUUUUCUUUUAUUCACAAAGAAAUUCAGAUGGUGACAAGUCCUGGCUUACAUCUGUGGAUCUCGGCACACAAACGAAGAUUGCUUUUGACAGAGCUUGGCAGGGGUUUGGAGCAGGGCUGACAAAAACACACACACACACACACACACACACACACACAAACACACACACACGCACAGAAGAGGAGUUUAUAAGUGCAGUGCAAAAUCCCUGGAGUCAUAUUUUCUGAUCUGAGUAGCCGAGAAAGAUGAAAGACGAGCGUGUCACUUUGUCUGUGUUUUCCUCCACAGGUAUACCCUUCCCCAUUAUUGUGGCGUGGGCCAUUGGGAAGCUGUAUUACGACAAUGAGAAGUAAGCUCUUUGUUGUGACUCGUGAUGAGAGAUGGGUUUUGAUAUUCAAAGAGACGGCUUUUCUUCGGCCGGUUAUAAAAGGACAAGGACAAAGUCAGACUGUAUUGCAUUAAGGAGAUGAAUGUCUAUUAUCAACCUGCUGUAAUCACAUUUGCACUGUGCAUUAUUCUUAAUUACACAUCGUUCCCUUGGCCAUCCUCACUUUGAUUUGGACUGCUUAGUACUGGAAGUGAUAGUAGUCGUCUCAGGUGCAUGAAUCACAUCAGGUGAACAUGGAUUCACUCGAUAAAAACUGAUCAUGAAACUAGCAAAGAUUUUUUUCAACAAAUUAGCCUUUAACCCCCAAUUUUCACUGCAUCCGGAACGGCUACGAAAAGGCUGUAUGCAUCGAUCGCAGCUGAUUGUUUCCAUUCAAGUUAAUGUGUCAGUUUCCAUCGGCUUCUUUCCGUUCUGCUGCGGUUCAGCGGACUCCGUAGUCGAUCGCAAGAGUUCUUCUUUUUUUUUCCAGAUGCUGCAAAGGAAGUCAGCACAGACACGAAAUAAAACACUGUGUUUCAGGUGGAUCGUAUUUCACGCCAUGCAAACUAGUGGCGACGAACAAGUGAAAGGUUUAUAGAGGCCAUUUCACCCCGUUGACACCAUAGAUAAGGAGAUGCUGAUUCUAGAAAUCUAGAAGUAGAUUUCCUCCUCUGGAAGGACACAAUCUACUGCUUUUAUGGUUAGUCUCUGUGGCUGUCUUUAUCAAGACAACGCGUUAUCGCAAGAUUGCACAUAUAUCCACAGGUUCUUGUGAGUUUUCGCGAUUCCUGCUGUCCCAAAUCUGCAACAAAAGUCGCCUCACAAACGCAUACAGUAGGAAUUAGCGGAAAAUUGCCACUGUUCUGUAACGCAGCCGUUCCGGAUGUGGUGGAAAUUAGGGGUGAGACUUCUCCCCAUUCAUAGGUAUCCUGACAGGCGGCCUUUCGUGCAUUUUAUUACAGACAGCCAGUAGAGGGAGCCCUGAAGGUUUUGGCUUCAUCAGUGAAGAGCUGUCAAUUUAAAGUGGCAAAAACCUGCAGUUCCUCCCAUGUCCACUAGAUGCUGGCUGCAAAUGCAAAGAAUACCCAUUUAAUCCCAUAUUAAAAUGCCGAAUUUUAACUCCACAUUAAUCAUGUUUAAAGCUGAAAUCAAACACAGUUUUAGGUUUGAAGCUCAUUAUUGAAUUCUUCUGCACUGUGUGAUGAUGGAUUCUUUCUAAAUAACAUCCAUUUAAAGCUGAAAUUAGACAUUUUAAUAGGUUAAGAAACAGAUUUAAACUGAAUGAUACAGAUACUUCUCUUUGUUCUACAUCCAUCAGGACAUCGCCCCAAAAAAACAACUGUUGUUAUUGUUAUAUUCAGUCUCUUUCUGUGACACCUCCUUGGAGCUUAGAGUCGCAGGAAAUCAGGAGUUGUCCUCCUGUUGAAACAAUCACAAUAACUUCAAAAAUCUUUCUCCCAAAGCCCACUGAGAUUAAUAAACGUGAUCUUUUUAGUUUGUUAUUUCAUGUUUCAUCAAAUAUUGCUGAAAUAAUCCAUUAUUUUUCUGAUUUCUUGGCUAGAAAGCUUCUUAUUUCCACCCAGAGACACUUGAAAAUCACUGAUACAUAUACGCUGAUAUUUAUUUGAAAUGGUCUCAUUACACAGGCAGGUGGUUUCAAUUGCAGUCAGAGAAAUGUGCUUUUAGGAUCUGUGCAUUCUGGGUAAAUUACCGACUGUGAGACAUGUUUUUAAACCCCUGGAGUGAAGAAAUUGAAAUGAAAUCUGACUCAUACAGAGAGCAGAGGUGAAGCGUUUCUGACCGCUGAUGACUGACGUUAUAUUUACAUCUGUCAGUGAGGAGGAGGCGUGACUGAUUGCUUUUGUUGGUGUUGCAGAUGCUGGUUCGGGAAGCGAGCGGGGGUCUACACAGACUACAUCUACCAGGGUCCCAUGAUUCUCGUGUUGGUGGUAAGAGAGUUGGUGUUUUUGUCUUUCGGCUCACAGUCUGGAUAACAGCUCGUGACCUGCUCGAACGAUUAGUCUUCAUUAUGUGGUUAAAAAAGCCUGGCAGGAGAGGAUUGUUGGAAACCUCGGCUCAUUCUUCAUGUGAGCGCUGAUAGAUGUGACGCUCUGACGUGUAACCGAUCAGGAUUUAAAUCUCCGCUGUUGGCAACUUUCAAGAAAUAUGGAGAUCAUUUUGAGGCGAAACAAGACGGAAAUCUGAGGUUGUGUUCAGACUGGUUUCCCUGACAAAGAGUUAUUUCUGAUAUUGGGUCAUUUCCAUCCCUGCAGGGGAAGUUUGUCAUCAUUUUAUUACAAUGCUGUAUCGGGUUUAACUCUCGUGAAAUGUGUGCCAUAAAUUUGACUGAAAAGCGCUCUCAUCUGCAUCCAAAGUGGCAAACAAGGGCGGGAUUAUCAUCAGGAGAAACGUGCUGCAAGUGCAGGAAUGUGAAAAAUGCAAACGGAAAACAACAUGUGCUGGGGCGAGAAAGAGACACACAAACCAGGGCGUUGUACAAAUAACAGCUGAAAUGUGCAGGCCUGCAGGGUUGUAGGUCUUUAGUGCUGUGUAGGGCUGGGUAAUGAAACGAUAAUAAUAUAUGUUGAAUAUCAAUAUGAAACAAGGUCAAUAUCCUUUUCAAUAGUCGGCAUUUUGCCAUGUUUUGGUAGACUAUAGAAAUAGCCAACUUUGUUUUAGACUUUGUUUAGGUUAAUUCAAUAUUAGUUUAUAUUUCUAUUAUCAGCUUUUGACUCUUGCAGAAAACUUGAAACCAACAACAGUACAUACAGUUAUUAAAAUGUAAAAAGAUGUUUAUUUUAACUCACAUUUAUCUCUGCUUACAAACUCCCCUGUGAGUUAAGGUGAAUUAACUUUAAUUAGAUGUUAUUGAACGUGAAUAAGAAUAUUAAAAACUUGAAUUACAGCCUUAUAGAGAUGAAUAAAUCUUAUAUUAUGGAUAUGAUGUUACAGUCAGAGUGGAGAUGAAAAGAGAGGGUAAAGAUGUUUUAGAUUAAAACCCCUCAGAGAGUGAUGGAGAGCUUGGAGGAGAGAUAGUUGAACAUCUUUCAGUGGACAGUAAGCAGCUGCUGUCCUCUUCUCCAGCCUCCAGAGUAUAUCUGUGUUAUUGUGACUCUUCCUCACCCCCCCUCUGACAAGUAGUGCCAGACGCUCGGCCCUGCAGCGAGACUCAUGAAUGAUCCUGCAGAUUCUGGAGAUUGGCUGUAGACUCAGCUCGGCUUCUCCUACAAGCUUGAGUCAUCUCUCGUCAGUGCCGCACCAACUCCCUCCUGGCACAUCCUCCAAAAUACCAUCCUCAGUCAUUAUCCACUUGUCUGCCCUUACACUCCUCCGUCACUGCCGGCUCUGCCCUCUUUUUGGCUUUUUCGUCCGUUUCUCUGCUCGGUUUGGUCUGUUUUCUCCCGUCGGGUCUCCGGUGGUGGAGUGACCUUCCCAUCCUUGUCAGAUAAAGCACAUUCGCUUAUCUUUUCUCUAAAGUUGAGAAAGUCAUCCGUCCAAAAGGCGCUGUGCGUGCAGCCUGACUGUCCCCCUGAGCUCUCAUCUGUCCUUUUCAAUAUCUCCCUGCUUCUUUCAUAAAAUUUUUCCUCAUUCUUUCUUCCAACUUUUUCUCUCAGGCUUUUUUCUCUGCGUCUGGCACUUGAUGGCUCUGGAUCAUUGACAGGUUACCUCCAUUUUUGUGAUGUUUCCUGUGGGUGUGAACCCUCCGUGACUUAGCAGCGGUGGUUUUAAUGUCUGCUAAAACAGCAAGUUUGAGAGGAAGUUUACUGACUUUGGAGAAGACGGCGGAGUCUCCUCAGAGACUGCAGAGCUUCUGUUCAGGCUAAGGCUCGAGUCAGUGUUGUGGAAUAAGGACACAGAAAAGAGGGUUCCUGUGACACUAUGAAGACUUGUAUUUAAGCACUCUUUACUGGUUGCCAUGACAAUGAAUGUAGACUUGCGCUGCAUACAUUGGCACCUUUAUCUGUUUGACGUAAUCCAUAAAGCUUCACUGAACACUGAAAUGUUCACACGGAUGCAAAAUGAGUAUUUGCUCGCUUGAUUCGUACAAAUAACUCGUUCCGUUUCUGAGCCAAACAUGUGAGUCAGUGUGAGAGAAGAGGCGCCCCUUCACGCCAUUUCAGUCUGUCUCCAUCAGACAUGGUUGAGGAUGACAACAUUGUGAGGAUUGUUAUAUUUUCAUCUCACUGACUUCUUUUACUCCAAGAGAACAAGCAGUAUCAUGAACCCACGAACGACAAUUAGUGCCGACUUUUUCAGCCUCCUGUGCGGUCGGACUUAAAGGGAUAUUCCGGUGUAAAAUUAUUUUAGGGUCUAACACCGAGUUAGACACCCCCACCGAGAGAUGAAUUUUGCAGACUGCUUGCUUCUCCAGUUAUACCAACUUUAGUAACGACAACAGGCUGCUGGAAGUGAGUAGGUGAGUUGUGUUUAGUCUCUUUACUCAAGUUGGUAUAACUAGAGAACUAAGCAGUUGGCAGCAUUCAUCUCCAGAGGGGGGUGUCUUACUUGGUGUUUGACACUAAAUUAAUUUUAUGCUGGAAUAUCCCUUUAAAGGUAGAGUUUGUAGAUAAAUGGGAAUAUUUAUCAGUUUCUAGUAUUCACUUCCUGAAUCUAACCCUUGCUUGUCCCUCCUGUUGGUGGGGCGAUUGUGUCCUUCAAGGUCAAGAAGCUCCUGUGUUGCAUGACAAGUUCGAUCAAGAUUUUACCAUCGAAAACCUCUUUUUAUACUAAUUCUUUCACCACAACAAUCUCCUCUUUUGUUUUCUAACUGGUGGCCCCUCACUAAGUGUUACCAGUUAACGAAGACUUUGGAGCAAUGAAUCAUGUCACAUAACUUUGCAGUCUAUUGGAGGAAUCUGGACUUGGAAACAGAGCCCAUUGGAAAGGUUAGACCUCGGCCCGUUCUCUGAAGAAAGUGAACACCCCAGGAGGAUCUGGAAACAAAGGUCACCUGCCAGGCUGCUGCUUUUCUGACCUGGAAAAUGUCUAUAUAUAGAUGUCUGAAUGGAUAUUUUUACCACUGACCGGUUUACCAAACAAGAAGGUGUGCAGCUGACUGGACAGUACUUAGACCUCAAUAUGUCUGUGGGAGCUACAACCAAUUUCUAAACUGUGCAUGUAAAGAAGAAGCUGCUUUUGUUCACUAAUCUGCUUUUUUCCGCUCUUUCAUUGAUUCAACCAUCAUUAUAGUAUCUCUAGACUCUUCUUUUCCCGCCAUCUUGGGUGUCCGGCAAACACUGGCAGAGAAAGUUUCACACUGUGAGAAAUGUGUGAAGAUAAAAUCAGUCCUGAAGUUUUCCAGAAAUGUCCAGGAGUACAUGCUGUAUGUGAAAGGGCUUACGGUACGCCUAAGAAGGAUUGCUGUGUGUGGAUGUCGGUCUACGGUGAUUAAAUAAAUCUUCACUGAGUGGUUUAACAGAUCAGCCUUGGGAUUACAUUACCACGAUACAUUUCACCUCAUUUGAUCUCAUGGGACCGACCGAACAACCCGGAAACUUCCAACCCCGAUAAAGUCCUCGUUCUACCGCAAAUACGGGCUUCAUCUGUUUGUAGAGAUCAGCUCUGCCAAAUCCUGAUACAGCUCGGUUAUGUUUGCCACCGAGCUUCAGUGUUGUCCAAGAAACACUGACGGAGAGUAACAUCCAAACACGCUUAAGUGUAUUUUAAGUCAAACCCACGCUCACACCGUCCUGCUGCCUUCCUCAAAUCAUAAGACCCUGAAAUAUGACGGCUUGGGUGGUUUUUAUUCCAUGUCAUAAAUCUGUCCUGGCACACCUCCAGGAAUAGUUCCCGUCUUCCGGGUCGACUUCCUCAGCAUGCAGCGCUCUGAGUCCGUGCAGAGGUGUUUCCCCCAGCUGGACUCGGCUAUUUCCUCCAUGUCACACACGUUUAGAUUACAUUUCUCAGCUCGGGGGGAAUUUUUCUGAAAUGAAACCUUCACAGAUCAAAAGUUCAGGACAACACAAAGAGUUGUUUUCACACUUCUUUAGUAGACAAAGGACGAGAAGAGUCCUGUCAGCAGCUCUGCAAAUGCAUCUUCAGCUGCAUGAUGUUCGUUUUAUCAUCCCUUUAAAACAGAGUAGCUGUCUCUUCAUACACACGUCUCUGAUAAAUCCCCCCGCCUGUAGCUCAUGAUUCAUCAUUAUUACCGUUUUAUAAAACAAGAAAGGCUGUCAGGGUCAGUGCUUUAAUUGCCUUUUCCUUUUUGGCUCGGAGUCGUUGUGCCACAGCUGGGUCUCCUCACAGCUGUGGCACAUUUCCGUUUUAAAAACUCCCAAAAGGCUCUUUUAACAAUUAAAGAGUCAAAUCCACUGUGUGCCAAACAGAAUUAACGAAUUAUCACCAAAAUACUUUGAGGCAAAAGUUUCAAACAUGCCAAGACCAGUGCGGAACAGAAGGGACUAGGGUUGAAAAGGGGCGGAAAAUUUCUGGUAAAUUUCCAGAAACUUUUCAUGGGAAUUAUUGGAAUUUAUGGGAAUUGACUGGAAAUUGGGGGUGAUUCAAACAAACUAUCAUAUCCAAACAUAAAUGUUGAUAUUUUUGUCACAAGCAGAUAUCCAUGCAAAAUUAUACAGUUAAUGUCAUGAACAGAAAUAAAGUUGGCUAAACAACUGGAAUGGUCUUCAGAAUAUUUGACAGUUGAUGUAUAAAUUAUUGUUUGGUUACAGAAAACCGUCUUGCAGGAGUCUGAAGAAACAGCAUCACAUUUGAGGUCGCUACCACCACCAUAAUAAGUUAUCUUAUUAGGCUAUAAGCUAUUUUAUUUUUGCAAGUUAAAUAUUAAUACUGUUAUAGAUCAAAUAUAUUUACCCCAUAAUAUUAUCAAAACUUACUUGACUUUAUAUAGUUCGUGGGCUCAAAUGUCUUGUGCUUUGGGCUCCAGGGUUAAAGAAAUCAUCUGUGCGUGUGAUGGUGGAAUGCACAUGCAUGUAGGGGGUGUGGCCUCAAUGGUCCUGCAGUAAGCAGUGUGCUGUGUGGAUGUGAUUGAGGACUGUACUUUCAUUAAAUCUGGUUGUUUUAGCCAAGAUUACGCUACAAUAUAUUUUCUCCAACUAUAUUUAAGUUCUCUGUUGAGCGCCAACCUUCAAUUUUGUAAAUUUCAGAUUUAUUCUCAUUAAUUCUCAUGGAAAGUUUCCAACUUUGAAAAUCCCCAGAUUUUUGCAACCCUAGAAGGGAUCAUUUACUUCCUUGAUGAAAAGGUUCCUGGAACUUUUGGUCCAAAGAAACAAAUUUGAACUCCUGAAAAGUGCAAACCUUGUCACAUUAACAUCAGACCAACUUCUCCUCGGUGUUUGAAACUUUCCUCGAAGCCCUCUCGGAGUUGUUCGUCCCUCUCCGCUUGUUUGUGUGAAAAUUGAAAAUGUGUCUUUAAUGAAGGUGGACGGAUCCCCAGCUUACAGCGUGUUUGAAACCGAUAACAGCCCCAUAAAACAGCCUUCCUCCGACUUUAAUACGGGCUGUAAUGUGUUUUGAAGAGACUCUCAUUGCCGUUUGAUUUUCCCGCAGAUCAAUUUCAUUUUUCUCUUCAACAUCGUGAGAAUCCUGAUGACCAAACUGCGAGCCUCCACCACAUCAGAGACAAUCCAGUACAGGUGAGAGUAAUGAAUACAUGAAGUGAUCCGGCUGUGCGCGCAGAGAGCGACCUUACAGGCUCUGCUGUGUUUUCACACCCUGAAUAAUUCACACGCUGUCAGCGGGGGUGUUGACUCGGUCUGAUACACAAUAGCACCCGCAGACAGAAUCUCCCCGUCAUGCUUGUCUGAUCCCCCCGUCUGCUUAUCUGCAGGAAAGCUGUGAAGGCGACGCUGGUCCUCCUUCCUCUCCUGGGGAUCACUUAUAUGCUUUUCUUUGUCAACCCGGGCGAAGAUGAGAUCUCUCAAAUCGUCUUCAUCUACUUCAACUCUUUUUUGGAGUCCUUUCAGGUACGAUUGAGCUCAGAAAUAUUAAAAAUGACAGCUGUGUUGGUCUGGGUGUUUGUUUUCAUUGAUAAAGUUUUACGUGUUGACAGAAAAAUGAAGAAGUGUAGCGUGUGUGUGCGAUUAAACAGGAUCAGGGUGUUCCUCAUUUCGUUGUUGUUUGUUCCUCUCUUUAUCUCCCUCCUCCUUCUCCUCCUCUUCCUCCUCUCUCACAGGGGUUCUUUGUGUCCGUGUUUUACUGCUUCCUAAACAGUGAGGUAAGCACAUUUGCAUCUGCUUAUUGAUCCAGUGUUUCCUCCCUGCUUCACAUUAUUAUUUAUCCUCCUCCUCCUCCUCUUCCUCCACUUUCGGUUGCUGCUGCUGCUCUGUGAUUUUGCAGAGUGAUGACGCUCACGGCUCUUUUAUUUAGGGCACAAUUAAGCCUUGUCAUGUAGCAACAUAAGUGACAUCACUUUGGACACUUUAUGACAGUGUCAGGCUUCAUUUGGCUCCACCGUGAAUCAUGGGGUAAAAAAACCCUCCCAGUAAAGCAGAGAAAUAUUCAGAUGCAUGUGCAGAUUUAUCACCACAGUUCAGAAUUUAUCUACAAGUCCGACAAAUAAUACGGCUUAUUAAAAUGAUCAAUCUGGCAGCUAAUAAAGUGUAGGGCUGCACCAUAAAUCAGAUUUUUAUCAUUACGGCGGAAUGAGCGUCCGCAAAAAAACACAUCCCUAAAGUCUGGAUCGAUCUCAGUGAACAUGAGAAAUGAUUUUAUGUAAAUAAGCAGCUUUUUCUCACCCUGUAUCCUCGUGUAUUUUACUCAUGGAGUCACACGGAGCUCAGGCUUUCAGCGACCCUCAGACUGAUCGAAUGGUGCUAAUUUAACCAGGCCCACGCUGAUAAACUUACAGAAUCAAAACAGACGUGAAGGAAGUAUUUUAUUAUGAAGCUAGUUAAGAACAAAAGUUCAAAUUUGGAGGAUAAAUUAAAAGACGAGUUCUGGUUCAAGCUCAAAUGUUUGAAAAUAGGAAGAAACGUGACGAGUCUUGUGUGAAUUACUGUUUGUCAACGACAAUGACAAACUGAAAAUGUACAACUGAUGAUAAAAAAUCUGAUUUUAUUACCUGUCAGAUCUUCAAAUCGAUUAUAUUCUCCCUAGUGUGUCUUGAGGACAUGAGGGGCUGAGUCUGGACCUCCCACCCCCAAUCCCAAAAUAAGAGGAAGUCGGUGAAAACAAAGAUAUCACUAGAUGACAGAGAUAGUGUUUUGUUUUGUUCUUGGCUUGGAGUAAAAAUCUUUCUUCUGUAUUACCUCAGUCGAUCUGCAGCAUCAAUGUUUUGGUGGGAGAAUCUAAACUGAAAACAUCUUUCCAGAGUGAGGGGUGCGAAUGUUACAGGAGGGUGAAAAAUAACAGAUUUAAAGACUUGGUACAAAGCUGAUUUCAGUUUCUGAUCAGCUAACUGGCUGAAAGUAAAGUAUUUAACUAGUGUUAUUAUUUUACUAGUGAAGUACAAGUUUUUAAGUAUUUUUUUACAAGUGUAUUCUGUCUAUUUUAAAAAUAUUAUGGGCAUCAUGUCAUUUUAUUUCAUAUUUCAAUGAUUUUAAUAUUGUAUCUGUUUCACUUUACCUGCCCAGGAAAUACAGGUAGAAAUUGGCAAUUAUUGCUAUAACCUGGCUCAAAGCAUCUCUUCUUGUCUUACAAAAUUAAUAUUUUUUGCGUGUUGUCCCUGUUAUAAAUAAAUCAAUUCAAUUCAAUUCAAUUCAAUAAAGAGUCAAAAGUCAAAAGUAAUAGCUAAGUAUUUAGUCACAAGGGUAAAAUGAUGAUGGCUGCACAUUGACAAAUGGAAGAUUUUAGAUUUGUUCUCCGACUGAAGAGAACGAAUAAAAACAGCAAAACAAACACUAAAACUCAUUCACAACCAGAGCCUAAACUCUCAUAUAUAUAUAUUAAACAUGGCCACAGUCCACAGAGCGUGUCCUCAGCUGUCCUCAGAGCUCCGCCCACACACCAUGACACCUGAUUGGAUUAUAUGUAGGAUAUUUACAAUAUCAUGUAAGCAGAUCAGAGGGAAGUGAAAUCCCUCCUAAUGUACCUCACAGGGAAAUCUAUAACCAUAAAAGCAGAAGUGGAAGUUUCACUGUUGCUUUGUGUAGGUCUCCUGAAGAGUGACGGACGUGUAAACACUCGACUCGCCCAGAUUACACGAUCUACAGAGGAACAGACAAACAUGAUUACAUAUGGAGCAGUCAGAGCGUUUGCAUUACCUCGGUUAGAUAUCAUGUUUCUCCUUCUUCUGUACAAAUACGGCUCUAAUACUCCUCUUAUCUUUAACUAACCCCCUCCCCUCUUUGCACAAUCUCCACAGAUGUUUCCCAGCUGCAGAGACUCGCUAUUGCAAACACUUAUUUCAUAGUUUAUGUUAUUUUUUUUAUUAUAAACACUAAACAGUACAAACCAUGCCACAGAAGCGAAACAGAUGGUACAGAAGAGUUUGUUCUAAACUUGGAGCUCAAACAGGGAGUCUCCUCGACGCUAAAUCAAACACAGAGCUCACAGUUCAGCCAGCAGCAGCAGCAGGAGGAGCGAGGCUGAACUCAGAGUCAGCGGGACACGCAGAUGGGGAAUUAAUUAGUUUUUCAGGUGUUUAAUCUUAUUCCAGAUUCAGAUUUAACCCGAUGACGGCAUUAAGCAAAAUGUUAAGUGUUCACAAAAGAUCUUAAAAUCAUCCUGAGGGGGCGAAAUGCCUGAAUAAAAUGAAACGAUUAUCUUCUAAUGAAUGUCAAGAUGUUUCAUUCAAGACCACAAAUGUCAGCUCCAUGACGGCCCAAGAGAGAGGAGUCAGACAAUCACAGAUAUUUCAAGAGUUUUGGGAGGUUUUUUUUGGGGAAGAGUGACGAACAUCUGAAGAUAUUUCUGUCCUUAUACAACCCAAGAUCCACGCAAAGUUUGGAGGCUUCAUGAUCCAGCGAUGCCAGUGACUCCUCAAGGCCUGAGACCAUUUAAGACGGACCCAGGCAGAGUGGAAAAACUGCCCUUUGGUCUGAACGAAUUAAAGUUUGACAUCCUGUUCGGAAAUCAUGAACAAUGAGUUAACAGGCCACCUGGUUUGGUAUCAGCACGCAACUCAAAACCAGCAUCCAUGAUCGUAUAGGGACCCAAGACACGAGAAACCAGAUUCUGCACGACAACAAGGCUCAACAGUAGACGGGUUCAGGUGCUAAACUGACCCGACUCGUCACAUGCCUCCUUUCUCUGUGAAAUCAAAUUCUAUUUUUAUGAACAUUUCCCAACUUUUGUAUGAGAACAGUAAUAAUAAACAUAAUAGGAAUCCUUUCAUUUCCCCAAAAUUGUGCUAUGAAGUGCUUGACAGGGAUAUAAAUAGCAAACCAGAGGAAACGAAGUGAGCGCAAUCAAGGAGAAAAUGAUGAAAUCAAAGAGUCUCCAACAAUUCUGGUCCAAGUAUGUUUAAAGAGAGACGAGCUUUCAGAGCGGUCGGAGAGUCUGCUAACCUGAUCUCCUCGGGCAGCUUGUUCCAGAGCUGCUGUGAUUAAAGGCUCCGUCACCCGGAGUUUUCAGCCCAGCCUCAGGAACACGCUCAGCACAUCCACUGAGGAUCUGAGGCUGCACGCUGGCUCAUGGGUGACCAAGAGGUCAGAUAUGUAAGAUGAAGAGAGGCUAUAAAAAGCCAUAAAGGUCAGCAAUGAUGAGAAUUUAACUUUGACUUCAGAACAUCUUCAUCUUCUAGAAAGUGAUGUAAAUAAUUUCACAUGUUUGGAUCACAAACACUAAAAGCAGGUUUUUCAUAUUCUGAGUUAAAUCAUGAGACUUGAAUCAAAGUGAUGGUGUGGUUUAGUGGUCCAGUUGAGCAAACAUACUGGGAACGAUACAUUAGGACACGAUAUGAUACUAUACAAUAUGAUACGAUUGGACACACUCCCUCCAUCUAGGAGUUUCACUUUAUGCAAAUCAAGCAGCUUCAGUUUACGACACCAAUCCUUAGAUUUCUCUGCGGAGGAGGAUGGAGAAGUUGUUGCUGUUUUAAGGCUGUUAGGAGAUGAGGGCGUGUGAAAAGGUCUCUGUGUCUUAAAAGGAUCAAAUAGACCCGAUUGGGCAUUGCUUCUUAGAUAUUAAAACAAGACUGCGCUGGUUUUGUUGUGAGAUACUCAAAGUUUUGGUUCAAAGGGGGCAGAAGAGGUAAGAGCGAGUCUGAUGAGAGGAGGAAAGAAGAAGAGAGAGGGAAUGACGAUCUCUGGUGUGACGUCGCUCCUGUGAAUGUUCGUAGUGGUGUGACCUUUCCUGACCCACUUAUUCUAUUUUGGCGAAAUGUAAUGAUCUAAUAAUCUCACAUCAACCGUACCUCCCUCCCUCCCUCACUUUCUGGGAAACACUGAAGCAGGUAAACUAAGUCUUAAACUCUGAUUUGACCUUUUUGGCUUCAGAUUUUGAAGUUAUUAUGAUUAGAGGAGGCGGUGCUGUUUAGCGUGUACAUCCACCUGCCUCCGCUCUGAAGCCUCAUAAGACCAACCACGUGGUUGAUGUGCCAUGUUCUCUCUAAACCCGGCUCAGUCUCAGCAGAUGACUGUCUAACAUCAGUCUGGUUCUGCUCGAGGUUUCUGCCUGUUAAAGAAAGUUUUUCCUCUCCACUUGAACUUGCUAAGCGCUUCACUCAGGUGAAACACUUUGCAGCAGUUGAGCCAUAAGUGUGAAACAGAAUAAAGAAUAAUGUGACAGGAUAAUUGGACAGGCGCCACAGAGUUAUACGAUUUCAGAAGUAUGUUUUUAAAGCACAUUGAAGAAAGACAAAGAGUCGAGUCUGACUGUAAAAAAUAGAUUUUUCAUCCCUGGAAAGGUUUGGUCGGAGAAAGGAGAGCUUUGUUCGAAAAGGCAUAAAUUACCCCCCGUCACUUCUUCCCUCGUGGUUUCCUCCAGAGACUCGAACAAUACCUAUUUGGCAUCGGCAACAGCUCCUGAAAUACGGCCUAAUGUUUCCUCAGCGGGGUUUUACAGCCACCAGAAAGAAGACGCACCAAUUAUAUUAUGUCUUGACCUUUUCGCUGUGAUUAUCUGUGUUAUCUAACGUGAUGUUUCAGUCGGCGUGAGCCAGUGUGUCAUCUCAGAAUAAUCGCUAUCACACCGGUGAUUCCUGGAGACGCAUGUGGAUGUGAUAUCAGCUGACUGCUGCCGAGCGUGGAAACCGGCUGAAAGAUGAAUGAAUAUCUCAUCAUGGGAUAUUCGUGUUGCAGCUCCGAUCAGGGAUUAUCCGGUGUGUGGAUCUCAGAGAAGAUAUUGAUCGAGUGUUAGGUUUGGGGCCGAGAGAAUCAGGGGGAUAAAAUGAGACAAAUCAACAUAAGAGACGCAGAGUCACACUCAGCAGAAUUUCAAAAAACGGUUCGGACUGAAGCAUCUGCGGGAGAUUAAAUGAAACUGGUCGAAACAGAGAAAAGACUAAAAAAUCAAAGUGUGUUAGGACGACGUUUUAGCCGUCUCAGCUUUAAGGUUCAACAUUCUCCUUUUCAAAGUGCUGGGGCAGCUGGGAAAAAUGCAGAGGUGGGGGACAUGGGACGAUUGAUUCUAGUGCGAGGGAGGGGGAAAAGCUUUUUCAUCAUCAUUAAAGUGAUUUAUAGCAUGUUGUUGUAUGGAUUCUGUUUAACAUAUAACAUAGGAGGAACAUGAAAGCGAGGUGUAAAUUCAGUCCGGCUUUGGAGACACUAAUUAUGUAAAAGCCCACAGGGGAAAAAAAACACUGAACACAGAGAAAGUCAGAGGAAAUAAAACCAGAAGUCUUCAGAGUAAUUCAAAUAAUUAGAAAAGAGGAGCUGCAGGGAAAUUCAAUGAGUCAAAUUAUGAGAUGUAAGAUCAGUUUAAAAAUCAUGAUUCUGACGGACUUAUUCUUAAUUCCUGUAGAUCUAAUUAUGUACAUUUGUUUUUAGAGCCAUGACAGCCGCUUCAUUACAAGCUUUCAGUUUUUAAAAAGUUUGAGUAUAUUUUGGAGUCACAGAAGGCCAGUUUUUACUUUUGUUGUUACAUUUUUAAUCUUUGCAUAAAAAAAAACCUGCCACAAUCUUUAAAAUGUUUUGUUAUCCACUUUUUAGACCUAGAGUUUUUAUUUACUAACUUUAUUAGAAUGUAUGUAAACAUGUUUCAUCUAAAAAAUGUUAUGCUUUUUUUAAAAUGGUUUUACCAAACACACAUCCUGUCAAUACAAUCUGAUACGAUAGGAUACGACACGACGAGAUAUGACAUGAUGCUAUGCAACACCAUACAAUACAAUACAACACGACAAGAUACGAUAGGACACGACACAUUACGAUACGAUAUGACACAAUACGACACGAUACAAUACAACAUGAUAUGAUACCAUACAAUACAAUAGUAUACAAUAUGAUACGACACGACAAGAUACAAUACGGCACGACACAUUACGAUACGAUACAAUAUGACACGAUAUGAUACGACAUAUUACGAUACCGUACAAUACGAUAGGACACAAUACGGUAUGAUACAAAAUUACAUGAUAUGAUACAAUAGGACAAGAUACGAUAGGACACAAUACGAUAUGAAAUGAUACAACAUGAUACAACACCAAAAGACACAAUACGAUAGGACACAAGAUAUUAUAUGUCACGAUAUGAUUUGAUACGUCACGAUACGAUAUAACGAUACGAUUGGACACACUUUCCUUCAUCAGGGAGUUCAUCUUAAUUUACGUUAAGCUGCCUCAUGUUGAUUCAAAUAAAUCAGUCAAUCUGAGUGUGAACAGAGCGGCUCAAAGAAACAACAACCAGCAGCUCUUUUCUCAAAACGGUCCCUCUUCACUCCCUCUUUGCUUCAGAUGGUUCUUUAUCUAAACUCACACCCACAACUGUAAACUUAAGGACAAACCCACCUCACUCACAUCAACAGGAUCAAUUUGUUUCCACGGUUACACUUCCCUAAAAUAAUAUACAGUUUACGUAGAUAAGUCGAUCUAUCUUCUGAAUCUUCCUGGUUUUCCUCUCUCAGGUGCGCUCAGCUGUGAGGAAGCGUUUCCACCGCUGGCAGGAGCAGCACUCGAUCCGAGCCCGGAUGACCCAGGCCAUGUCCAUCCCCACGUCACCUUCACGGGUCAGCUUUCACAGCAUCAAGCAGUCUACGUCGCUAUGA